AUCUUUCCCCACGCCCAUCCCCGUCUCCCGCCGCUAUCCCUUGGCGGGUGAGGGAGAAACUCCGCUUUCCGACCCAGCAAGCCCCACCCCACACUCGGUGCCCUUCUCGUCGUCGUCCCCCUUCUUCACACUUUCCCCCCUUUGCCCACCAGCCUUCGCUCCCCGCCCCCGCCGCGCCUUUCCCGCCUUCCUUCCGCCCCUCACACGGGCUGGGCUGCUUCGCGCAAAGACGGAGCAGCUCCCGGCCGAGCUGCUGCGCCGGGGCAAACUUGGCCAAGCCGCUCCAGCGGGAUUUGCUCCCGGCAGCGGGAGGAAAAGGAAAGGGAAGCGCGCCUGAGGCAUCGAGAGAGCGCGUCCGCUCUGCUUGAGGCGGACGGAGGAGGCACAGCCUUGCGCCGGCAGUCGAGUAGAAGCAGCCGCGGAACCCCCGUGGCCCGACGUGGCUUCGCCUGCUGCCGCAGCCCCUUCGCUGGAAAUGAAGAGAGUGUGCACGCUCUCCCUCUGGCUCUGGAUCGGCAUCGUCUCGGAAGCAGGUGAGUGAGCGCAGGCGCGCCUUCGACGGAGCGUACGCCGGCGGCGCCGCGCAAGCCGAGGAGCUGCUGUGGGCUGGCAAGGGAUGGGACGGGGCGGGUGGCGGCGGGCAUCGCCUGGCUGCAGGAUGAACCGGGGUGGGAAGCUCCAGCCCAGCAACUCCGCGCUCCCUCCGCCCGCCUGCGUGCGCCGAGUUGCGCCAGCGGCUCCCGACCGCCUGGCACCGGCGGGGACGGGCAUCCCUUGGCUCCUCUCACCCUUCUGCUGCUCUUUGCAUGCUCUCCGUGGCCUCGGUCCCCAACCUUGCCUUUUGCCUCCCUUUCUAGAUAAUAUUUGGCACUUUUCAGCUCUCCCCGCUUUUAUCGCUUCUUGGGAUUCUGAGUCCCCAGCUGUGCGCUCUGCCUCUGUCCCUUCAUUCCCUUUCACAUCCCCUUCCCUCUUUUGUUCAACUCCGCCGCUCUCCGGGCAAAGCAUCUGCCAACUUAGUAGUACUGUGCCCGCUUCCUUCGACUACUUGUUCAUCUUUUUCGACUUCAGCUGGAUGACGGAACGCCAUUCAACCACCAGAGGGCACUCUUGGGUGACUAAUCUUUUCCUCCAGCUGCACGCAAAGUUCGGGCAGGAAAGGGGACUUUAGACAUCCCUUUGGUUUAACCCCGCAACAGGGAUCAAACCUGCGCUGGUUCCUCAGGAAGUGCCUUCUGGUGUGAUCCUGUACAGUUUAUCCUGCCUUUGUGUUGGUUUUUUUCUUUCUUUUCCUUUUUAAUGCAUUGCCUGUUGUUUGUGUGCUAUGAUAUAUAGUCUGUGUGCAGACACAUAAGUUGGUUCAAGUUACUGCAUUUAUUACCAAAACACAUUGACUGGCCCAACACUAGGGCUGCAGUCCCAAAGUGAACAAAGUGGGACCAUAGGAGCCAACUCCUAGGGACUGAGGUCCCUUCACCCUCCCCCAAUAAAAUAUUGGAGCCCCCCUCCCCAUUGAUCGACAUCACCAUUCAAAUGGUGUGUGCACACUGCUUCUUGCUAUUGAUUAUGUGGGGUGGGGCUUACCUCCCCCCCUCCCCAAUAUUUCAUUCAAGUUAGCACCCCUGAGUGGGACUUUCCUUCUGAGUAGAUCUAUACUGGCUGAGACUGCAUGAGAUGCCUGUCCGACUUGGGAGUAGGGAGGUGGUCUGCCUGCGUGUCGGAGCUGCUAAUAAAAUAAAGCUGUAGGUAACAUUUGCUGAGAUGCAGAAAAUGUUUCCGUGGAGGAGGACUAUGACACAUGAUUUGCUAGCGUUCAGGUGGGAGGCUAUAAGGAACCAGAGAGACCACAGCAAAAGUCAUAGUGCAGGAAGCUUUGCAUGCGGCAAGAUCAAUUUUUGCAGCAUAAGACCAUUUUCUAUAAUCACAGCUCCAUGAUUCAUCACUGUUGUGGUGUAUUGUUUAUUCCACACAAAAAAGUGAUUUAAAAGCAGGGUCUUAAGCAUCUGAGAGGUAUAGAAUGCAGCACCAUGCUCAUUGCAAGUCCAGACAGCUGCUGCUCAGCAAAGGUGCUUUUAAGGCAUAGUGCUUUGCAGCUGGAAUUGGACAUUGUGAUGAAUUAUUUGUGGGUGGUGUUACCUUUCUCCUACUAACCUAAUGGGUCUGAACAAGGCUAAUACACACUGAGUUGCUGCCUCUGGGGUGGAGUGCACACAAGCAGCGCACAUGCUUGGUUUUUCAUGUCCUGAUACAAAGAGAACUGAGUUGAUAUAAUGCUCCCUUCAUAAGGAUCAGAGUUUCUGUGAGGCAGGAGGGCAGUGUGGAUUGAGAACACUACCUUUCCUAAAGGAAUAGCUAGAAAGGAAUGAAGAAUAAACAGGUGUGAGAUAAAUCUGGCAUAGGGGCUUGAAUGUGUUCAGAAAACCGAUGGUGGUGAUGUUCAAACCCAGGUUCAGCCAUGAAGCUCACCUGGUGACUUUGGAGUACAUUAGUUUCAAUGGCACACAAUUUUUUAUAGUAGCUUUAACACUCUUUAUCUGUCUCUUAUGCUAUAAUGAAUGUCUUAUGAUCAGGUGCCACUAUUGGCAUACUUAGCUUUGAUCUGUAAAUAUUUCCUUUUACAUCCAGACAGUAUUGCACCAUAGUUCAGGGGUGGGGUAGGUGAUUUUAGCCGGUCACUUUGUCAGCCUGUCCUAUCUCACUGGGUUAUCGAGAGGAUAAAGCAGGAGAGAUGAGGAGAUCCAUACAUAUUCCCUGGAAGAAUUGUGUGUGGCGGGGUAAUCAUCACACAUAAUGUUAAGAAAUGUUAAGUCUUGUGGUUUGGGUGAGCAGGUUUACAGACUCCUGUAUUUGGGCUCUUUAUAAUAGGGAUGUCUAAACUGUGGCCUUUCAGAUGUUUUUGGACUACAGAUCUCAUCAGCCCCUGGCAGUAGUGGGGGGGGGAAUCACAGGGGUGGUUGCCCCGGGUGCAAAAUUCUUAGGGGUGCAACAUUUCAACACCCGGUACUGCCUCAAUGCAGUGCAUGCUUCCAUUGCUGAGUUCUGUUGAAAAUGGCUUCUCCAUGCAAACCAGGAAGUGUCCUCUCCAGGCAGCGGAAUUAUUUCUCUUUUCUUAAUCUCUGCGGCUGUGAUCUCCUGGAUGCCAUGGUGUCAUUAGGAAUGUGCAUGCGUACUCUGUCCUUUUCCCUCCCUCCUUCCCUCCCUUGUCAGGCCCUGGGCACUGGCAACCCACGCUAUGCCAAUGCCUCAGUGGCGUAGCGUGGGUUGUCAGCACCCGGGGCAAGGCAAGUAAUUUGCGCCCCCUAACCCGUGGAUUUUAGUAGGGGCAGAGAGCUGCGAGUGCGAGCGCGCCCCCCAGAUGUUGCGCCCGGUGCGGCCGGCCCCCCCUGCACCCCCCACGCUACGCCACUGCAACGCCUACCAGCAUGGGACAAGGCCCAUUCUUUGUUGCCUCCUUAUUUUGUAUGAUAAGUUGUAAAUAAACAUGCACAGUCGGUUCUCCUCAGGCCCAUCCAGCCACUUGGUUAAGGGUGCACCAAUUUCUUUGGCCUGCAGUACAUAGCUGGACUGCAGAUCAUACUGACUCGCCUGGCUCCAUGGAUCAAGUCUCCAUUUACAGUGAGAGUGCUAAAAGCAUCCUUUUGGCACGAGGCCAAGUAAAACUCAAACCUACCGCUUCCAGGAAUGUAGCUGAGGGAGGCAGACAAAUCCUUGCAGCAGACGUAGUGGAGCAUGCUGACAUGAUUGCAGAGGGCAUAUGGAAUAUAUUAUUGCCGCACUUUUCCCCGAUAGAUCCCCAAUUGCCGCAGCACCUGCUGCAAGGACGACGCUUGACACAAUGUGUUAAACAGAUACCCCCUGUUCCUUGUAGCCUGGGACUUGGUGCUAGGCAUUCCGAUGGAUUGCAGCACGAUCAUAAUUUCUCCUCUGUGGGCAUAGAAAUACUUCUGCAGCUGCUCUGAUAUCCAGUGACUGUUUAAAUUAAUCCCAGGAUUUUUAUUGCCUCUGGCUAUCUUAAAGCUUUGUUUCUUAUUUCAAGCUGCUAAUGAGGUGGGUUGUGUUAGUCCCGUUGGUGGAUUUCUCCUAAGGUCAAAACUGUAAUGGUGCUUAAUGAAUUGCAGUGGUAUCAUUGCUCCUCCAAAGUGCCUCGUCAUUAAAAGGACACAGCCAGGCUCAGUGCCUAGGCUGGUUUUGUGUUCUAAGCCUGGCUCUAUUGAGCGGCAGAGGAAGCCUCUCGGGCACCUGGGGCGGUGCGCCCAUAGGGGCGGGGCGAACCACCCAUAGGGACGGCACGGGGCAUGUGGAACCCAUAGGGACGGGGUGCACAGCGCCCAUAGGGAGGAACAGGGCGCAUGGCACCCAUGGGGGGGACAGGGCGGAGAGCACAGUGCCCUUAGGGAGGGAUGGGAUGGGGCGCGCAGCACCCACAGGGACGGGAUAGGGCAUGAGGUGCCCUUAGGGAGGAACAGGACAGGGUGCGGGGCGCCCAUAGGGAUGGGAUGCACCACGAGGGCCUGGGCCUCAGCCACCCUAUAGCUGGGGGGGAGGCAGUGGGCGGACAUCGUGGAGCCUGUGAGUGCCCAAAACACGCUGCAGGCCUUGUAGUGAGUGCUCCCCGCCAUUUUGUCACCCCCCUCAGUGGGGACACCUGGGGUAGACCGUACCUACCGCACCCCCUUGCUACACCCCUGGUUCUACCCCCUCACAAAAAUAAGUCUACAUAUACUCACAUGCUUUGCAUCCAGAAGGUCCCCCCACACUUUGCCAGUAGGGUUGUUAAAAGUCAGAAAAGUCAGAAACUCUGGAGAGCCAUUAUUAGUCAGUGUAGACAAUACAGUGUAGGCUGUAAUGGUCUGACUCGGUAUAAGGCAGGUUCCUAUGCUCCUAUUGUGAGUGCAGACAGCUUACAAAGGGAGAUUUCCAGUCCACCGUCCCACCUUAUAAUUCCUCAGUCCUUUUAGUUUUCUUCUUCUUCUUGCAAUAGCCUUCUUGUGUUACACUUGACUAAGACAUUCAAAGCCAGCUCAGCACAGUUGUGGCUACUUGGCAGUCAGGCCAAACCAAGAGAUGAUGGAAAAUCCAAAACAAGCUAGCAAGUGUCCAAAUGGAAUUCCAGUUAUUGUGCUACAGUCCAUUGAUGCCCUUCAUAAAAAAGAGAGAAAGAUAAUAUUGCUGCAAAAUCAGAAGGAUAUCAUGAAUCACCAGCCACUGGAGAGACAAGAAAGAAUGCAAAGUUGUGUAAUGCAAAAAGGGCAGAACCUGGCGAACUAACUUAUUGAAUCUGCCCCCCUCACAUUCUGCAACUGCAGUCAUUCACUUGCCCUUCUGACUAUUUCCAGUAUUUUAAACAGUAUUGUUUUUCCACAGUUACUCCUCCUAUAUAAAUAAUGCCUCUUUACUUCUCUCCAUCUGUGUUAUGAAUUUACAGGAAAGAUUUAUCCCCAUUUCCUCCCUAAAAAACCCAAGUUAUCUGAUCAGACAGGAAAAAAUAAUAACCCAAUAUGUUAUUCACAGAAAAGAGAGUGGACCUUCUGGAAUUUAUCUUUAGACAUUAGGAAGUUUCUAAAGGAUACAGGGAUUACCUUUUCAUAGUAGUAAACCUAGAGUUCGCCAGAUGUCAGUUUAUUCCGUUAAUGGCUUCAUAAUAAGAAAUAACCUGUUCAGCAUACUGGAAGUGUGUGAGUAUAGUUGUUACAUAGACAAGCAACUGUAAACCUGUCUAUAAGGAGAUAAAAUAAUCACUGAAUGCUUUCAAGACAUGCAUAUGCUUAACUUCCUGGCAUGAACUUAAUAGAGGUACAUAGUCAACUGUUUGCUGUUACAAAUGGGUUAAAUUUAUACACUGCUGAGAUAGGCAUGCACUGAACUGAAGUUGGGUGAUACAUUAUAGAGAUCAAACUGUGCCAAUAUUAUGCUCUCUGAACUUUAUGUAAAACUGAGUCAGGUAUCUGCAGGUCCCUGGCUUUUAACAGGUAGCCUGCAAAGAGUUAAGUGAAGAUGCUUAGCUAUGAUGCCAGGCAUGAUGUCCAAGCCUUUGCUGGCGGAGGUCAGCAGUGGUUCAUGGGAAAGGAAAAAUUGGCAGCUGGGCCGGAUGUCCUGCAUUUCCCCUCUUCCUGCAGCCGCCUGAACUGCGGUCCUUAUUUAGCUUUCCUGAUGGGCAGGAGGAAUCCGAUGGCGGAAACUGUCAUAGCCUGAUAACAGUUCAGGGACCCCUUUAUGAUGGGUGUCUAGGUAGGCAAUGGGUCAGUUUUCAUUUUGGUGAGGAUGGGGGAGGAGAACAGCAUGCCCGGCCAACUCAGGCAUGAUUGACACUGGCCAUUUAAUAUACAUUUUCCAGGGGGAGAAAGUAUCUGCACUUCAGUGUGUUGAUCUGCUCACUUGUACACAAAUCACGCUGCAUUUCUAGUCUGAAAAUAACCCAACAAUGAAAUGAUGACGUCUUUCAAGGAGGUGUUUUUUCCCCCUUUCUGUGGGCGGUUGAGCCAGCUGACUCAGGGAGGAGUUCAUGGGGAGAGGGGAAAGGGGGAUCCUGGAGUAGAGCCUUCUGGCUGGAGUCCAGGCCCGGGCAGAGUUUUCCACUGACUUAUGGUGACAAUGUGUCAGCAAGGCCAGCAAUAACAAUGGCAUGGUACAUGGUGACGCAGGGCUUGUCAGAAGUGAGAGGCAGUCAAGAAGGAAUCUGUGUACAAGCAGCAUGAACAAAACAUUCGGACGUGUAUUUUCACCAUACAUGGUGCUUUGAUAUGAUCUGUGUACUAGAGUCUACGUUUACAGUUACAUACAAAACAAACCCGUAUUAGAACUGCUGAAGUAAAUAUAUUUCCAAUAAAAGCAACUCCACUAUAUUUGUAUUGACUUCUGCCAUUUUUUCAUGGAGCAACAUGCUCCAUGAGAAUGGUCAUCAUAUGCACACUUAGCUAUUCCUUUACCCCAUGUAUCAAUCUCCAUUUGGAGAAUGAAACCUCAGCACAGAACAGCUUAAACUGCAGGUCAGAGCUAGGCAAGCACUGAUGAUUUGGGGGGGUAAAGGUAAAGGGACCCCUGACCAUUAGGUCCAGUCGUGACCGACUCUGGGGUUGCGGCGCUCAUCUUGCUUUAUUGGCCGAGGGAGCCGGCGUACAGCUUCCGGGUCAUGUGGCCAGCAUGACUAAGCCGCUUCUGGCAAACCAGAGCAGCGCACGGAAACGCCGUUUACCUUCCCGCCAGAGUGGUACCUAUUUAUCUACUUGCACUUUGACUUGCUUUCAAACUGCUAGGUUGGCAGGAGCAGGGACCGAAAAACGGGAGCUCACCCCGUCGUGGGGAUUCGAACCGCCGACCUUCUGAUCAGCAAGUCCUAGGCUCUGUGGUUUAACCCACAGCGCCACCCAUGUCCCGAUUUGUGGGGUAGCUAUGGUGAAAUUCAUUGUGGACAUCCUAAUGAUCACCAGUGUUUGCCCAAUUUUGACUUGAAGCUUAAGCAUUUCUGUAUCAGUGGUUUAAUUUUCCAUGUGGUGACUGAUACAUUAAAAAUAAUAAUCCAAGAAAGGCUGCUUGAAAUAAGAGAUAGGAAACAUGCUCCAAUUUCCACUUCACUGAAGAGGGCAAAGUUACUCUGGAUUUAAAACAAGACAAGAUGGGGCAUGCAAUUUUGCAAACAUAUCCAAUUAGCAUAACUCAUGUUGUUCACCAAAUGUUGGUUUUUCUGGCUGUAGAAUUGUAAACUGCACAUUAGCAGGCAAACACAGGUUCCCAGUUUGCCUAAUACUGUUAAUGCAUGGAUAGGCAGGGCAUUAGCAAGGGAGUGUUACUGGGCAAGAGUGAGUGCUUAAACAUUUUCAGCUCACCAAUGUCCCCCAUAACCCUUCUCUCCCACCAGUUUCCCACCCCUCUCUUUCUCUCCCAGCUCCCUGCUUUGCCCAGGUGGCUCCAAGGCCAUGCAAUAGCCCAUCAGUCAAGCAACAAGUCCAGGAGAAUGGUUGUAGGGAAGGGCUAAGCACUUCCAGCCUCUGAUUCUCCUCUGUAAAUACCCGCUGCUGCAUCACUGUUGACUUUGCUCGCUGAGUUAAAUUGUACAUAUACCCCGACUUUAUGUAUUAACAGUGCACAGGAUUAUUUGAGUUGCUUUAAUAAUAAUAAUAAUAAUAAUAAUAAUAAUAAUAAUUUAUUAUUUGUACCCCGCCCAUCUGGCUGGGUUUCCCCAGCCACCCUGGGCGGCUUCCACAGAAACCAAAAAUACACUAAAAUAUCACACAUUAAAAACUUCCCUGAACAGGGCUGCCUUAAGAUGUCUUCUGAAUGUCUUCUGAAUAAACCUCUAAAAGGCAACAUGGAAAUAAGUGACUGUUAUGUCCAACAAUGGCUGCGUGCACAUUACCCUGGCUCCAGUGUGCUCUCAUUCUGGAGGUACACCUGACAUUAGCCACAAUCCAUAUCUAUCAUGUAGUUCUUGAUUGUAGUGCAUUGGAUGAAUAUAUCCUUGCCAGGCAAAUGCAACUUGAAAUGCAGCAGGCGGGCAUGUCUCAUUGUGUUUUAAGUCACUAAUAUGUACAUAGCCUACGCAUUUUGGAAGAGCCUACGGCCUAUUCCAAAGAGUAACCAUAUUUGCUCCAACUUGCUGGUUGUUCUGUUUUCCUUGCAGUUUUAAAUCUUUCCUCAUUUCCACCCUAGCAGCAUCUGCAGGAAGGAAUAAGGGUGAUCAACCAGAAUAGCUGAUGGGUCUAGUCUCAAGAGAUGAAGACAGAGCAGAAAGGAACAUAGCAAUGCCCCGCAGAGUGUUCCACAGAAAGAAGGAAGGAAGUUUUUAUUACUAGGCUAAAUCCUAAAUUUCUUGUUCUGCACUCAAUGACGUCCGAGGGACUGUUGGCUGAUUGAAAUUGAGAAUGAAAAUUCCAAGAAUCACUGCAAGGGCCUGGGGUAUGUAAAACGUUUGGCAAACCAGAAGUUUUCAGAAAUUGCACAUUAGUAAGUUGAAAUUGCACUGUUUCCACAGGUAAAACUGAGAUGAUGUGGACAGCCAAGGCUCUUAUGGAAUAUAGGCCCUAAAUCUAGAGGAGGAAAUAGCUGUAUUUUAGUCCUGUUGAAAUAAGUGGGUCAAGUUUAGUCAUGGCUAAGCCUAAUAAGCCUGACUGUAUUAGGGCCAAAGUAUACAAGGAUUUAGUUGUCCUUCCUCCACAUGUCUAUAUUGCAAAUUAUAAAAUGUACAAUUCAAGUACAUAUGCAAUUUGAGAACCAAAUGUUUCAGCCUUGUAAUUUGAUUUUCUGAUCAAUCAAUCAUUUUAUUUGCAUGCCAUCUUUCCAUAGUUAAAAGUAUGCACGAAGCAGAUUACAACAUAUAAAAAAUGCAAAACUACAAACAUAAGAAUAGUAGUUAUAAACAAUAAACAAAACAUCAUAAAGUACACAACCAAACUGAACAAUUUCCACAUAAAUCAUAAGAUCCAGUAUAAAGAUAUAAAAAACUAAUAUCAACAACAGCAGCAACCCCCCUGCAACAAAAUCCGCUAAACAGUAUCCCGGCCCCGAUAAUAAAAUGAUAUUUAUUUUAUAGGUUGGAUCAUCCUUUAUAUUUUUAUUUAUACAGGCAACAACCAAUUUAUGUGGCCCGAAUGACAUGUACACACGCACAGCACCGAACCUGGAAAUACCCCAAAAUGUCAUAAAGACAUCACAAAAAGGGGUGGAAUGGGGUACGGGCAGAGCAGAGCAGGCUUAUGUGUGCUCUGCCAACACAUGGGAGGAUCUGGGAUGUAACCCCCCCCCCCAAAAAAAAACGAGGAUUGCCUGUAUACUAGGGACUGCACCACUGUUUAGGUUGCUCACCAACCCCUGGCUGACCACCUCCCCUUUUCAACCCCUCUCAUCUUACACCUGGCACUAAACCCAUCCCCAUCCCUUUACACCUAACCCGAACCUGCCUUCUCUCUGUUUAGUUUGUUAUUCUAUUUUUACUGCCAGGAAAGGGGAGACUUGCUUUUGAGAUUUUCUGCCUCAGAUACCCAAUAACUUGGUUGGCUUUGGAUACUAUGCACCUUGAUUUGAGAGUGUGUGUGUGUGUCUCCAUUUAUUGCUCCACUUUUGGGCAGCAAAAUGUCCUGAGUUGGCUCUGUUUCUGCAUAAUGUAUUAAUAUUUCAGGUAAAAUAUCCUUGAGAUAAGAAUACAAAUGAAGGAAGCAGGGUAAGACUUACCAAAAGGAGUGAGAGUAGAGACGGUACAGUAUUUGAAAGAGGUGCUUUGCCCAAAGUAUUGUCCAAAAUAUAUUUGGGAGGAAAAUGUGUGUGUGUGUGUUAAAGUUAGUACCUUUCCUUGUGCCUUCCUCAUUCUCGAAGAAUGAGCAUCCACUGCCUCAUGCUGAUAUGUAGCUUUGGCAUUCUGCUUGCUCCUGACUUUGCAGUUCAGUGGCAGAGUCAGACAAGGACUGUGCUCCCAGGGCUUGGCAUUUCCCAGUAUUUACAGCCCCCUCCCCACCCCCAGCUGGUUAGACAAAUAAAAUCUAAUGCCGACUGAAUCCCCAGCUCUCUGUCCUCAACAGCAAUAACAAGACCUGGGUGGCAUUUCAAAGAAUGUAUCCGUAGGAGAUGGCUUGAAAUUAGCUAGCAUUGGAAUAUAUUCUUUUAAUUUUGGGGGCUGGAAGAGAAAUGUAAUACUUUCUUUGUAAUAGACUGGAGACUCUGGCUUAGCUGCUGUUUAGCUAGUAUUGCUAUGAAUUGGAAAGAUUGCUUAGAGCAUUGACCUCUCACUAACCCCUUCCCCAAUCCCAAUGAAAACAUGUUUUAUUGCAAGAGCAGAUAAAAGGAAUCAUAAAUAAAUGUGGUCUUGCGCAAGCUCUAUGCUACCUGCCCAAGUGCAAAAAUAUGCGUUAGCACUGACAAGUUUGAUUAAAAAUCGGUGGCUAAAGUUCCGGCUUGCACUACAUUUACAGUUUUAUAAUGUUUUAAGAGAAGAGAGACUGUAUCACCCGCUUUAGAAUACAAACCACCAAGCUUUGAGAAAAAGAUUCAGAUCCAUCGCUGAUACAACAGAUUGCUAGAAAUGAAAGUUUCUGAAUUCCUCGGGGGUACAUGGGCCCAGGGGGAGACUAGGCCCAUUUUUAUAACACUAAACUGUGGUUUAGUGUUAUAUCCAAACCAGGUGUCCAAUUAAUUCAUCAAGACAACAGAUUAUAGAGUUUUUGGAGACCACGCUGUUGUGGAUUUCCCUAUACCUUUCUGCUACAUCUUGAAUGAAUGAGACCAGCUAGUUCAUCUGAUUUUCAACCCCUUUCAAGCACACUCAGUUAUUAAGUACAACAUCUUUGUUAGUAAUUACGUUCCUUAAUUGAGUCAUUAGCAUAUAUAAACAUUUCUCUGCUAUUGUAUUCUACUUGUGAGUACCUCUGGGGUUUGAGUUAUUGUGUAUGGAAACAAUUUUAAAUAGGAAAACAACAAUCAGUAGAAUUAGAAUAUUUUUUUAAAAAAUGGCAAUUUAUGAUGGCCUACAAACCAUUUAUAAAAAAUAUUUUCAACUUGAAGUUCUAACUAUGAAAAUAUGAUUGAUCUGAACACAAGUAGCCUGCUGAGAAAGCCAUAGCAUGGCAUUUCAAUGGACAUCUUUUUUGUUUGAGGGGAAAAAUGAAUUUCAUGCCUGCCUGUGAUUAUUAGUACCGGUAGUUCUAAGAUGCCUGAGGUAUCUGUGCAGAUUCAUUGACUGUCUCUUUGAACUUGUAAUCAUCAGGAUUUGUACUCUGCAAAGGUUGCACUAUUUGAUUGUUUUAUUAAAGGGGGAGGUAACUGAAGUACUUCAAUCCUGGGAGGCUGCAGAAUAAAAUAUUAGAUAUGCAUUCCUUUAAGAAUUAAUUAUAUGAUCAAAGCAUUUUCCAUCCAUUUCAUGCUCUCUAUACUGCUAUGAUUAUAGCUCAUCUCUCCACCAGAGAAUUCAAGAAAACUGUAAUGUAUUUAUAAACCUAAAUAGGGAAUAAUGUUUGCACAUUGGGGGGAAAUGGUCUGUUUCAAAGGCUAUAAAUUUAGCCAGUAACUCCAAAGUAAUGAAAGUAAUCAAGGACCAAACCAGGGAUGGCACCUCCUCACCUCUCUGCAAGUGCUCGAGCAUUUUUCACACCUUUGUGAUGUGAACAAAUUCAACAGAUGAAGUAUUUCCCAAUAUGGAGGUGAUAUGAAGUAUCUCCUAUUAGGUUUCUCUGUCAGGCAGCUGUUAAAAGAAGUCAUAGGAACACUGAUUUUAGAAAAAGGCCACACCUACAUUGAAAGUACUUAUUCGGCUUUAACGGUAAUGGUUUUCCACAAAGAAUCCUGGGAACUGUAGUUUGGUAAAGGCACUGAGCUCACAGACCUACAGUUCCCAGCACCAGCUCCCAGGAUUCUCCAUGUGUGGUGCAAAGAGUGCUUUGAAAGCAUGGGGUGAAUGUAACUAAAGAGAACUGGCAGUCCUAGAGAAAGAGAUGGCUAGCCCCCUUGCCAUCAGUUGUUGGCAGGCCAGAUCCAAAAGGAAACACGUGCUUUCUGAUGUGCAAAGAGCACCCUGCCCCUCUAACUUAAAAGCAGCACGUAUGGAGCUCAGCAGAGGGAUAGAAAGGCUGCUGACAGCCCAGAUCCGAGAGGAGGUCUGCAGGGUGGCCCUGGCUGACCUAGUGGCUCUAGGCCGGACAUGUGGCUACCUGGCAGGCUAACUUUGGCCCAGGACAUCUCCUCUCUGAGAGGAUGGAGCCGGGGAGGGAAAGGGCACUGCGGUGGGGCAGGGGGGAGAGAAAGGAAAGCUGACAGGGAGAGAAAUGCAAACACGGCCUAGCAGUUAUGGUGUGGGGGAGGUGUGGAGGAAGAUGAAGGGUAAACCUGGCAAGAGAACUCAGGAAGUCAAGCUGAAGCAAAGUGAGGGGAAUGAUGAGAUAGAGUUUCCUGGAGAGGGCUGGAGAGAAAGGCAGACAGAUAAACAGCCAGGAGGACCCAAGGAACGGAUGCUGUUCUCUGAGCAAAGUCCUAGAGGGCGCUACGCAGCUGGCAGCUUGCCAAGGCCUGGUUUCUGUUCUCUCUCUCUCUGUCUCCUUAUGCCUUUUGAUUUUACUUCAAGGACUUCCACAUAUGGCAAACAUAUUCGAAAGAAGAGGUGUCACUGCACCCCCCUCCCCACUACUGUGUUCUAAACACUAAAUAUUGUUCAUAAUAUCUAGCAAUGUGCUGGUAAUGCUGCAUAUUUCAAGGGAAGGCCAGGCGUUAGAAAGGUCAGGUUAGAUUCCUCGGCCACACAGCCAUCAGGCUUCCUAAAAGCUGCAACUUGUAGUGCUGCCUCUUAUGAUAUCAGUGCUAUAUUGUUCUGUCACAUCUUGGUUGCCUGUGUACACAUUACUGCAGGGCUGCCUCAAGACAUUUUGGAACCUGAGGCAAACCACAAAAUGGCACCCCCUAUCCCUGCCAGGUGAGAAGGGGUGAGUUAUAAUUCCUGUUACGUUAUUUUUUAUGAAGAAUGCAUAGGUUAUAUAAUAGGCCUGCAUGGGGAAGUUUGAUGUUUUUAUUGUAAAUUGAAAAUAACAAUGGUGGUGGGUUUUUUAAAAAAAAUUGACAAAAUUAUACUGACCUAUAGUUAAACAGCAAAUUAUCCAGUACAGUUAUACUUAUUGAUCUACCUCACGGUGAUAUUGUGAACAUGGGGUUGUCAUUUCUCAUCUAACCUAGCAUUCCUACCAAAAGCUUUGCUGCAAGGAAGGAUAUCCAGGAUAUGUGUUGCCUGUUCUAAUGCUGUAGGGCUCAGGAUGCAACCUUUUUCUGGGUGUGGUAUUGCUGGGUUCAGCUCCAUUCUACAGGAAAUGAACAACCAGGAAAGGCAACAAGAACUCUAUAGCACUUGGAGCAAGCAAGAAAUGCAGGACUACCCAUCUCCUUCUUGCAAUGUAGUCUUUAUAAGUGUUGAGAAAUUAAGUGUAUAAAUGAGACCUACAACAAAACGUCGCAAUAUAUUUUCUCUCACACACAUCUAAAAGUAACGUUCCUGUUGAGGGAGGGGACCAGCCAGCCAGUUAACCAUGUCUUCCUCCAGCUUCCUAAAAUCUGCUAAGGGCUCAAGCAAGCCAAUUCUUUCUCACUCUUCCAUUCUUGAUUUUCCAUUUUUCUUUUCCAAUUGACAUUCAACAUUCCAUGGCUCCUGAUGAUCAUGGAGCAUGCUUCGUCUUCACUGAGCUGUUUGGGGGCAUGGGAUUGCCCCAUUUUGGUAUUUGUGGACUUUUAAAUAUUGUUUGUACUUUGGCAAACUUUGGGGUCGCCCUGAGCAUUCUGAUACCUCCCUUAGAUUUCUUAGUAGCUGCAUUUUCUAUUGGCAUGAGAGCACAUAAGUUCACCAGCCAAAUGCAGGCUAUGAAUUUUAAUCCUUGUUUUAAUUCUGCCUGAGUUUUGUAAGAAUAAAUGAACUGCCUGUGGUGGUGUGUUUCACUGUAACAAUUUCCAGAGGAGUAGGGAUGUUAGUUUUCUUUAGCAAAAACAGCAAAGUCUUGUGACAACUUUAUUAUAGCAUAAGCUUUUGAGUUCAGGUGCAUGAAGUGUUAUCCUGUCAAUGCAUCUGAUGAAGUGGACUGUAGUCCACAAAAACUUAUACUAUAAUAAAUUUGUUGCCCUUUAAGGUGCUUUACUGCUUUUUGUUCUUUUUGCACUAUUGGCUCUGAUUAAAGGGCCUCAGACUCCACCCCGCCUCCGGAAAUUUGGCAUUUGUAAGGUUUUUUCAUUCUGUUUAUCUCCCAAGACAGUCCCGGGAGGGGUGGGUUUUUUGUUGCUGUAGUUUUGAGGAACCUAAACAGGCAAACUGAUUCUGGUCUCUUUCUCCAACUAUAAUAAUGUUGUCUCAAGGAACAAUUAGAGUUGCCAGAUUUCCCAUAUUAUUAUAUCAUAUUUCAAAAUAUCCCAACUCCAUAAAACAGGCACUCCUAGAUUCUUGGCAUGGCCCAUUUUGAUCUAGUGGUUUCAUGACAGUUUCAUGUACAGCAUUAAAAUAUCUGCCUCCCCUCCCCAUACUCUUGCCCUAAAGUAUUAAGAGCUGAGACCAAAUUUCCCCAUGUUGUUCUAGUAGCUAUAUUUAACCAAUAGUUUCACAGUUUUCAGACGGGAAAUAGGCCUCCCAGAGAAUAUAUGGGCAGCUGGUAGGUUUGAGAAAUAUGACAUCUGCUCACUCAGCCCAGUAACCAAUUCCUUUCAGUUGUGUUUCAUCUUGCCCAGCAUGAUGUAUUGUCAUAUCCAUCAGUAUAACUUGGGUGUCUAUGCAGUAGUCAGGUGCUGCGUGUCUUUAUUGCUAAUCCGAAAGGUCAAAGGAGCUGCCACCUCUGCCAGUUAUUAAUGUGGACUUCUAGCUUCCACAAACCACAUUCUUUGGGGACAUUAAAGCACUGAUACCCAACUGACACCUUCCCUUUCCCUUCCUUUAUCUGCCCAUGCAUCCCCAAACUACAGUGACAAUUCCAGCUCUGAAGUUGACUGCCAUCUGCAUCCACCCUUUGUUAUUUUAAGGAGGGUCCUUUAUGACAAACUUUGAGGAGCCCAGGUUUAGGGUGCUGCAUCUGCUCUGUAAGGCCUACUUUGCCACAGGAAGCAGCUCUCAAAUUUGUUUGGGCUCUCAUUUGGGCCACCUAGUUAGUCGCCGCAUACACCAAAACAAAGGAUAAGUACAUGUCCUUGAAUUAGGUGAAUGGCCUAUUCUGGGAGGGGUUGCACUCCACGAAAAGUUUAGGACUCUGGGAGUACUUCUGGAUUUCAGCUUGUCACUGCAGUCCCAAGUGGUUUCUGUGACUAGGCCUGCUUAUGUCAGCCUUAGGCUAGUACAUCAGCUGUAGUCAUUCCUAGGCUGAGAAUGUCCUCACUUCUCCAUGCUGUAGUGACUUUCUGCUUGGACUGCUGCAAUGUGCUAUAUGGGGAGCUGCCCUUGAAGGUGGCUUAGAAGCUGAAGCUAAUGCAGAAUGUGUCUGGAGGCUGGCAUCCGCAGCAAAAGAGGUCUAAAGUGAGAUGAUUAAAACCUGCCCCCUAUACUUUCUGAGCAGGGAAAGUUGUAAAAAUUGUUGCUUACAACACUGGAUGUUCUGAAGUUCCACCUAGAGGUUUUGUGCUUUUCUUUAUUUGUAUAAAUACAGUUUUAUUUUUUUCCAGACCACAAAUUAUUUCUAAGUGUCAUUUAGCUGGGAAAAGCUCUAAUCUUCAUUCCAUAUCUUCAAAGCAUCGCUUAUAUUGAGAUACUUAUUUAAUUAGUUAAUGAGUAGACUUUACAACAUUUCAGUGUUUUUUUUCUCCCAGAAUUUUAAUUUAAUGGUGGCCGUUUAUCUUAAAACUUCUCUAUAUUGUCGUUGUGGAGUAGAUUCCACUUUGGAAAGAAGCCGGACAUUGCCCGUGUUAGGAACUAUUUUAGGAUAGGUCUAGGAGCUCACAGUUUAAUUAAUACCAUGUGGAGCAGGUUGGAGGACAUUAACUAAUCCUUUACUUAUUUUGUUUAUCAUCACUUGGGAUAAACAAAGACUCUGGACUAACUCUCGGCAUGAUUAACUCUGAAUGGGUGGGCAGACUUGACCUUGUUAUAAUCAACACCUUGUAAAUUAUGGCAAAAGUGUGACUAUUAGCUAUACGUUAGCUAUACAUUUCUAAAAGCAAGAGUGUUAGCAAUUAAUCUUGUAUGGGAUGGGGGCAAGACAGUGAUGGAAGACUUAAAAUUAACCCCAUGUGGAGCACACAUGGGAUACUGUCAGAUGCCCUCAUGUGAGAAACAGAAAAAGGAUAUUGGCACUGAUCCUAUAAAAAUAGUACACAAUAUAAAUUGAUUGUGUGCCUUUGGUGUGGAUUUAUUUGUUUACAUGUGUAUUUAGUAUACUUGAAAAUUUUCCUCACUUGCUUGCUACGACUCAGAACAGUUCACUGUAUAUCUCUGUAUCUAUUCUUUAAAAUAAACUAAAAAUGUCUAAGUAACAUGGUUACGAUAAACCUAUCUUCAUUCUUAUCUAUAUUUGUUGAAACUUACAGCACCCCAGAAACAUUUUUGUGUGUGGAAGCAAGCUUCAGAGUUGGGGAGUCAACAUAGGGUACAUCAGACUAGUGGCCCUAAGUGUAUCCAUUGGACACAUGGAGGAUACAAUCAAAAAGUCAGCUAGCUUGGCUGACCACUCAGACAGCAGAGAAAAGAGUUGCUCUGGAAUCAGACAAGCAUAUCAACAAACUGAGCUCUGGUCCAAGCCUGCCAGCCUUGCCCUUUCCCUCUCACUACCUUGCUUGCUCCCACUGCCUCUUCCUCCUGAUUGCUACAGAAAGCAUCAGUAUCUGGGUUACUGAAAUGGAAUGCUGGCUGCAGGAUGCUUUGUUAAUGGUCUCUAGGUGGAGGCAGUGGUGGACAGGUGAAGAAAGCAACACAGGAGAGGGGAAACAAGAGUGAUGGGCUUGAAUUAGUACUUGCUGGUGUUGAUUGCCUGACAGAAGUUGUGGAAGCAGGCAUAGUGAAUGGAGCCCUGUUUGUCUUUUAUUUCCGCUUAAGGCAUUUACAGCCCAAACAAUGUAGAUCUUUAUAGGUUCACAAUGGUACCUAGAACUGUAGCUUGAUAGCUGUAUUUCCUGAAAUUGUGAUACAAUGCUGUUUUAGCAAAUGUACCUAUCAAGUAGCGUCACUAUUGUGCUGUUGGUUUUACCUCUUUUUUGCUCCCUAAUUAUAAAUGUAGCUCUAUUUUGUGAGACCACUUUGGAGCAGCUGUGGCUGUUAAAGUCUGAAAUAAAUCCUUGGAAGGUGUUUGUCUGUGUGGACCAACUUUGUGUUUAUAGAAAAAUGAUUUGGUGCAGGAGAGGGUGGAGGUACAAUUCCUGCCACUACAUCUGCAAAGGAGAAGCGGAAGAACACACACACUUUGAACCAGGAAGGCAAAAUCUGCGGCCUCGUCCUGACACUUCUGGUGCUGACAUCACUAGUCAGCAGUAACCUCUACUCUUGUUGACACAAGGAACAAACCCCAAAGGCCGUCUAGACAUUGAGUUGGCUGCCAACUUAUUCACUAAUAUCUGGAAAUGCUCAGAGAUCCACUUGGAGGCAAACCAGGGGGAGAAGGAGGCUUGAGAAGGGAAAUGCCAUUUCCCAUGUUAUUUUUUAAAAAUGGAUUCCAGUCCCUAGGCCAAAGCUGAUUCUUGCACCUCCCAUUUCCCCACCAUCUGCUGACUGUGAGGUUAGAACAAAUGCCAGUUUUAAAACUCUGUUCUCACAUCAUAGUUGCUGCUGGUCUCUUCUCUAUGCCAGAACUUCUCCAAGUUAUGCAAUUCCUCCUGCUGAUUCUCUUGCCUAAUGAAGUGGGGUGGGUGGUCAUGAGGAAGAGGACCUUUUUCAGUGGUGGCCCCCCAGCUGUUUUUUUUUUAAUUAUUUUUUAAAAAUAUUUUUCUCAUUUAAAAAAGCACAUGCAUUGUCUCUUUCUUCAGGUUGUGUUUUCUACAGAUCAGUUACAUUUGUUGUGAGACAUUGGUGUUAUAUGCAGUAUAGGGUUGGGAAGAAAAGAAGUGGGGGGCGGGAGAGAGGGGGUAGUGUGGUGUUGAAUGCCCUCCUCAGAGAGGCUCAGUUGGUACUUGGUAGCAUCUUUUGGCACCAGGUGAAUAUCUUUUUAUUCUCCCAGGCGUUUCAAUUAAAUGCUCUGGUGGGUUUUCAAUUCUGACAUUAAUCAUUCUUUUAAAGCUGGUUUUAUAGAGAUGUUAUACUACUCUGUGUUGGUUUUAUGCUGAAUUUUGUAAAAUAGCAUAGAUAUUAUUAGUUUUAGCUUAUUUUUUUAUUGCAUUUUGUUUUGGAGUUUUAAAAUAUAUAUAUAUUAAGUUUUGUAAACUUCCGAGAGGAUUUUGUUGAUGGCAAGUAUAGAACUAAUGUCUAAAUAAAAAUAAAAUAAAUCUUCCGCGGAUCAGUGGCAGCUGCUAACUCUGCUGGGAUUGGCUGCAUUUAUGAAUUCCUAUGUGCUGCUGAUCCCUGUUGAAAAUCAGGUUUGUAUCCAGUGCCGAUCAGCUGAUGGGCAGUGCCUGCAAGCCCUGUUUUCAUUCUGGAUCUUCCUUUGCAGCUUGACUUGAGUUCAAUACCAGACUGCAAAAGAAGAAAGGAAAGAAUUGAGAUCACACUUAGAGCACUUGCCCAAUUCUUUCCUUUGAAGCUGGGUCAGGUGAUUGAUAAGUGGGUGCCCCUGCUCACUUGUCAGAGUGGCCCACAUGAGUGUGGGAGCCGAAGAUGUGGCUGACCAGAUCCUGUUCCCUAACUCCACCUGUGUUAUUUCAAUCAGAAGGGCCAAGUGGACUUGAAGAAUGAUUAGGGCUUGCUCUUCUAACCCUGUCACAAAACCAGCCCAUGGUUUCAUCAGACUGGGAAGGGAGUCAGCACAAAGGGCAUAGUGUAUACUAAAUACUUCACUGAGAGGAAACUCUGUGAAUCAGCAGAUCUGCCAAAUCCUCCAAGAGGGAGGCAAAAGGAAGUGCAAAAAAUGCUGAAGCAUUUUGAGACUUAGGGAUGAGGAUGCAGGAGAGGACUUCCUGCUGGCAGGAAGGGAAGCUUUUAAAAAUGGCUCUGAAAGGUCUUGAGUAUUUCAUCCUCAGCUUUGACAUUCUACACAGCUCCCAUUUGCUUCUGUGAUCUUCCCACUUAGCAAAACAAAGAGUCCGUAUCCCUCUGGCUCUGACCAAACACCUGUUUUCGAAACUGCAGAAUGCAUAAAUGGAAUUAAGUGUGAAAGUUUCUUAGACUGAGCUGUCAUGAGCUGUGACAGCUGAGUGAUGAUAGGUAUGUGGAGCUGGGGACACAGUCAUGCAGCCAGGGGUUGACUUUACGGAAAUGCCCCCUCCCUGAAUAACAUGCACAUGCAACAAUCAGGAGAGCACUGGGAGCAAACUGGGAACCAGCACAUAUCAUCUGCUGCUCAUGGGUAGGAACGUAGUGUUUAGAAGGUAAGCACAGAAAGGCAGAAAUUGAUCAUAAAAAAAGAAAAUCCAAAGGCCCCUAUAAUAAAGGGCAGGGGAUAACCAGGAAGGACAAAGGAAUAAUUCUGUGUAAGCCACUCACACAAUUUGCCUUUGGCAAAUUACAAUGAAUUGCCAACAUCCUUGUAAGGAACAACCAGUAAGGCACAAUUGUUUUACUCACCUGUCAGUUUGUGAAAGGGUGUUUCUGAUAUGUACUAGUCACUGGCCAAUGUUAUGCUGUGGGGUAAGGGUUCAUAGUCCAGGGGUGCCAACUUGAAUAAAAUAUUGGGAAGUGUGUGUCAGAUAAACCCUGCCCCACAUAAUCACAAGAUGCACACACACCAUUUGAAUGGCAAUGUCCAUCAACUUGGGGGGGGGCGGCCCCCUCAAAUCUUUUAUUGGGGUCGAAGGGACUUUGGCCCCUUGGAGUUGGCUCCUCUGGUUCAUACACAUAACCAGGUUGUAAAGGACAAAUAGCCACAGAUCGUAAAGCGCUAUGCAAACUCUUUAAAGUGUUUGCAUGAAUUUCUGUAGCAGAUUCUGCAUUACGAUGCCAGUGUGGGCACAGCCCUACAAUCCAAGCCCUACAAACCUGGCAAAUGUAUAUCAGUUUUUGCUUGUGAUAAGCAUCAAGUUGUAUCAAGAAUAUGCUUAUGCAUCAAGUGAGACUCCCAGAACAAUGGCACAGAAUAAUUGCAAAGAAACUGUGCUGUCACUGAGCAAUCUGAAUGUUCCACAGUAAGUCCAAGGAAUCAAAUGAAUAGAAAAAUAGGUACUGCCUAGGGAGGGCAGGAGGAGGCAGACCCCUUCUCUCAUGACUACAUAAUCAUUUAUCAUCAAUAUCUCUGUGAAAGUCCAAUGCUUCUUUGUAACUUGGUGCUGAAUAUAUUCAAUAUCAGGACUUGAAUAUCAGGACUGCCUCGCCAGAGUGGUGCAUGCUCUGGUUAUCUCCCGCUUGGAUUACUGCAAUGCGCUCUACGUGGGGCUACCUUUGAAGGUGACCCGGAAACUACAACUAAUCCAGAACGCGGCAGCUAGACUGGUGACUGGGAGCGGCCGCAGAGACCACAUAACACCGGUCUUGAAAGACCUACAUUGGCUCCCAGUACGUUUCCGAGCACAAUUCAAAGUGUUGGUGCUGACCUUUAAAGCCCUAAACGGCCUUGGUCCAGUAUAUCUGAAGGAGCGUCUCCACCCCCAUCGCUCUACCCGGACACUGAGGUCCAGCACUGAGGGUCUUCUGGCGGUUCCUCACUGCGAGAAGCCAAGUUACAGGGAACCAGGCAGAGGGCCUUCUCGGUAGUGGCGCCUUCCCUGUGGAACACCCUCCCACCAGAUGUCAAAGAGAACAACUACCAGGCUUUUAGAAGACAUCUGAAGGCAGCCCUGUUUCGGGAAGCUUUUAAUGUUUGAUGUAUUAUAGUAUUUUAAUAUUCUUUUGGAAGCCGCCCAGAGUGGCCGGGGAAGCCCAGCCAGAUGGGCGGGGUAUAAAUAAUAAAUUAUUAUUAUUAUUAUAUUGAAGUUUGCUAUGAACUUUAUCCCCACUUCUACCACCAAAAUUUGAAAUGGUGCCCUUGAGGAAAAACAUGAUAAUCCUCUUCAAAACUUCCAGCUACGGUACAGUGGUGCCCCGCAAGACGAAUGCCUCGCAAGACGAAAAACCCGCUAGACGAAAGGGUUUUCCGUUUUUCGAUGCGCUUCGCAGGACGAAUUUCCCUAUGGGCUUGCUUCACUUUCCCCCCCUUUUUCUAAGCCGCUAAGCCACUAAUAGCCUUUUAGCCGCUAAGCCGCUAAGCCUUUAAUAGCCGCUAAACCGCUAAUAGCGCUAAUCCGCUAAGCCGCUAAUAGGGUUGCUUCGCAAGACGAAAAAACCACUAGACAAAGAGACUCGCGGAACGGAUUAAUUUCAUGUUGCGAGGCACCACUGUACUAGUAAAAAUGGCCCCAUUGGAGGAUUUCAGAUUGAUAUUCACGGAUUUCUCUGCCACCCAUAUGAAAAUUAAAAAAUGAGAUUUGCUUAUCAUAAUAAAUAUUGAAGCUGUUACAUUUUCAGGUGGUUUCUUAAGAUCUUCAUUUACAACAUUGAAGAUAAAUCUGUUUGAGUUCCCUUAUGUAGGUUAGAAUAGUAAGGGUUACGUGAGGGGCUUGUGGAAAAGUAACUGCAUGUUUUAAGAGAGACAGAACCGCAACCAUAAGAUUGAUUUAAAACCAAAACCAAAAAAGUAUUGUGGCACCUCAAAGAUAGGAAUAAAUGUAUCAUGGCUUAAGCUUUUGUGAACUUAUGAAGUGUGGGACAUGACAGCUUUUGCUAAUACUGUAGUUAAAAGUGCUACAAGAUUUUUUGCUUUUGCUGCACAAACUUAACACAACUACAGGUACCCCCGAAAGAACUCAACUGUGCAUUUUCUCUCUCUUUACCACUCAUGACCUGUGCAAAUCUUGGUAUUGUUUAGUUCUCAGGGGUGUUUUCUGUAAUGUUAAAAAUCAGCUAAAAACAUAGGUGGGAUGUUCACUCCCCCCCCCCCCGUUUCCUUUGUUUUAGUAAAAACAAAUUACAGUGAACAAAAAAAAGUAACUGGACCACUAAAUCUUGUCGCUAACCUGUCAGUACACCAAGGACUCUUUCUGAUUAUGCAUGUUGCAAUCAUUAACAAAUGCUGUUUUAGGGAAAUUAUCCCCCCUUUCCCAGCAAUGAGCUAUCCAUAUCAAGAAUAAAGAGGAAUGGAAACAUGCCAAUAAUGAUAUGGUUAUGCACAAGAUAUCUUGAGUCAACAAUCUCAAUUAAUAGAAGACGUUUGGUGACAAGUACAUUUAAGCAAUGGCAGACAAUGAAUCCACUUUGGAUAAAGACCCUUGUCUGCAGUUUGCCCCUUUAAAAACCAUAAACUGAAAGAUCAAGGAUAGGAAUAGGAAACCCAGUUUUCCAGAAAUAGACAAGGUGUCAGCGGCUGCAGAAUCCUGCUUCCUUUUUCAAUGUCCCAUCAAUCCAGUUGUGUUUAUUUUACUAUCCUGCUGCCAGCUCUCUUGGAAACCAUCUUGAGAAAACAAAUAUAGAGUUGCUGCAUGCCUUUUUAAUUACACUAAUUCUUUCUCCAUGUUAAUAGUAUGUGAAUAUUAGAAUAAUAUAUGCACAUAUGAGACACAAUGACUCAUACUUUUUACAGCUGCAUGGAUGCUGUAUGUUAACUCGCCAUCAUGUAUGCGUGUGAGCUCACUUGGUUUCCUCCAUGAGGCCCUGGAGAAAAAACCCAAAGGAUGAAGGUCACAGCAUAUAAAUCUUGGCGAGAGAGGAAGGGCAUUAUAGUCUAGCAGGAGUAUCUCCUUCACACCUUGGGGUUUUAUUUGGGACACAAACCAUCUGCAUGUCAGUCAGCUGCCAUAUCAUAGCAGACCUCCCUGCGAAAAUCAACUGUCUGGAGGGGCUGGUUGUGCCUUUGCAGGCACCAGUGAGAAUUUCAACCUGGUGGGGUCAACUAUACAAAGUGUCUAUACAAAGUGGUGAUUUUGGAUUAGAGGGAAUAGAGUUGCAAAUGAAUCUGGAAGAAGGAAUUUUUUAAUUUGAGGAUCAGAUCCUGCCUUUGUGUUUACUUCCAAAGCUGUGAAUAUAACAGCAAAAUGACUAUCCAAAGAUUGCGGUCAACCCUCUGAAAUGCGCUCAAGCAUCCAGUUGUUGCCAGACAACCAUCAUUUUAAGGGCCUUCUUGUUUUAGAGCAGAGAUGGUCACCUUUUUUCGCCUGAGGGGCACCCUGGGUCAACUCUCGCAGUCCCCUCUCUUGAGCUGAUCCAAGUAGCUCAGCUGAGUAGGAUGCUGUCUCCCCAGUUAUCAAAUGAUUAAUCUGAUAACUAGGAAGGGGUGAAAGAUCCAUCCCAUCAGGGUCAUGGGAUUCUAGUGCAGUGUCAACUUUAGUGUUUUUCUUCUUCUCCUUUUGCUGCUGUUGGAACAAAAAUGGGUGGGGAGAACGACAGAGAAAUUUUGUUUGGAGGGGGGUCAUGUGGCUUCUAGGCCAGGUAAUAGCCACCCUUGUUUUAAAGAGUUGCUUCUCACUUAAGCAGGGAAUUAGCAUGGUCCAGUAGAUAAAAUGUUUGAUUGCAGAAGUCAUGAGUUCAACUUUGGCUUUCUAUUGUAACUUUUGAAUAAUUGUUGUGAAUAUGUAUAGGAUAAAUAUUUAAAAGCAUCUUCUUCAUUUUUUUAAAAAAAUGCAAUGUAACUUAUGAAUAAUAAUUAUUUCCAAACUAUGGGAGUACAGAAUACCAUACAAUGGAUAUCCCACCACUCUCCAUUAUUUUUUUCACACUUUAGCACACUUUAGACCACAGCAUAGCAACCUGUUUUGUUGGUGUGAUGAACUGGCAAUGUCACCCCCUGUCAUUGACAGACUUUAGAGAAGAGGUGGAGACACUUGCCCAUGAAGUUGUAAAUGAUAAUUAGAACCAAUUAAGUAUAAACAACAACAGCUGUUAAUGUACUAAUCAUUUACUAUUUCUAUUUUAACUCUCACACUUUCUGUUUACUCACUGCCCCUCAGCUGAAUUUAACACAGGCUUCCUCAGCCUCGGCCAUCCAGAUGUUUUAAGACUACAAUUCGCAUCAUCCCUGACCACUGGUCCUGCCAACUAGGGACCAUGGGAAUUGUAGGCCAAAAACUUCUGGAGGGCCGAGGUUGAGGAAGCCUGAUUUAACAGAUGUUUUAACUCCCCAGAAUGCUGCUGCCUUAAUUCUCAGUAUCACAAACACUUUGAAUACCUAUUGCUCUUGGGACUAAGCCGGAUGUACAUGUGAUUAUUGAACAUGGGUUUGCUAGGGUAAGGGUUAAUUUCUGAGUCUUAAAGAAGCAGUAAUUGUUGUUGUUAUUGUUGUUGUUGUUGUUGUUGUUGAUAAUUCCCUGCCCUUCUGGCUGGGUUGGCCCAGCUACUCUGGGCAGCUUCCAACAUAUAUAAAAACAUAAUAAAACAUCAAACAUUAACAGUAACAAUCUGAUCUAAUAUAAAGAGUCAUAAUAAAUUUAAAAUAACGUAUAUCAAAUACGUAAAGCAAUAAUCAGUCAUCCUUUAGAAUCUAAUAGUAAACAGUAAGCACAUGGCUGACAGGAACAAAACCUGCCCUCUCCUUUACUCCACAUGCUUUGCUGCUUUAAUGUUCUUUCCCCUCCAGUCAGCUUACUUCUGGUAUCAGAACUAGGCUGAAGGUAAAAAAGUUUUAAAGCAGCAGAGCAUAGAGAAUACGGCAAGAACAGGCUUGAUUCUUAUAGGGUUUAUCACUUUAGAGCCAAACUGGCAAGCAUGAAUGCUAUAAACAAACAUGCAUCUGGUUUGGUCCUUCCUCCAACGCAACAUUACAUCUUUAGUUGCUACUGGUUCAAUUUAAAAUGUUAUAUUUACAGCCCAAGAAACCAUGAUUCACUGGUGUAGGAAUGAGUGAAAAGCUCCACCACUCCCUGCUCUGAAACCUUCCCUCUUCUUCUUCUUCUUGUAUGUUUAGCUGCAGAACUUUCCCGGUUUGUUAAGACAUAGUUUCCUGUGAUGUCUGAAUUCAGAAACUUAUCCUGAUCUGAAGGGAGCACUUAAAUCAGUUUCCCAGGUUGACAUCACGGUAAACCAUGGCUUAACAAACCAGGGAGUCUUAUUUGAAGCCAAGCAUGGGGGGGGGGAGAAGAUAAAACACGCACACUCAUUACUUAAGAAUGAGAUGCCAGGAUGCUCAAGAACAGGGCCAACCAUCCAGAUGUGGAAUCAGAAUAAAAAGCCUUACUUAUAACAUGUGCUUUUCCAGAUUAUUUCAAAGGCAAUGUACCUAGAGCAGCAAUUAUGAUUGUCACUAACUUAUUUUGAAAGCUCCUUUUUACUACGGCAAGAGACAGCAGUUAAAAGGGAACAAAAGAUGAAUCAAGGAAUGUAGGACACAUUGAUAGGAGGGGUGGUUCCAAGAUGACUGGUCAAUACUACUGUUAUCCUAUGUUUCCCGUAUUCCACCCCCCAGUACAAUAAAUGCAGUUUAUGGUGUAUUCCAAAGGAUAGUUUGUUCCUUUUCCUGUUGUACUUGUGGAGAGCCUCAGACAGGAUACAUCUGCAGGAAUCCCAGAACCUAAACCUGCACAGACCGUACAUUUUCUUUCUCUCCCCCCUCCCACCCCCUGCAACCCUAGUAUAGUGAUGUUGCCUAACAGGUCAUAAAGCUAAGAGAGGUGUCUUCAGUUUUUGUUAUUUUGCAUCCUUCCUUGUAUCCUCCACCCAGUUCCACGGGACAAUAUUUGUGCCCAGCCCUCUGAUCAGUUCUCAUGAGCAGAACAGAGGAGCACCUAUCUCUGCCCCAACCAUUGUUUGCAUGUUUUGCCUUUACCUAAAGGAAGCAACAUGGGUUAGUUGCUGGCAGGGACGUUGUUUCUAACAAUGUGUUAGAUAAAUAAAUAAAUCCCAGCAUUCGUAAGGAGGAGAGCUGUUUCGCAAGAGAGCCAUGAGUGACACAGUUACAUCUGCAGUUUCCCCAUCUUCCUGCUGAUGUGGCUCCGCUCUUUGAGAGCACCAACAAAGAAGCCCCAGCAGCAAAAUUUGUGGAAGCAUAGAGAAGGGUUUAGUGUGCAAAGCAAGGUGGUGUUGUGCCUUAAAUAUGAGAAAGCAAGACAUUUCACAUAUGUUUCUAGAGGGUACUUAACCCACAACACUUAGAGCUGUCAUCCUUCAGAACCAAUUACCUUCCUAAUACACACACACAUUGAAUGCAAUCCUAUGUAUGUUUACCCAGAAGUAAUGGGGCUUGUAUCUCAGUAAGUUUGUUUAGGAUGCAGCUGCAGUGACCCAUGUUUUAGAGGCAAGGAGGUCUCUCAUUAUAUAGUGAUCAUGUCCUGCUUCAAUGUGUGUGUGGGGGGGGUGUCCUCAAGCCCUUAGUACACUGAUUUCAAUGCCUGUUAUGAUUCUCCUCAGGACACCUCUAAACAUGUACUGAGGGACAGUGAAAUUGUUCCUGUGUCAAUAGUGUCUAGCCAUCUGGAGCCCAGAAUUUAUACUGGAGGCAGAUAUGUCCAGCAGUAAAUUGGAUAUAAAGAUUUGUAUUCAGGACAGAUCAGAAUUAUUUUUGUUUCAAAAUGGUUAUAUUUCCAUGGGAUUUCACAAAAAUGCUUUCAUUUAUUUUCAUUAACACAGAACACAUUUUUUGUACAACAUCCAAAUGUUUUCCCCACCCAUCUGUCUUUUCAGUCUAACUGUUUUGUUAAGUGAUAGCUUCAGGGAGAAAAAGGAUGCUUAACCCUUUCUAACUGUACCUCUUCCCUUUCUCCCACUCAGCCAUUCUGUUUUCUUUCAUCCUGCACUGCAAGCUUAGAACAGGUUUCCAUCUUCCAUUUGCAAUUCCAUCUGAAUGUCAGGGAUGCAGGACUUGAACUAGGAAUCUUCAUGUCCAGGGAAAGGAUCUAGUUUUGUGAGCAGCCAAGCAUGGAUUACAUGUGCUCAAGCCACAUAGACUUGUUCAUGUUCAUAAAGAUGUUUUGCAUGAGCACCCCAGGCUUUCCUAUGGAGGGAAUUAUUUAUUUAUGUUCACAAGGACUGAAUCCCCAUUCUGCACCUCAAAAUGUACCCUUGCCUGAGAAGAGACUGGGGAGGUGUUUCAUGUACGCUGCAUCACAGCCAACUUCCCACUCCAGCUACUUCUACAUAUAUGCAUAUAUUAUUAAUAUUUAUUUUUCAUUUCAUUUCUAUACCGCUUUGUAUUUUUACAGAAAAAUCCCAAAGCGGUUUACAACACAUUAAAACAUCAAAUAAAACCAUCCGGAAUAAAUAUUACUAAAGAAAGUCAAAUAUAAAGUAUACAUUAAAAGUGACAUAAUUAACAGGAAACUAAAAUAUUAUUUUAAAGAUUUCAGCAUAAAACAUUGCUAGGGAGGUCAACUACAGAAAACACAUUUAGCACAGCAAAGUUCACACAAAAAACCUUAACCAUUUCAAAAGAAAGCAUUACUAAAGGAAGUCGAAUAUAAAAUGUACAUUUAAAACAUCAUAAUUAACAAGAGAAUAAAAUAUUAUCAUAAACAUAGAACAUAUCUUCUGCUGUUGCUGCCAAGUCCUGCCCACAGUAAUUCAUGGCAGGUGGUGGCUGUGGAAACUCGACCUGGCUCAAUGACCUGGGUCUGCACUAAGAGAGUUUCUGAUGUACGCGGUGUUCUGCAUUUACUUCUGUGAGAGAGGGGUAAUAUUCCAUGUACAUCCUCAUUGCACAUGGCCAUAGUCAUCUUCACAUUGAAAUGAGGUGGGAAUUGUGAAUGCAGGAGUUGCGUGCACAUGUCAGAAUGCUCACAAAGCUUAAAGAUCCACAAUACUGAAAAUUAGAUGUGUAGCUUGGCAGACAGAACAAAGCCUCCAGAUACUAGGAGCCAAGACUACGCUUGCUCAACUGAGCAGUGCGUUCCUCUUGCUUUUAGCUUGAGGGCCUAACAGUUCAGGCCACUAACUCCAUUGGAGUGUCAGGGGCUGGAUUUGGGUGUGGCUUUAAUUGAGGAAUGAAACACACAAGUUAACCAUUAAAAAAAAAUUAAAGCCCUUCCUCUUAACUAACAUAGUGAAAAUGAAAGCCAGAAGGAAUUCAAAAAGCAGAAGGCAAUAAAAAUUUGUAACCGUGACCCUGAUUCCUUUUAAAUUAGUGGUGGAAAAAUGCAUGUAUAUAGGGACAGACCUCUCAGCCCAGUACCUUCUCCAGCCACAUUAUCUUUCAUCUUGCCACCUUACACACUCACAUGCAGCCUUGUGCGUGAUGUACAUGGAUUCUGAGUCUUGCUCUGGUUCUCCAUCUCAUUAUUCUCUUAUUGCAGUUCAUUGGUUGUUGCUGAGUGGCCAUGUGCUAAGUGCACCACUGAGGGUCUAUUCUUGCUUUUCUUUACAUGUUUUGCUUUUUUGGAAGCUACCAUGAAGGAUGCUACCUCGAUAGUUUUGCACAGUGAACGUUUUCCAUAGGGGAAAGAACCUCCGAAAACUAGACGUCAGAAACUCAUCCACCUAUGACAAGUAUUGGCUCCUAGUGCUUAAGGACACUUCCUGAGCUGAAUGCACUGACCAAAGCUUUCUCUACUGUUUUGACCUCUAAGUAGUCAAAUGUUGACCACCUAAGACUAGGCCUCUGUAGUAGCUAUGUUACCAGCACAACUGUGUAUCUGACAAGUGUCCAGGUACUUGUAUGCCAAGGCCGACGGUUGACCUAUCAGAGCGCUGAUGUGACUCAGAUCUGCCGAGCAUCAUGUGCUUUCAGACCAUUCAUUGGCCCCUCUGGAUCUACCUAUGCCCACUGUGGGAAAUAAACAGUGGAGGUGCUAUAACUUCCACUUGUUGCAUCUGGGUCCUCGUCAACUGCUGUAAAGUUUUCUAAAUGGAAGGAAUCUGAGCAUGCCCCAAAAUUUGUCUAAAAUAUAGCCCAAGAGUUUUGGACCAUAGCAAUAGGGUGAUGCGUGUUCCCUCCACCGCCACCCUUCCUUCUGGAAGUUUCUGCACACUUUAGAAAUCAUGAUUCUAAAUUUUGUGAGCAAAGUGGGGCAGGGGGGAAGCCACAGUAAGAAACUUGAGAGUGGGAUGUGAGGGAUCCACCCCUAUCCUGCCAUUCUGUAUUGCUGCUGUGGCUCCUGUCGCUCCCAUUAUUACUCCUAUUACUCCGGCCGCUACUACAGGAAAAGCAUGGUUGGGAGACAAGCAUGUCCGGCAAAGAUAGAAGCUCGAGACUGCUGAUGCCAGCCCAGUUUCUAAAGAUAUACCUAGUCAAAUGACCACAGUCUGUGUGGCUUCUUGGCAGGAAGGAAGUGUAAAACAAUUAAAAGGAGCAAGGAUGUCUACACAAAACUAGGUUUUGGACAGGUCAUUCUAAUGACCUGGGUGCUGCCCUGCACGUUUCUCAGCCGCCUGUGGGAAAUUGCUCCCCAAAUGCCUUCUCUCUUCUGAUUCCCUGGUAUUCCUCUUACCUGCUUUCCCAGAUUCUAAUUUAGCCUGGGGGAAUAUGCCCUUUCUCUUCCUGAUUUGAUUGCCCUCCCCCUCAGCCUCCCACUGUUGUUGUAAGCAUAUAGGAUGCAGUGGCCAAGGAAUGCAAAUAUUUUAAGUUCAUCUGGCCAUGGUGUUUCUGAAAAACAAAUACUGUUUUACUUAUAAAGCACCAUGUACAUAGAUGUUCGAAGUGUAAUUUAUUUCUUAUCAUUUAUUAAUACUGUAAGGGGAUAUUGCACUGCUUAACUCAUUCAUUAAAGUAGCAGUCAAAAGUGUUACUGGGAUAUGAAUCAACAUAAGUUCAAGUGCUUACAGAUAUUUUCUCCUUUUGUAAAAGAGAAUGUGUGAAUUUAAGGUGACAGAUCUUUCCUGCUUUUGCAGGAUGCCCAUAACCGGUAGACUGAAACUCGUGAAGCAAAUCUUGAUAUACUACUACUAAGUGUUUCCUCCAAUGUUAAUUUAUUUUCUAUUUAUAAAACAAUUUUUUAAAAAAAACCACCUCUUUAAGUUUUGUGCAGCCUAAGGGCUUAUCCACACUUACCUUUCCGCUGCUCUUUCCAGACACAAUCUGCACUUUAAAGCUCUGUGUCUGAGCACCUUUUUUUUUUUUUUUUUGCUUUGCAGUUUCCCCCUCCCACUCUUAAAAGCUCAGCCAGAGCAAAUGACAAUCCAAAUGGACAUUUGCUCCAGUUGAGCACUAAAGAGGAGGUUUGGGGUAGAGAUGGGAAGGCCUGGGGUGGGGAAGAAAAAUUGGGGGGAGGGGACCAGUCCCCCCCUCCUUUUUUCCCCAAAGCCAUUUUUUUCAGUUUGGGAAAAAACAGGGGGGAAACAGUAGAUAAUAAUGAGUGACUGUUGUUCUGUACUAUAAACUUGUUUCUUUCUCUCCCUAGAUCUAGUGAGUGGCUAUUCUAUGACCCCACCCACACUCAGCAUCACAGAAGAAGAAUACGUGAUCAACGCUAAGGACACACUGAAUAUUACUUGCAGGUAAGAUUAAAAGAACAGUGCCUUUCACAGUUGCCAGCUGUUGUGCCAAAGAUUCUGAAAGACCUUUCAAAGACACUCAGUGGGAAACCUCUUUCUGGUUUCUGGACUGGUGGAAAAGCUGAACUUAAGUUGACUGGUUAUGAAUACUUGGGACAGAAUUGUGGCUCUCCAUUUGUGAUAGGGGAAUUCUGGGUCAGGGCAGCCAAGAACUGUCAAUCAUAGCCUGUUAUAAAAUCAGGGGGAACGCUAUACAUUAUGAUCACAACCUCCACAUUUACUGAUUACAGACACUUGAGGGCUUAUAGUAAUAUUUGACCAAUGGAUUUUAGUACGCUUUCAAGAAAAUGCAUGGAAUUAGUAUUAUUUUCACCUGAGCUCCAAAAUUAAAAAAAGCAACAAUAAAAGCAAGUUCGAGGGCAUAUAUUAUCAAUGGCUGAGUGCCAAAGAACAUUGCAACUCACUCUGCAUGCUGAAAGAGUCUUGAACAGCCCACAUAGCAAUUCACUUAGGAAAUGAAAAGGGCUUUUAAAAGUGUGUAAUCAUGACAAAGAGCAACCCCAUCUUAGUACUGCAUGCUUUCCAGCAGUUUACUUGGAAGGAACAGGAAUUAGGUUUGUAGGUCUUUGCUGUGGCAGGCAACCAUGCAGCCAGGGCCUAAAAAUUAGUGCCCGUUCAAGCAUGCACAGGCAUUGUGGUCAUGUAGCUGCACUUUCCACAGAUUCCUUCUACCUAAAGCCUGUGUUGCCUGUUCUUUUCUUCCCCAGGAAACCCUGAUCUGCACCUUGAAAAAUGUAGCAUAAUUUAGUAUGGUUGAGUGCACAUCUCCAACCUACUAUGUACCCACUUAACUUUUUGCACAUAUGCCCUUAUCCUAAGCCUGUUGGGUAAAACCCUUCCUUCAUUGCCUCUUCCCAAGGACAGAGCAGCAACUAUGCUAAGGUUAUAUCUUUAUUUAUCUGACAGAGGCUUACAGGGAGCAGGAAAGUAUCUUAUUUCCAGUCUGAGCUCUUAUGUGCAAAGCUGCCCUUGCCAAAGCAAAGAGGCUGAUUUGUUCUUUGAGUUAUCCAAGGGAAUCUUCCCAAAUAGCAGUUAACUCUGUUUUGAGCCAGCUCAUCUUUAAAUCUCAAGGGGGAUGUGACCAGAAACCCGCCUCAUGCUAGGAUGAAAACAGCAGGAAGGAAGUAUUCCUAUCUCCUGCUUCCAGACCACAUAUUCAAUGCAACUUAAAGCUGGUCAACAGAUUUGGAAAAGAAUGGGGCCCAUAUCCUUCAUCAGUAGCAUGGCUAUCCUCCCCACCAACACUUACCUCCCCCAAAGUUCGGCUCCCACAUUUUUCAUUAACUUUCAAUGAUGUGGAAGAGCCAUAGCUCAGUGGUAGAGCUCAUGCAUUGCAUGUAGAAGUUCAGUCUCUGGUGCCUCAACCCCACAGACCAAGAUCCCUGCAAACCCUGCUUGUUCUGUCUGGGUGAUUUGAAAGCAAACAGCGAGGACAAUGGCUCAGGGGUGUGUGGACACAGUUGGUCAGUGCUGCCUGCAAACAGUGCUUUCAGUAGGGAGCUGCAUCUCUUUACUUGCUCCACAUCUAAAUGUUGUAUAUGAUGUCAAGCUGUAGGGCACAUGGGGAAAAUAGCCUUGUGGGCAAAAUGGUUUCACCAAGAAGGAGAUUUACCAUAUCAUUCUUACUUACCUAGUACCAUCAUCUCCACUACCUUCUCCCUGCAACAGCUGCUUAAUUUGAAUCAAAUUCCUACUUGUUCAGACGUCUUUAAUCUUGCCCAGCUGUGCCUCAGAGUCUCUCCUCUGGAUCGUAGACCAUCCUGAAUGGACAUGGUUCACAUUAGUGAGAGCCGGGGGAGUUGAAAUGCAGAAAUACGCAACAUGUCGGCCGUGGGGGAGCCAGUAGGAGAUUUCUGAAAUAAAACAUAAUUAUUUCAAAUGAGUAUGAAGCAAACGCUCUCCUCAGAUUUCACUGGAGAAUUGGAGAUAGAUUUGUUUGUCCAUGUUGUAACUCAAAGAAGAAUGUUCUGGCUGCUGCUUGUGAGCAGCAUUUAAACUUAUCUUAACCAUCCCAACUUUCUCUGCAAACCUCUGAAGUUUUUGCCUGUUUGCACAUGUAAUAUGAUACUGGUUUUCGUUUACUAAGUAGCAGUAGAAUAUGCACAGUGCACCAACUGCUAGUUCCUGUCCAAACGUUGAAUCCAGAAUGACUGGAUAUUCCCCAUUCUAUUUUGUUAUCAUCCUGACCUUGAUUCCACUCCACAUGCCUCACACUUUUACUUGGAGAAUUUAUACAAAUUAGUUUCAUAACUUGAGCAUGUUCAGCUUUCAGUGAUCUUUGGGGUACCGUAUAUCUCCAAACUGUCCUGUGCUAGUUAUUGAUGUGAAGAAACUUACAUGUGCAUUGAUUACACUACAGCAUGAAAAGGAGUCUUGAUGCGAUUGUAUACUUGCAUCAGGCUUUUUGUUCUGUGGUUUCAACUAUGAAUAUAUAGGCACAUGAGCAUUGAUAAAACCACAGUGCAAAAAGGAAUCUGGAUGUGUUCAAGUAGUCACAUCAGGAUUCCUUUUUGUGGUAUGAUUUCAUCAGUGUCUGCACAUUGGCAACUAAUAAACGGGGCAGGGGGUUAUGUUGAAGUGAAAACUGUAACAAUGCACAGCCAUUGAAAGUCCAGGAAAAAAACCCCAGAAAAUUAAUCACUAACUCAUCAGUGCAGCUCUGCCAACAUGAUUAGGUAAUUUGGAACCCUGGAGAAAAAUCUCUGGAGAAAUUCAUAUGAGGAUAACUUCACAAGCAUCCCUAGAUUAAACAAAAAGAUUUAAAACAAAUUCCUACAUAAACAUGCCUUGGGCAGCUUCAUUAUAGAGAGGAUAUAAAAGAUGCAUGCAAUUCUUAUUCAAGAACUGAGAAGUAGAGCAUAUGGAAACUGACAGCUGAGCUCCAAUAAGAGAUGCAUAAGAAGCUGGUACUACCAGGCCUUGCUUUGUACAACAUGGAUAAAGCAAGUACCUAAUCAGUCAGCAUUCAGACAGAAGUGUGAACUUCUGCUAUCUGCAGUUUGAUAAUGUGACUGUACAGUGGAGUCUUGUAAUUGCCACAAUAGAAAAGAGGGAAUAUGAACACACACACAGAGAGUCCAACAAAGAUAAGCAGUAGCCAAAUACAAUUAGUGGCAUGAAAUAACAGGAUGGGCCUGCCUUGCAAAAGUGCCUGGAGGAAUUUUGCUGUUGUGGAUUGUCAGUUUUCCAAACUAUCAGCAUCUCUAGAAGCUGGGAGCCUUUAACUGGGAUACUUCUGUGAGUUGGAUGACACAAGGACUGUCAGCCUUCGUAAUCAGACGAAUGUAGUGACCACCACUUUCCCUCUUCCUCUCAGAUGAUGAGUGGGCCUUGCCUGUGACAUCUCGCUGUACUUUGGGAAUGCUCACCCACCUUCAAGGUCCAGUACAACUGCAAGGGCAGGCCCACCCUCCUUCUCCAGCUCUAAGUUGGGAGACAGGCUUAACCCUGGAAGUGCUGGAAUAUGGAGAAGCUUGCAAAGCAAUGAGACAUCUUGCAACUCUGCAAUUCUCUCCAUGGUGGCAUUACAUUUGUGACACUUUUUGGAAAACAACAACAACCAUAUACUGUAUAUGCUGUUUUUAUAGUAAUAAAUAAGAAUAAUAAAUGCUGAGAAUCAUACACUAAAUAUUUCUUACUUCUGCAUGCUUAGUGUGCUAGAUAGAAAGGGUCAAGCUUUCUUCACAGGUGAGAAGUUGUCACACUUAGGCUGUGUACACAUUCCUAUUUACUCUUCAUCCAGUGUGCUCCUACCACUGAUUUGGAAAGCAGGGUACAUGCGACAUGUUAGCCACAAUCCACAUCUAUCUUGUGGAUUCUAUGAUUCUGUAUUAGAGGAGGAAUGCAGCUGAAUCCCUAAAUUUGCAAUGCGGACAUUAGAAAUGGAGUAGUAAAGGAAUUUUAGAAUGCCAUACCUAUUAUAGAAGGCCAUAGUAACACAUCUAAUUCUGCUUCUGUUAUUCCUUUUGUUCUGGUGAAGAGGGCAGCACCCCCUGGAGUGGUCGUGGCCUGGAGGCCAAGAGGACACCGUCCAGAUUGGGAAGGAGAGCGAUUCAGUGGUGUUGGUGAGUCUCGACGGUGUCCAAACAGUCAAGGAAGAGGAUUGUGAGGGCACUGACACAAAGCCCUACUGCAAGGUCUUGACACUGACAGGGACUCAGGCUAACGACACGGGCUACUACCGCUGUUACUACAAGUACAUCAAUGCCAAAAUCGAGGGCACCACUGCAGUCAGCACCUAUGUAUUUGUGAGAGGUAAGAGGGUAAAAGACCUGCACAGCCAAAACAGAUUGAACUCCAGGUGGAAGAACUUAUUGGCCAAACUGCAUUACAGCCUUAAAAGAAAAUAUAUAUAUAUAUUGUUGAAACUCUGUAUUACAUAGCAGGUUGCUUAAGGAAAAGCUACUUGGAGUUAAAAUCAUUGUGAAGAGACAGAGGUUACACUGUCCUCUGAAAGGGAAAGGUUAUCACAGUUUCAAAUGAUGUAAGAUUGAUGUGCCCAUGUGCAAUUUUCCCUGCCUGCCUCUAUCCUGACUUACCGUAUUUUUUGCACCAUAACACUCACUUUUUCCCUCCUAAAAAGUAAGGGGAAAUGUCUGUGCGUGUUAUAGAGGGAAUGCCUACGCGUGGCAUGCCUACGGAUUUUCCUCCUCUAAAAACUAUGUGCGUGUUAUGGUCGGGUGCGUGCUAUAGAGCGAAAAAUACGGUACUCUAUCAUGGCACGGCAGUCAAUUUGCAGCGUUGAUACUGAGUUCCUACACCAUGCUGGUAAGGCUUCUCUGUUAUCUAGGUCAGUAGCUUCAGACCCAGGGAACCCACUUUUAACCUAAACAUGCAUUUGGAGACCUAAUUCUUUUUUUCCCCCUUUUCUUUUUUGUGCCAUAUAUUUGCAUGGCGGUAUUGCAGCUAUCCAACCUAUUUGCAGCAAAACUGUGUGUAUGUUUACCUGAAAGUAUGUCCUUCUAUUUUCAGUAGAGAGCAGGAAUUCUACAUCAUGACUGAAACUCCAUGCUGCCUAUGCAGACACACCGUGUUUAUUGAUUUAUUGUGUAGAAGACAUUGAGAGGGCACCUGGUUGGGGAAGACUGCUCUAGACUAUUCAGAUGUUGCCUAUGCCCUGGGCAUAAGGAAUGGUGGGGGUGCACAGCACAAAGUGAUAGAGGCUGAGGACAUACAUGAAAUAGUUUUUAUUGUUUAGGUUUCUAUGGUGAAAUCACUUUGAGUUGUUCUAGUGAUUCCUAAAUGGAAUGAAAUAAAUAAUUGAAUAAUAAGAAGGGGGAACCCCAGAGUAUAUAGAGGAAUCUGUAAGAGAAAUUGGAUGUUUCCCCAUCCCCACCAGUUCUGAGGUGGCAAAGGUUCCUCCCACCACCCAUCUCUAGCACCUGGUCAUCCUUCACGUCCGCAAAUGCUUCUCUGUAUUCUGGUUUCCUCUCUCAUCUGCAUAACGAUGAUUAAAUCCAGGGGAGUUGAAGAGGGGUGUCAAGUCCUCUGCUGAGAACAAAUCAGUAUUCAUCCUCUUGUGUGGGAUUUCUGAUUAUAGGCUCUGACUAGGGGAUUCAAUUACACUGGUGCCUGGGGUGAAUGUUUCUGUCAGGCUGGAAUGCAGGAAUUUUUAGUUCAAUGGCACCCUAGAACCACAGCAGUGGCCUUGUCUAGGUUUUUUUGUUGUUGUUUUUUUAAAGAGAGAAAUUAAAUCAAUUGUUUGGAAGGGAAGGGCGAAACGCAGGAGCUGUUUUGAAUAAAACUGAAGCAGAGAAGGAUGAAAAACUGUAGUGCUGGAGUCAGAGAGGGUGUAGGAGGCAGAGAUUCUCUUUUCCCCAAUCACAUACUGUUUUGCCUCUGGCACCUGAAUCAUAAUUUGUGUGUGAUAUAGCUGGAUCUUCCAAACUCCCUAGAUUUUUGCCAGUUAAUGAAGUCAUGAUGUGCUACAUUUUCUGCUUUUAAAAGUGUUAAAAUUAUCCGUUGAGUAUGUCCUGUCAGUCAAGCAUAAUUUUAGAUUAAAAUUAGGAAAGAUUGUGCACUAGGGGUAAAAAAUCUAGACUCUCUUGUUCAUAUAGACCUUACUAGUGCUUUGUGAUUUUUGUGACUGUGAGGACAUAUUAAUUAUCUAGAUUUCUUUAAAACACAGAUGCUGUAGGAUUCUGAGAACACUUUCUAAAGCAUUCCACUUAUCCAAAAAACAAAUCCUAACCUUUCGUCCCCAUUCACCAACUCUGUUUGUAUGAUCAAAAGUGUAACUUGAAGGAGCAAUCCUAAUACCCAGACAGGUUUUGCUGUGCUAGCUCUUGACUGGUUCAGCAGAGAGGUCCAGAUUAGACCCCUCACCCCUGCCCCACACAGGAAUAUCCCUUUACACUGACUACCACCCACUGCUUUUAGUGAGUGCAGUGGGGAACCAGUGGGUGGACUAGAGUUUGCUCUCCCACCCCCACCCACGCCAAAUGAAGAGGCACAUCUUCCACUCUAGGGCAGUGGAUUGCAUGUUUGGAUUGUUCUGCCAUCUACCUAGUAAACUUGGGGAUGAAUUUCAAAAUGAGAUAUAAUAAUUCUAAAGCACAAAAAAUGCAUUCAUCUGGUUUGUGGUGGCUAAGUGAAGAGCAAGCAUGUGCUGUGCAGAGUGCUGUGGUGAGCUGGUCAUAUCUAUCUGUUUCAACACAAAUUGGCAAGCACCAGAAAAAAUGACAAUGCAGUAUUACGAUUUCAUCUUGGUGCCAAAAAUCUGCCUGUACAAGCAGUAAUGAGAAAUUAAAGCAGAACAUAACAUCUGAAUUGGUGACUGACUUUGCCACUGGUGUUCUGCCUCACCUUAUUUUCUUAAGAGUCUUGGCUGAGGGCCUUUGUGAAAUUAUAUUUUAUAAUGGAAUGACAUGGACUUUUACUUGCAAGAAAUACUCACAUAAGUAUCACUGGCACUUUCCAUACUGCUUACCCUGGCACAUAGUUCAGGCCACUUCUAGUUCUAUAGUUGUGGUCAUUACAAUUAUCAACAAGAAGAUGCAUGUCAUCUGUGAUGUCACUAGGCAGGGUGGGGAACCUGUAGCCCUCAGGAUGUUGUUGGACUCCAACUCCCAUCAGACUCAGCCAGCGUGGGAAGAACUUCCUGACAGUAAGAGCUGUUCGACAGUGGAAUUUGCUGCCAAGGAGUGUGGUGGAGUCUCCUUCUUUGGAGGUCUUUAAGCAGAGGCUUGACAACCAUAUGUCAGGAGUGCUCUGAUGGUGUUUCCUGCUUGGCAGGAGGUUGGACUCGAUGGCCCUUGUGGUCUCUUCCAUCUCUAUGAUUCUAUGAACAUUUAGAGGGCCAACAGUUUGCCCAGCUUCAUUAUAAGUGAAACCUGUGCAUUCUCUGUCACUUCUCCACUCCAAAUCACUCUCCUAACUUCUUUCCCCCUGCACACUUCGAAUUGCCUGUUCCCCCUGGCAAACUUGCAUUUGGAACUGCAAAGAGAAGGAGAUAGAAAGUGCCUGCAUGGGCAAUUUGGAACAAAGAAGGAACGAGCGAGAAGGGAAAAAAACCCUAAGCCUUGCCUGGUCUCUUCUCCAAAUUCCCCACCCGCAAUGCUGCUUUUCUUGAUAAAGUAAACAACAGUAUAUUAAUACAGCUUAUUGACACUUAUUUGAUUUUACUUUUGCACAACAAUCCAUUCAUGGGUGGUCUUAAUUUUUGCUAUACUUUGGGAUGAGAAUAUCUGACCAAAAUGUGCUGGGAAUCACAACCACAUGGUAGGCUCCCAUGCUGCUCAGACCAACUUUCCUUGCCAGCAUCAUUGACCUCAGAGGAAGGCAAUGGUGUUGGUACUCAGGUGACCCCCUCUGUAUGAAUGUUAAAACAUGGAGCACCAUGGGAACCAGGAAUGCAGAAGUGGUCCUGAUGCCAUUCCAGCAGUAGGUGAAUUGGCCCUCAGAUGUUUGAAAUUAUAAGAUGUGAUAAGCUGAUGGACAGGGUCUUCAUUCAGCACUGGCCCCCAGUCCUUGCCCCACACCUCAGCCCCCAAACUCAAAGCCACACUUUAGCUUUCUCCUCCAUAAUAACGUUUAUCAUUGCUUCUUCUCAUGUGCAUACAUCAUACAUCAUUUCUUUCUCCUAAGCAUGUCCCCCACGAAGUUACAUGUGUCCCGUCCCCCCAUAACUGUCCACCCUUCAAAUACUUAGAAACCAGGGAGUCAGUGUUCAAAGAGGAAUUGCAAUUGCUUUUGGGUUAUGUGGAUAUUAGUGUAGAUUAUGGACUUUGGAUAUUCAGAAUCCAGUCUAAAUAUAAUAUGGGCAAUUAAUAGUGAGCCCCUGUGGUUUGCCAGCUGAGCAACUGUUGCUGGUAUUUUAAAAUAAAUCAUUCUCCGAUAACAAACUCAAAAUAACAAUAGCCAGAGGCAUUAGAAGUUUGGCAGGAAUUUCCCCUCAUGAAUGUUAGUUCUCUCUUAAUCUAAUCUGCCCUUGGUCUUUGCUAUGAACAUCUGUGGCUGUUCUUCAAAUACAUCCUGGAGGAAUAUUUAUAUAAAAACACAGGGAUGGAAUAAAAUCCAAAACCUCUAGUCAGGAGCACUUAGCAGGAAAGAAGCUGAUGUACAACACUGCCCAUGAAAAUAUGUCUCAAUCAUGACCUCGUGCUGCAAUUGUAGGAUGGUGAAAUGGGUUUCUUCUCUCAAUUUAGAGCUAACUUGCUCUUUGCUAGCAUAAUGGGGGCCUAAGUUGGAGAUUUGUGUAUAUGUUACAAACUUCUGAAGAACAGUGCGAGGCAGCAUGGUUAGAAUGUCAGACUAGGUUCAGGAAGACCUGAGUUCAAAACCUCAUUCAUUAUACGUAUAGUCUUGAGCCAGCUGCUAUCUCUCAACCUAACCUCCCUCACAAGGUUGUUGUGAGGAUAAGAAGAGGGGCAGGAAGACCAGCGUAUGCUGGCCUGAGCUUCUUAGUUGAAGGUUAUAAAUGUAAUAAGUACAUAAACUGUGGUCUGAUAUCUGAGUUGUCAAAGGGAUGGGGAAUGGUACAUUUAUUGUCACUGACCUCCUAGGAGAGCUUCCGCAAUUUGCAUCAUGUCUCUAACCCUAACCCUAACCUUAAAUUUCCCUUCCUUUCUCCAACUUCUCAAGGAUGUCAUUGUUACAAAGGCAAGAAGUGCCUUCCUCCAAGUGCUUGCUACCAAGUUUAUACUUGUUUUAUCUCUACAUUUAAGGGUUGUGGCUCAGGGGGUAGAAGAUCAGCUUAUUGAGCUAGGUAGACCAAUGGUCUGACGUGUUAUAUAAGGCAGUUUCCUAUGUUCCUACAUACUCAACAGCCAUUUAAAAAAUAUUCAGACAAAUGACCAUUUUUCCUGUGUGUGAGUGAGUGAGAGAGAGAGAGGAUAUAACCAACCACUACAACAAGUUUUAUUAUACUAUGACAGACCCAGUACAAUCAAAUUAAAACACCAAAAUCAUACAGUUUCUAAUAUUCACUGAUUUAAAAUACUGUAUAUGGUACAAUGAAAACAAAUCAAGAUACCAAGUAAACUGAAACAAUCCCUUUAUGGUUCUCUGCAGCAGAAAAUAGAGAUCUUCCAUUCCAAAUUGUUCCAUGACAUUAUUUUGUUUGUGUUAGCCAAUAAAUAGGUAGCCCAAAUACCAUUCACAGGUACUUCCUGGGUAUUUUAGUAGGAUGGGAGUAGAUAAUUAAUUCUCCUCAUCUCUAUGAGAAUAUAAUGAUGAUAGCAGCUAGGACCUUAAAAUGGUCUGAGGCCUGAGUCCAGCACUCUCUCUGCCUUUAGGGGCAAUGCUAGAGCACCUCAUGGACACCCACACAGUUGUCAUGCAUAGGUGGGGAGCUUCACUGUAGCCCGUGAGUGACAGACAUUUUAAAAAACCCACCGUCCAUUUUUUCUUCUGCCUUUUAAAUCCAGAGUUGGAAUCUGGAGUCCACAUUGACACUGGAUAUGACUGUGUGGGUUAAAGAAGAUUGCCAGCCUCUCCACGCAUGUGGAGAAGGUUCUCUGAAGCUUUCUUUGUGUCUUCAUUUUAGCAUUUGAAUUUGUGGUUUUUUAAUUGGAAUUUGGGGAAUAGGGGUUUUGUUGUUUCUACUAUGCUAAACUCAUGGCCACAACAAUGGAUUUGUAUAGAUUAGCCUUAACUACAGGAAUUCUGUAAGGAAAUCUGGCCGCAUGAAAUCCAAGUUGCCGUUGAGCUAUCGUAUGGCUUGCUCCCUCCGCCCCCUUAUUCCCUUUUCUAAAAUUCUACACUGCAGGAUAAUCUAUUAAUUCCAAAUAUGCUGAAAAAGAAAGGAGCAAUAAAAAUUUCUUGAAUGCUUCUGUGGGGAAAACAGUUUUCUCUUAAUGUCAAGCAAGACAAUAAGCAGGAGCAUUCUAAGCUUGGCUGCUGAUAAAUUGGAUUGACAAAACAGACAUGAAAGGCAGUUGGCCUACUUUCCUGACUCAUGUUAUUGUUCUGCAAGUCAGGGCAUGAAAAUUGCUGAGUUAUGAAGCUAAAAAGAUUGGGAAAAGGCAUUAUUCAUGCUGAAGAGAUUAGCAGUAGUACCCAUAUUCAGAAUUGUACUUAACUAAUUUCCAUCCUGUCCUUUCUCUGAGGGGCUCAGAAAGGUAUAUAUGGGGCUGUCCUAUUCUGUCCUCUCAAAAACCCUGUAUAGGUUAUUCUGCAACAGACACUUCGGUUGAGCAGAGAUUUGAAUCCAGAUCUCCCCCUUUCAAAUCAAGCACUCUGUCCAUUAUAACUCACAUCUGAAGUGAUUACUAGAACAUACUAGCACAGAGCACUGAAUUCAAAAUAAGAAUUAAGCAGACAACCUAAAUUAACAAAAACAGCUAAACAUAUUAUAGCUACACACAGGUCUGCUGCCUGAGUUAAUGGAAACAUAGGCAGUUUCCUAAAGUUUACUAUGAUUCCCUUUGCUUUCUGGGUGCCCUUUCGUUGUUGUUGUUGUUGUUGCUGCUGUUGAUUAAAUGAACUGGUAACCUAAGUUUGUAAUCCUAUACCCUUUUUGCCUGGGAGUAACUACCACUGAACUAAGUGGUGCUUAUUUUUGAGUAGGCAUGUAUAGAUUUGCACAAUAAGACUGUUCAUACAUUUCCCAUCUCAUAUUUGUACCUGACUCAGUACAAUGUCCUGCAGAUUUUAGCUAACUUUUUUUUUUUAAAGCAGCAAGGGGAAAAAAUAACUAUAUUUUCCUUGUUUUCUCCAAUUCUGCGGCUCUUCUUUCAUUCUCAGAUUAUGAGCGGCCAUUUAUCAAUAAACCAGAGGCUCUUCUUAUCUACAAGAAGGAGAAUAUCUGGGUCCCAUGCCUGGUAUCUAUUCCAGACCUUAACAUCACUUUGCUCUCGGUAAGAAAUCUCCUGUGGGAUGACUCAGGAAUCUGCCUUAUUUCAGUCUGAAGGGGAACAGAGAAAACACCUGGGGUGUGUAUGUGUGAAAGAAAAACAGAAAAGAAAGAAACCCACUAAAGGUGUUGUCCUUGCAAAUCUGGAUGAAAUCCCUGGAUGUAACCCCUGUGGAUGUUUCCCGGUAACAGUUGUGGUCCCCCCAUUUUGGAUUCCCUUGCACUGUUGAUUUCAGAGUCCCUUCAGAUUGCUCUGAAACAGGGAUGGGAAACCUGCCGCCCUCCAACUCUCAUCAGCUCCAGCCAGUAUGGCAAAUGGUCAGGGGGAGGAUGAGAACUGCAGUACCAACAACAUUACAGAUUACCCAUUCCUACUCUACAGUGUUAAUGAUCUUCUCUGAAGAGAUACUCCAGCAUUAUAAUAUAUUAUAAUCUGGAGAAGGAAGUGGCACUCCUAGGGAGGGGAGGAAAAUGUUUCAUAUAUAUAUUCAGUUCUCUCUAAGGCUUCAUUUUCUGGCACACCAGCAUCAAUUUAUGCAGUUCUCCUUUUCUGGGGGAUCGUGCUCCACUUUCUGCAGGCUGUGAGAACCAUUUCACAUGCAUUGUUCCACCAAGUAUACACUUUUCUGGGAGAUGCAUCCAAUCAUAGCCCCUCAUGUUUGUACCUGUAUGAUGCAUGUUUUUGAAAAUACAUCUUUGCUUACAUUUUAUAGUUUUAAAACCUAUUUGGUGCACACCCAAAUAUAGUAUGUGAAGCAGCCCUUUGCUAAAAUGCAUAAGCUGCAAUCUUUUAAGGGGUUUCCCAGUUCUUAACAAUGCUUGAAAUCCUAUAAGAGUCAUGGGAAACUAUGGAAAGGACCAGUACACUGCUUCAUCUGCUGCUGUAUUUACACUUCUCAUGAAAUGCAAAGAGAAACAUUAGUCCUGGGAGGCCAGAACCAAUUUCCGUAUCUGAGGGAAAUGGCAGCCUGUGCACAGUGUAACCUCACCAGUGUCGUAAAUUCAUGCCUUGUGUUUCUAGCCAUGUAGUUCAGUCUCCUUCACUCUUUGGGCAAGCUGUCCUCUCAGCCAUUUUUCUUGCCUCUUCCUCUCCUAGAAUCGCAACAGUCGCAUGACCAAAGCUUCAUUGGAAGUGCAUUUGGAUUUAUGUUGGGGGUGUCAGUAGAAAAAGGCCACAACCUCCCCACCCCCCACAAAAAAACCCCACAGGGUCACAUACUGUAACAGAAAGCUGUCUAUAAGUUUGGAGGGAUUUCCCCACUCCGUCAGGUGUGAAAUAUUGGAACUGGUCUUGAAUAGCAAUUCAAAGAAAUGGAGGAUGCAGCAGUAAUGAUAUCACCCUGCACGUCUCUUUAAAAAUAUUUUAUCUGUUUCUAGACAACCUCUCCCAUAUAUCCAGACGGGAAGAACAUUCUUUGGGACAACAAAAAAGGAAUGCUGGUCCCCACUCACCUGAUCAAGGACUCCUUGUUUGUUGAGUGCGAAACUUUCAUUGAUAUGAAGCCCCGCAAAUCAAGUUUCUUCCUUGUCCACAUUGCAGGUGAAUUUUGGAACAGAGUCAGUCACUGUGACAAUCAACCUCUUAAAAGUGCUCAGGCAGUACGACAACCAUUUUUCACGCAUGAGGCUUCCAGCCAUUCUUGCUGCAGUCCCUUUGUAAUGUGAUUAUGAAACCUGCUAUGGCCAGAAGGCUUGUUUUGUAUUAUAGAUGCCUCUGGUUUGCCUGCUACAUCAUCAACAGACAGCUUCAAUUGUCAUGCCCAUGACUUCAAGCCAUAAUUGAGGGAUUGAUUUAGAAGGUGAGGAAGGCUCCAGGCACUAGUUCUGGACCUAAUCACCCAGACAAUCGCCUCCAGUUCCCUCUGAGCCAUAGGCCCCAAUGGCAGCACAACUGCCCUUACUCUUAAGGGCUUAUUAGUUUCCAUGCCUGAUCAAGAUGCCACUAGAUGUGGAUAGGCAUUGGCUGAGUAGUGCAUCACUCCAGGAACAGGCAUGUCCCUUUAAACUUCUCCAUCCAUCUCAGUGAGGGCAGAACCUGGCAACCAAGUCAAAGGUAGGAGACUUGGAUGGGUUUCAGCCAUUAUCAGAACAAGUAGUCACUGCAGAGCUGUCUGAGGUGCUGCUACUCCAACAUGACCUCGCCCCGCCCAUAAGUCUGAUAGAUGCAUGUUUGUGCCUAAGUACAAUUGUGAAAAUGCUAAAUCUUACAUAUUAAAAACCAAAACACACAUGCAUUCACAGUCUUGGGAACAGGCAACCUGUGGCAUCAGAGAACAUUUCAGAAUAAGGUAGGAUGACGUGAAAUGAAAUGAAAGUUUAAAAAUAAGGAAGCAAAAUAAGCAAUGUCUGGGUGCAAAUAAACCCUCACAUUCUAUCUGUGCUAUCUACAAUGGCAGUCAUCAUUACCCCUUCAAAUGGCCACAUAUUCCUUGUUCAAAAUGCACUUUUUGAUAUGGCACACCCUCAUUCCUAUUCCCUUCAUAUAUCUUGCUAUAUUCUGUAGGAUGUCAAUUGACAGUUGAAUAAGGAAGUAAUCAACAAACUUUAAGGUAGGGGGUUUGACCAUCCACAACCACAGUAGUUUGAUAACACAGACAAAUGGCUACAGAAUUAAGCAAAUAUAUGGUGGGGGGCAUCUUAGACCAAUGAGCCUGUGUUGUGUGGUUUGAUUUUAUUUUUUAUAAAUUUGUUACAAUUUUGUAGCAAGAGUUCUGUUCCCCCCCGAAGGAAAAACUGUAUUUGUUUAAGUAGUUGCCUUACUUUUACACCAGGGAAUGAACUUUAUGACAUCCAGUUGUUUCCAAGGAAGGCCAUGGAGCUUCUAGUGGGAGAAAAACUGUAUCUCAACUGUACAGUAUGGGCUGAGUUUAAUUCGGGAGUUGAUUUCCAGUGGGAUUACCCUGCGAAACAGGUAGGAAUUGACAUUAUCUUAUUCAGUUUUGCUUCUAUGAAUGGUUUGUGUGCACUGCUUUUAAUUUUGGAUCCAUGGAGUGGAAGCGGAACACACACACACACACACACACACACACACACACUCCAAUUCAUGCAUAGUUGACAGACCUAAUUACACUGGUAUAGUCACAUCUGAUGUUCCUUGUACUCUCUGCCUUGUUACUUGCAGCCUUCCUUUCCCCCUAAAUUUGCUCCCUGCAGGGAAAAAAUGAAAUAGCAAUGACUUCCCGAGUACAUGCCAAUUCAAUCCAGUUUGGGGUAUGUUUGCGUUCACAAUAUCCCUGACACCUCCAUCACUGCUGGGAUGGGCUGCAGCUCUCUGGCACAGCAUCUGCUGUGCAUGCAGAAGAUCCAUGGCAUCUCUAGGUAGGGCUGUGAAUUGCCCCCUGCCUGAAACCCUGGAGAGAUACUGUCAGUCAGUGUAGACAGUACUGAGCUGGAGGAAGCAAUGGUUCUAACUCGGUGAAAGGCAGCUUUCUGUGUCACAACAGCCCUACUCAUAUGUUUAAAAGAAUGGGCGUAGAGAAAGACGUGUAUGCCAGCCCUGCCCCAAAGGUCACUGUCCCCGUAGGCUCCAUCCCCAACAUUUCUGGAACAUUUUGCUGAGCAGGCUAAAUGAGAUCAAAGGUUUACCAAGAAAGAUGUAGAGGGAGGCUCCUGUGCAGGAGUUUCUUUGGGGAAGCAAGUUAGGGUGACAGAGAAAAGAGACUUGCCUCCUCCAAGUCACAGUGAAAGUCUUUGCUCCCAUAUUGACCCACCUUGUAGACUUACCUAGGCUUGUCUUCAUCACUCCUUUUUCUUCUUGACUCCUUAUCUGGGAGUUAUAUGUGUUUGCAGAGGUGUUCACACUUCACAUCCACACAGUUGUGCAACACCUCAUAUGUCUGGAAGUUCUUCUAUGCAUGCACAAAAUAUCCCUCCACACAGCAAGCUAACAUGUCAGGGGAAAACUUUUUAGCCAAAAACUCUCCUUGAAAUGGUGGUUUCCCUAUAUACAAAGAAUUCUCUUGUAUGAAGGAACAUCCAAUCAUCUGAGCAAGUUGAUGUGGUUUAGCCCAGAUACAAUUUUACUUUACCAGCUGGGAUUAGGCUUUUGACUACUCUGUCACCCCCUUUUAAAAUCAGCCUUCUCCAACCUGGUGCCCUCUGGGUAUUGUUUGACUACAACUUCCAACAUCCCUGACUGUUUGCAUUCUGGCUGGGGUUGAUGUGAGUAGUCCAAAGUACCAGGAGGGCACCAGGUUGGGGAAGCCUGCUGCAGUGGGGAGGGCAUCCUAAUAUUUCCUAAUAUCUUAUAUGUUUAUUCCUUUCCUUCUGUUGCCUUCUUCUGGCAGAUGAACCGGAAAGUCACAGAACUGCCUGAGAGGCGCUCCCAGCAGACACACACUGAACUUUCUAGCAUCCUGAUCAUCCAAAAUGUGAGCCUACAAGACCUGGGAAAAUAUACAUGCAAGGCUAGCAAUGGGGAGCAAGACUUGAAGGAGAGCAUAGAUGUCAUCGUACAUGGUAAAAACCAUUAACUCAGGAUAAGAAAACCUUGUAGGUGCUUCUGGUGUGUUAGCAUGGUGGCAAACAGUUUAAAGGCAGCUGGUGUCCUUUGUGAAACAGUGGAGAAGAUCAGAUAAGAUAAAGGAAGCAGUGGAAAACUUCCUGUGAAGACUGACCUUUUGUCCUCUGUUCCCUGCCAUAUGAAAACAUGUGUGUGUGUGUGUGUGUGUGUGUGUGUGUGUAAGUGUGUGUGUAAGUGUGUAAGAAAGAGAGAGAUUAUUAUGUGACACACCAUGUUCUCUAGGAUUAUGGCAUGACAGGGCAAAGAUCCAAUGCUCCUGCUAAACAACAGCAAAUGAUAUGUUCCCAGGAGUAAGCUGACAUGAUUCUGAGUUAAGUCAUGGUGGUAACCAGUACUGAUACCAAACUCCAUAUUAUCACUGAGAUGUCAGAACAGAUGUUCCCUUUUUCUCUCUCUAAGGACUGCCUUUUUUAUAGCAGCUGAAACUGUCCACUUGCCCUCCUUAUGCCUAUGUCAUUCUAUAGGUAGUAACUAUAAACUAACCACCACCCAUACAAAGAAAACUUUUACUUGAGCUGAAAAGUUCUGGCAAAAGUAGCGGUAAGUGUUAGUUAAAAUCUCCAUCCAAUGCAAGGUUAUUUGCAGGAUAAGGCAUGGUAGCAUUGUCAACAUUUAAGAAAGACAGGUCCCUGUACCUUCACGGAGCAAACUGUGAAUCAGUGUGAACAACUGUUCUCAUGUCUGCACAAAUUCAGGGAUACACAGAUUCAGUAUCUAAUGGGCAUCUGUGCAUACGUGAUGUUUAUUUCCAAGCAGUGCAUACUUCUACAAUGUGUAUGGAUUAAUGCUAUCUAAUCUCUGCUGUAGCUCCAGCAUGAUCAUCUCACAGCUUUCACCCUGCUUUCUUCUUCUUCUCUCUUAUCUAUCUGGUUUUCACAGAGAAACCCUUCAUCAAUGUGGAGUGGAGGAAGGGUCCAGUGAUUGAAGCAACAGCAGGAGAUGAAAUGGCGAAGCUGCCGGUGAAAGUGGUUGCCUACCCCCAGCCUGAGUUCCAGUGGUAAUGCACUCCCCCUCUUAGCAUAUAGGCUUAGCAGUCUUCAGGGUUGACCUUUGUAGAGAAGGGGAAAAGAGGAGGAGAAAGGCCCCUGUCUUGCUGAAAUCGAUUUUGUGAGAGGAGUGACACUGCCCUCCCACACGGCUUGAGGGUUCUGAUUUGGAGGUCUGUUUCAAAACCUGAGCGAUUCUUCUUGACUUCUGUGAUUCUUAAGCUUGACUCAUUACCCAGCAUUUUAACAUUGUAUAGCAAAGCAGGCUAUUCUUUUCACUGGAGACAUAAAAAUUCUUCCUCGUCUUUUCUCCAGAGUUCUGGCAGACGUUAGAGGCAGGGAGAAACAAUCUUUCUCAUCAUUCGCUUUGUUGGCAAACGCACGCCACACAAACACACAAAUGUUCUCCACCCACACUCAAGUGCUGUCUCACAUUCCCUGUGGCUAUGUAAACACCUGUUAACACUUUCAGAAAGCCGAGGCCCUUCUGACUAAGGGAAAGUCAUGGAAUCUGGUACUGAGGUGGCAAGUGUUUGGGUCUAGACUUGCACCUCAGUCCCAGUCAGAGGGGAUGAUAGCUGAGCUCCCUGGGGGUGCCACAUAUAUCCUGAUCUCAUUCUGAUCAGCCAGCUGGUGACACGAUAGCAAGGAAAGCGGAGUUAGGGAAGUGGAUUUCAUCUCUCACUUCAUUCUGUCAUAUCAGCUUGUGCUGUGUGUAAAAUUAUAAGUAGUAUAAGCCCUUCACUUCAGCCCCUUGCUCAGCUAUGUAGCAAUGACUUGCCAUAAAUGGCACUUUUGCAAGAUGCCACAAGGCAGUGAAGUGUCACUUCAUAAGGGCAGGACACGCCUGUCAUUUUAAAUUUCUCUCCUCCCCCCCCCUUUUUUCCAAUCUCACAGUCAGUUCUCCAUACUUCCAUUUCAGUUUACAAUUUAAAAAAAAAUUCUCAUGAAAAUUUAUCAGAAUUUUAGUAUGCACUUCUCAUAUGUACAUUUUUGUAUGCAAUUUUACCUAUUAAACAGAAUUUUGCAAGUGAUUUUUGGUAACAUUUUUGGAUGUUAUCUUCACUAACGUAUGUAUUUUUAAAUGCACAUAUUUACCCUUGCAUAUACAUUUUAAAAAAACAUUCUUUGGUUUGAUAAUGCAUUGCAAAAUUUGGAGAAGUGUGGAUUUUGAGGAAAAGCUGUGUUUUGGGAUCUUGUAUUGUUUUGAGAAAUGCAAAUUAAGUAAUUUGACAUUACAUUGCAAACCUAAUUUCCCCUGCAUUUUAUACAUCUGAAUUUUGCCUUGGGUGGUUGUCAGUGUUUUCCCUUUGGCUAGAAAACGCAGCAAGCAGAAGGGGAGGAAUUCGUGAGAGGUCUCCCUUUGAGGAAGUGCCUCCUGCCAUGGACUGAAGCCCUGUGACUGCCUUUUGGGAGGAACGUGCUAAUCCACACACACAUACACCUCUCUCUUUCUCUCUCUGCUUCUGCCCAGGUUUAAGGAUGGAAGGUUAAUUUCCAACAGGCAGUCUCAAUAUUCCCUGCAGAUCAAGGAUGUGGCAGAGCAGAACUCUGGCUCCUACACGUUGGUUCUGAAGAACGGGCCGGCUGGACUGGAGAAGAGCAUUAGUCUCCAGCUGGUGGUCAAUGGUAAGGAGGUUGGACUAAUGGGAGAGGAAUGUCCUGAAACCCUGUGCAGUUCGACAGAUGUUUGUACCUGAUGUCAUUUGGCCUUGUGUGGCUGUUUAUUUUAACAAGUCCGUGCUAUAGAGGAUGAAGUCCUCUUCAUCCUUUGCCCCCCCCCCCGCCCCAGUCCAAAUUGGCCCCAUGUGCAUCCUAUUCACAAUGGGAGGGGAGCUGUCAUUGGCAAGAGGGGAGCUGGCUCUGUCUGGGAACAUGGCAAGGGCAAAAGGGCUGGAACCCUUCUUCUCCCCACACAAGGCUGAACAAUGAGGAUGACAUUGCAUCUAGAAUGACUCCUUAUCGGUUUGUGUUAUCCUUCCCCCUCUGGGACUUCUCUGUCCUUUCAGAUCAGAAAGUUAUAAAAUGAAUGCCUCUGGGUCAAUUUUUUUUAAUAAAAAAAUAAAAUAUAAUAUGAUGAGUAGGGCAAGGAAAGAGUGUCAGGUUUGGAAUGGGGGGACCCUCUGUUCAAUUACCGUUUCCGACUGCACAUAAUGGCAGCAGAUCCAUGUAUUAGGAUUUAAUUGCCACAAAAAUCCCUAUAUAAAAAGGUUUAGUGCAGGCAGGUGGGAGAAACUGAAAUCUUCUCCCACCCCCAUCUUCCCACCCCCACUGACACUGCAUUCUAAACAAAGUUCUCUUUCAUUGGGGCUAUGUUACCAUUGCCAAGGAAAGGCUAAAAGGUAAUUUGGAGGUGGGAAAAACAAUUUCACUUCUCUCCCCCCCCCCCAUCCUGCACAUUAAAUCCCCCCUCCCCACCCUUCUCUGCUUUGUAUGGAUUCAGCACCACUAGUCUGGGUCACAUUGUAUUUGGCCAGGGGUAGGCAACCUAAGGCCUGGGGGCCGGAUGCGGCCCAAUUGCCUUCUCAAUCCGGCGCGCGGAUGGUCCGGGAAUCAGCGUGUUUUUACACGAGUAGAAUGUGUCCUUUUAUUUAAAAUUUAUCUCUGGGUUAUUUGUGGGGCAUGGGAAUUCGUUCAUUUUUUAAAAUCAAAAUAUAGUCCAGCCCACCACAUGGUCUGAGGGACGGUGGACUGGCCCACGGCUGAAAAAGGUUACUGACCCCUGUAUUUGGCCCUCAAUAGCAGCACAUAGAAGAGUGAAAUGUGGGAGGGGUAUGAGGAGUAAAAUUGGGGGGGGGGGUCUCAUUCAGGCUACCAAAGGAUCUGCAGUCUUCUGACUCCAUGAUGUCAAUGCAGAAGAACGAAUUGCAAUAAGUGAGUUUUCCUGGAGCUAAUCCAGCAUCCCUAACACGCCUGGCAGUCACAUCACUGUAGUGUUUAUAGAGGAAGAAAAUAACUUCCCAGUGUUUUAAAAUAGGAUUGGGCAGAAGGUAGAUUGGGAUCUAAUGGCAGACCUUUGGAUGAUUUGCAGUAGAUCAGCAAGGGCUUCUGAUUCCCAGCUGUCUAACAAUAGCAACAGUUUAAACUCUGCACACCCUCACCCCCAUGCACCAAAUUAGGUAAAAAAGAACACCAGGAGCACGAUUCUCCUAACAAUCCCUGUCAGCAGAAGCCCUGAACAAGGACUUUUGCCUGUGCAAUGGGACUUCCCCACCUCUCCUCCCACCCACCAUGAACUUGGUUCAGAGGGGGCUGGAGAACUCCAAGAACAGCACACUGAGGGAGAAGAGGGGGGUCAUUCGGCAAGCUGAAAUGCUUGCACAUUUGGAAGUCUAUAAUAGUGCAGUAUUGAAUUCCACCCAAUGAAUGGGUGUUUUGUGUGAAGGACUUGUGAGCUUGGUUAUGGGAACUGCUCAUUCAUUCCUAGACUGAGCAUGUGCUCAGAGGCUUCUUGUUUCUUAAUUCUGAACUUACAUCCACCUACCUGAUCCACUAAUUUGCACCUGGUUCUGGUUGGUGGUCCGUGAAGUUGUAGUAGAAAACAAAGUAGAUCUCGCAAGCCUGACGCCCACCCAGCCGUACUCUAAAUGCACCUAUAACUUAAGCUCAGGUCAUUUUAUCCAUUGCAUUUAGUAGAUAAUUUCUUAAAUGAGAGGUGUGCCAGGUAAUUGUACAUUACCUGCUGGUAGUUCAGCAUUUGCUUGCUCUCCUGUAACAGUUGCCCUCAAGCAAUGAUGUGUCAUUCUCUUCCUCAAAACAAUGACUUCCAACAGGGGCAGGGAAAGACCAACGUACACUGCCUCCAUAGUGCUAUCCUGCUUAAUAGAAGGCAGCACCAGCAUUGGCCUGUGGGGUGGGGUGGAGCCACAGAUCCACCCUCACAAUGCCAGCAUCACUUACAUUGCACCUUACCUGUAUGGAACCUCCCCACCCCUUCUCCACUCUCACCUGGUAAGCAGCAACAACCUUGCUGCUGGGAAGCUAGUGUUGCAACUCCACUCCAUUGGGUGAGGCACUUUUGGACAGAACAUGGCACUGGUGAGGUUGAGGCUGUACAGGAGCACCAGCUGAGCCAAUCAGGUGAUCCCACCCUGACAUUGCUACCCCACUCCAGCCCUGCCCAGGUAAGCUGCAGUGACAUCAGUGCUGCUGGGACCUAGAGCAAUUCUAAGGGAGAGGAAGGAGUAUAAUUACUACUACUACACAGCAGCAACACGAGGUUGGGAGGGGAGGGAGAAGAUUGAGGGAGAUAGUGUGGGUGAGGAUUGGCAGAGAGAGCAGCAGAGGCAACCUUCCCAGAACAGUUAUUAUUUACAAGGCUGAUACAUCAACAUUCUUCUUAUUUCAGUUCCUCCACAAAUCCAUGAGAAAGAAGCAACUUCAUCCAACAUCUAUUCCCGUAAAAGCCGACAGGUGCUCACCUGCACUGUGUAUGGCAUCCCAGCACCAGAGAAGAUCCAGUGGCAGUGGAGGCCUUGGACACCCUGCCCAAUGUUCUCCCGUCACAAUCUGUAAGUAACUGGCCUCCUUUGAUCUUUGCCGUCUUCUUAAGGCUGCAGCAAGGGAGGAAGACCUUGGCAUGCUUCUUCAUGCAAAUGCAUAUGAGAUGGUCACCGCAAGAGGGUCACUAGGGAUGUGCAUCGGAUGAAUGCCAAAGCGGGCUGCUUUGGACAGAUUUCAGGCAUCUCCGAGCUAAAGUGGCAUCUCUUCAGUAUGCCCCAAACCGAAGUGGGAUUUGGGGCACUUCAGUUAUUUGGAUAUUUAAAAUGUUGCUGGUUAUGUUGUAGAGGUGUCCCUAGGAAAGUAUGCCAUUUUCAUAAUAAAAUAGUUGCCCACAAAACCAGAGGGAGAGAAGCAAAUCCCUUUUAGUUCUCCCCAUCCUCAAAAAGCACCCAGCACAAAAAACAUUUUGUAUUUUGGCAGGUUUCUUACAAAGAGGGGGCUGUCUAGUGGAUGCUAUUUUGUAUGCUAUUUUGCAUACAAAAUAAGAGGGGAGCUUAAGUGAUUUGUUUUUUGACCAUCCUAAAAUGGAAAAGCCUGCCCUUGCAGGAAAACCACUAUGGCUAGAUUAAAAGUGCCAGAGUGCAUCCUCUCAGAAAAGGCAAACAAGAGAGCAAAUUUCAUACACUUCUGCCAAAAGGUAAAAUAAUUGUAGACAAUUCUGGUUUUGUUUUUAAAGGUGCCUAGUACAAAAACUAAUGGAACUAUUUCUCUGUAAUUUGGCAGGCUUUAUCCACUAAGCCUUGAAAUUUAAUGCAAGUCCAUUAAAAAUGAAACUGUUUUUUGUUUUCCUAUUUGUUCCUUGCAAAUUUGGAUUUGGACCCAAACCAAAAUGGGUAGCCUCUGUGUUGCUGUUGCUGUUGCUAGCUGUUACUUGUUGUUGCUGCUGCUGUUACUUACCUGCCCUUCACUUUAAGGUGCCGGGACAGGCUACAACAAUUAAAACACAAUGUUAAAAAUGGAUUAAAACAACAUACAGUAACAGAAAUGAAGCCACUUGUGUGGAGUGGCUUCUUGCACUUACAGGACAAUAUUUCUCCACACUGCCUUUUGGAGAACAUUUGUAGUGGCAUGGAGAGUGGUGUGAGUACCUGUCCAUUUGAAGGGCAUGCCAUAAAUAAUGUUAGCCAGGAGCUAAAUGCAGCCUGUUCCUUCACUUUAAAACCUAUGAAUAAGACCUAAUUCAAAUGUCAUGAUAAGCUGGUAUUAUCACCUUGAUCUCAGAGAGGUAGUGUUGUCCAACAUUUGUAGGUGAAAGUAUAAAUGGUGGUCCUUGUGCAAGAGCAUCAGUUUUUUAUUCAUAUGAGUGGAGUAGACAAUGAGGUUUACCCUCCUGCCUGCAUCUUCUAGUCCCAAGAGAGGGGGCUAUUCAUUUGGCCCACAAAAUGCUCCCUCCUUAUGGGUGUGACUGGAGUGGCAUGAAACCUGACUACUGGAAAAGAGAUUCCAUGCUUCUCUAGCAACUAAUUGUGCCAUGGGGGUGCAUUUUAGAUUUCUCAUGGAGCAACACGAAGGAGCAGGGUUAAGAGCAGGGGUUUAGGCAGGUUUUUCUUCUGGUGUUGAAUAUGUAAAAAAGUUGCUGAUUACUCCUGCAUAGAAUUAUCCUGCUAGUGCUUUUUCUUUGAUUUCUCUGGCCACUGAGGGCUGAACUAUUGGCUUAAGUCCAAACUAGGCAUGAUGUGGGAGAUUCAAGAACUGGAUGUCUCAUUUUUCCAAAGAAAGACAAGCAGCUACAGAGGGCUCAUAUUUGGAUUGAAACUGCUGUGUUUGGGAAGGGAGAACAUAGCAGUACUGUAUGGGUAGAUGUACAUUUUUGCCCUCAGAGUUGAUUUAAAUCAGGGAAAUGUAAUGUAGGCACAGGGGUGUUAAAAAGCAAAACAAAUAAUUUCCCCACAACAUGGCAGUGACAAUCUGAAUGAGGGACCCUGUGGCUACUUCUAAACAUUUUUAAAAGCUGGGGAACCUGAGCCCAUAACUCCUGCAUCAGUUUCAAGUUUGGCCCUUGGUGUCUGAAAACUGGUUAGGAUCUAGGCCCAGUUUAAAGUGGAGCUGAGAAGCAAUCGUUCACAAACAUGAACAGGCCAGCAGCUGCAUGAAAAGGCAAUUUGUAAAGUGGACUCAACUCAGCCAUUUGACAGAAAAAGAACAAGAAAUGCAGUGGUCUAACAUGAAGAAUCGCCUAUAAAUAAGUGGCUCUUCAGUCUUCACAGACAUCUAUCAAACCAAAGGCUGCUUUGCCUGGUGUAGUUUGCACCAUCUUAGGAAGCUGUAGAGAUUUGUUACCCUCUUCAAGAGAUUUGUUUCUGAGCAUGCUAGUGGCAGAACUCAAAACUUGCCUGCUGCUUGUCUGCAGGGACAAUGCAGGCAGAAAUUAUUACAUUGGCAGAGUUGUGAGGUUUUCAAUGUGUGUGGGUUUUUCCUGCAGAAAAUUUAUGUAGCUGCCAGAAAAUGUCUAGGUAGGAAGUGGCAUCUAAGGCGUUUAACACUCUGUUUAACAGAAACAGACUUAGAAAGAUCGAUGGGAGUCUGAUACAAAGUUUUACAAAGAUGUGUUUCAAUGCCCUUGUUGCUUACCAGAACAAUAUCUCAGAAAAACAAAUCUAUAUGAGUACUGCUGUAUACCGUAAUUCAUCCACCUCAGAAGGUUCUAGUAGUGCUAAUAGAUAAAGGGUUUUUUUUAAUAGUCAGAAUGCAGAGUGAGAUGAUCCAGUGGUUGUUGAAAAUAAAACUAGAUAAGAAUAUCUUUGUUGGUGCAAGUGUUGGUGCAAUGAAAAAAGGGGUAUACUGUAUAAAGAAUUCCCUAGAUGCCAAAAUCCAGGUUUGGGGCAAGUACAGAAAAAGUUGCCCAGGCAGUAAAGCCUGGAUUAGUUACAGUGGUGAAAGUUCCCAAAUUAUUGGUAUAGGAACUCAAUAAUUGUUAGAGCCAUGCGGCUUGUUACAGCCAUGUGGCUAAGUUGGAGCAACCAGCUUAGCCUCUUCACAUGCUGAGCUUCUCCCACAGACUAGGAAGAAACGACAGGCUUGAUUACCUAGUUCCUCCCAAGGUGAGGGGAAGUGGACAUAACUAAGCGUGGCAAUAAAGCUUACUCUAUGGUAUUAACCCCUUCAUGUGUUAAUUAGACUUAAGCAAGUUGGUUAUAUGAGGCUGGUUAUCCCACACAAAGAACUUAUGUUACUUCAGUAAAUUCCACAAAGACCUUGGCAGAAGCUUGAAAUAGCAAAUCUGUCAAAGUAAAGUGUGAAAGCCUGCAAAAGUGACUGAAUAGUAUGUGACCCCAGCAGUGGAAUGUACGCUCCUGCCACCUAAAUUGGGUGCAUAGGGCAUGCCCUAAGGGGGCAGGGGUGGUGGGAGCCUGCUGUGCCCGGCCAGGCACGAGAAUGCUGCCUUGGCGGCACCCCCACACAACACUGCCCAGCCGAGGAGAGGGGCAGCAACACUGCUGCUGUGACUAUCCUCCUCCUCUCCGCCUCCCAGGUCAGACCUGGCCCAGGAGCCAGAGCCAGGCCCAAUGAGGGAGUCUGGGAGGGGCACCUAGUCAUGCCCCUCUCAAAACUGUGCCCAGGGCCAUGCUCCCCACACACUACACCUCUGUGUGACCCCAAGAUCAUAUUUGAUUCAAAGUGGCAAUGAAGCUUCAGUAAAAGCUGAGUGAAUGUAGAAGUAGCAGAUACGAGCAAAUUAAAGUCAUAAGGCAGAAUGUAUGGAGCUGUUGUAAUACAUAGUGAUAGGGAGACUCAUAAAAAGUUUUGGACUCCAAGAUGCCUGUGACUACAUCAAGAAGCAGAGAGAUAAAAAAAAGCCCAUUUAGAUUGGGAGAAGAAGAAUGUGUGAGAGAAAGAGAGAACAAGAAUAUAAAAGUGGUCCACUUUGUUUCCACUGUGAGGUGGGAAACAGUUUUUGGAAACAUUAACACACAAUUGAAACAUAGGGCAGCGCCCAUUUAAUAAAUGAGAAUUUUACUGGCCUUCAGCAUUUUACCUCCAAAACAAAUCCCUUAGUGCAACGGUUCUGAGAAUGUGAAGUAGGCCUGUCUCCAAGGAAACUUGGGCAGCUUGCUAAGAAAGGCUUGAACUGCUUGUUUUCUCCCAGACUGUUUAGUAUCUGUGCUUCAACUGGGUGAGAAGCAGGGUUCUUAUUUUCCCUGUCCCAAGCAAUGUAGCCCAAAGACCUGUGGAGGCUGCAAAAAAGGUAAAGGACCCCUGACAGUUAAGUCCAGUUGCAAACGACUCUGGGGUUGGGGCGCUCAUCUUGCUUUACUGGCCGAGGGAGCCGAUUUUUGUCCACAGACAGUUUUUCCGGGUCAUGUGGCCAGAGCAGCACACGGAAACGCCAUUUACCUUCCCACUGGAGCGGUACCUAUUUAUCUACUUGCACUUUGACACGCUUUUGAACUGCUAGGUUGGCAGGAGCUGGGACUGAGCAACGGGAGCUCACCCCAUCGCAGGGAUUUGAACAGCUGAUCUUCCGAGCUGCAAGUCCUAGGCUCUGUGGUUUAGACCACAGCGCCACCUGCAUCCCUUGUGGGUGCCCCAUAAUUUUCCUUUUUCUCUUGCUGGUUGACUGGAGAAGCUUAUGGUGAUUUGCAGUGGCAUUCAGCAUGUACCAGUUUGGAAGAGGCAGUAGUUCUAGAGGUUCUUUUCCUCAUGGAGGCCCUGUUUGACCAGGUGUGAUAGGCUCUGGAUGUGGUGAAAGUAGUUGUGGAACUGCCCUUAGAAACAAGGACAAUUUAUAUGACCUCUAUCUCUGUCUGAAUGGUUAUUGUGCAGGAGACAAGCUGCCUGUUCCUUUGGGUACUGCUGGCAGGACAUUUUACAGCAAAGGUCUAUUAUUAUUGAGAAAGAAAGAUUGAAAGAGGCCUCUAAGAUAGAGAGGAAUGUGACAGGGAAGCAUUAUUGACCCAGGAGGAAGUGGGGCAUCUAUAAAAAUACUGAUGCCGUAAAUGUACUGUUUGACUGGCUGAGGAAACAAGGGCAUUUCCAGUCCCAUCAAAAUGCUUUGUGGCCUUGUCAGGAAGGAGAGGAGUUGUUGAAUUAUUAGCACUGUCUCCCAAGGCCACAAUCUUUAUGCUUAUCCCAGCUUCAGAGGAUGCAUCAUGAUUUCCUGUUGUUUAAACAGAUUCUCACUCUUGUUAUGGUACACUAAGUGUGCUAAACAUCUGUCCCCUCAUCUUCUCUAAUGAAGGCAUGUUGUUUGGGUGGAGGAGCACACUAUCUGCCAGAUGUUAAUUUGGGUGCCAGAACUAUCCAACACUCUCAGAUAUGUUUUGGGCCACCAGUUGUCUAUACCUGGUCUACUGCAUACACAGCAGUGCAGACACUUUAUCCAGGUACCACAUUGCAUUACAUUUGAACCCAACUUUCCAGCAGACACCUUCUGACACAUGUUGCAGGAUGCCACACCCUGUAGCAUACUCUCUUAACUCUCAGUCAAUGUCCCUUAGAUGCAUAUCAAUCCCCUGACCUCCCACAUUAAAAACUCUUUCAGGUUGCGUGCACACCAUAUAUUUAACAUGCGCAUCCACACAGCACGGCAUGAAGGCUAUAUUCUUCUCCUGCUUUUGCUCCCCAGACACUGGCACCCCAUAAAGUCAGGGUUCCAGGCAGCGGGAAGGGCAAGGUACAGGGAGCUUAACAGUGCAGGCAUGGCAAAGGAGCCAGUCCAAUGCUCUUGCCACACCAUCACCCUGCCUGCACCACCUUGAGCUUUCUGCACCUUACCACCCCACCAACUGCUGCUGGCUCCAUAUAACAAUCUGAUAGUUGUGGGUAUAUGAAAUAUCCUUGCAUUUUUUACCCCUUUUUAAAGCAAUCUAAGCUAGUGGUUAUCACCACAUGAAAUGGAGCGAAUUGUUCACUACAUGAAGAGAAAGUGCUUAUAAUAUUCCAUCUCUUCUGACUCUCUUGCUAUCACUGGCGAUCCUUGAUUUCUCAUACUGUGGGAGAGGGAGAACAUUUUCUCUUUAUCUGUUUUCUCUGUACCAUCUAAAGUUUUAUAAGGCCAUCUCGUGCUCCCCCUUAGCCAUUUUCCCUCUCCUCCUAAUUAUAUUAUAGGCAGCAUUGUAUGUUAAUGCCCUGUAAUCUUCCCAAUAACUUCUUUUAUUGGCAAACCAAAUCUCCUGUUUCUCUCUGUCUCUUCUUCUUUCAUGGCUUCUGGAUAAAUAGGAGUAGGAGGAGGACUGUCCGGCGCCAUCAGCGAGACCGGAUGCCCGAGUGUAAGGACUGGAAGGAUGUGUCGCAGCUGGAUGCUGUGAAUGCCAUUGAAAGCAUUGACACCUGGACAGAGUUUGUGGAAGGAAGGAACAAGGUGAGGACACAUGUUUCUCUUUGUCCUUUCUGCGUUGGAAAGAGGUAGAAGCACCUCGAGCUCAUGAGACGGAGCCUUCUCAGGCCAAAACGUUUUAGCUGAUUUUGCAACAUGAAGCCAAACUGUGAGUUGACUUCCAUCAUGUGGUCAGUUAGUUAUGCAGGUAAAUGAUUACACAUUUAGUAAUCAGUUUUUGUCUUAUCUAUACGUUUAUAUGAAAAACCAAAGCCAGUUUUGGAUAACCUGUUAAGAUCCUUACUACCAAUUAUGAUACUAGAGAGAAAAAUGAGGUAUAAAAUGUGAAGACUGACAUUACUGAAUACAUUCACAUGAAAUAAAAAAUACUUCACAAUGCAGGGGGGGGGAGGACUCAUGUACUCCUAAUAUGGCUGACGUUACUCAAAGGUUAAGAAUGCACUAGAUUUAUGUGAAUGGCACUGGCAAAUUUGGGGACAAAUGUUGUAUGAAUGUGCAAAGGAAGGAAUACUAGAGACAGUGAUAAUAAUGAUCUAAAUUUGCAUUGCUUUCAGUGAAUUCAGUACUGAAUGUAUGCUUAUUAAAUAGAGUGAUUUAAAAGGUGAACAUUAAAUUAGAAGGUAUUGUCCACUGUGGUUGUUUAAAGACAGUUCCAUGAGUCAGAGCAUGGCUUUCUUCAUAGAGGAAUGAGAUCAUCUAUGAGCAAGCUGAAUGGAAGGCAGAGUGCAGUGGAAUAUUCUAAUGCAAUGAAUGUACAGCAAUCUUCAUUCUUCAAAAUAAAUUCACUGCUGACAUCCUAUAAAUGGCUGAGGAAAUACAUGAAUUUUGAGUUAGUGCCAAAAAGACAAAAGACAUUCCAUAACUGGGGUGCCACCACAGAAGAUGCCCUACAAUAUUCAUUCCCAACUCCAUUCCAUAAGAAUAUAUAUCACAACUGUUUUUAUGACUCAGGUCAGCAUUCUGAUUAUUAAGCUACACUUUGUCCCACGUUAAGCUAUAUUCAGUGAAACUGCUGGAAAUUUAAUUUGAUGUCGCAGUGGCAGAACCACCUUGGUACUGCUAAAUAUAAGGGGUGGGUGGGAAUUGGAAUUGAGAACUUGAGGUGGAAUGGCAAGGAGAACCCUUUUCCUAUCCUUAUUUUUUGCUCCCAAACUACUGUGCUUCAGCCAUUUUUCUCCUGGUGGAAAUUUCAUAAUGCCACUCAGAGAUGGUGGGACAGCUGAGCUAGGACAUUUAAGGGGCAAAAAACAUAGGCAACAAGAGUCCAACUCUUCCUUCUUGCUCAUGCUGUGCUUUCAGUCGCCCUACUCACCUGCCCCCUACUUUCUCUCAAUUCAGCUACCAGACUCAGUGGGCCAUUAUGAACAGUUUGGCCCUGUACACUAUUCCAGUACAAAUAUGUGAAUCCAAAUGUAUGAAGUGUUGCUUUGAAGUGUGAGAGGUUCCAUUGGAUAUUACACUAUAUUUCCUUUCUGGAAUGUUUUUUUUUCUUUCUCUCCUGUCCUGAUGCAUGACUAGCUGGCAUUUAAAGGCUGUUUCUUUCCAUCCCCCCUGUAUAAAUGCCAGAGUCAUGUGUGCUUUUCUAUGACUAGUUUCCUGUUCUAGGUGACAAUGUCAGUUACCAAACACGCGUGCAUAAUAGUGAUGCAGGCUAAAGAACAAACAAAUGGUUCCCAGUUUCCUGAAGUCACUUCCUGUUUUCAUACACCCCUCCAAAAUCACUUCCUGUUCCAAUUUCAGUCAGGAGUUGGAAAGCAACAGAAAGGAUGAUGGGAAGGAGAGAGGCAUGUUUCGUGCUCUGAUUCAGGCUGUGUUAAUGGCUUAUACCAAGAGACAGUCUGUUUUCUGAACCUAUCCUAAUAAUAGACAAGUCAUAUUUGGUGAUAUUAUUUGUGAUAGUAAUUUAACAUAUAUUACAUUCACUUCUUUUACUUUCCUUUCUCUCCUUUAACCCAUUUCACCCCUGCUUUGUCCUUUAUAGGAUCCAUUGCCAUAUAUAUUUCUUUAUUCCCCCCCCCCCCCCAGUUACUAGAAGGGAAAGAAGCAUGAAUAGAAAACAUUUGUAAAUAACUUCCAAUUCUGACUCAGCCUGUCAGCCCCUCAAAUGUUUGGGUUCUGGAAAAGAGAGCCAUAACACUCCUGGAGUGGUGUCUCCAAAAGCUGUCUCGCAUUUCCAUUAUGUGAUGGCAUUUUUGCAUUUGUUUAUUUUAUUGUUGUUAGCUACCUAAAUCAUAUUCGGUGGAAAGGUGGGCUAUAUGUUUCAUAAUAUAAGUAUGCCAUUAUAAGAAAAUAGCUAGUCUUUUGGCCUUCAAAACUUUUGCUAAUGGAAUUGAUACUCAUUUUCCAGAACAUUAGGAAAGUCUCCUGUCUGUGAACAGGUCACUAGAUGCAGCUCUGGGUACCGCUAUUUAAAUUUGUUUGUUUCAUUUGAUACCAAUUCAAGUAGAGGAAGAACCCAAAGUUGCUGGUUUUUCCACUGAGCGACAGAGUGGCUCUGCUUCCUUUCUUCUUCCUCUGUGACAGUCUGAUGGAAUGGCUGCUACUAAAUGACCGCUGAUGCGGGGAGAAACCUGAUGGAGCUGGUUUCUCAGCAGAGCUAAUAGAAUGGCCCUGCUUCCCUCCUUCAUUGCAACCUGAUGGAAUGUCUGUUACAAGACAACAAAUGAGGAAUAAACUUGCCAGGGUUAAUUGAUUUCAUUUGAUGAAUGAAUUUCUAACCAGCUUUUCAGUUUACAAAAAGGAUUCCCUAGAGCACAGACUGAAAGCCUCUGCUGUGUAGUUUCUGAAAUAGAAGAAAGCAGGUCUAUGUGGAUAGGUGGAAUAGGCUUAUAACACCAGAAUAGUUAAUUUCCAAGCAUAGAUUAUAAGACAAAUUGGAGGCAAUAGGAAUUAAAUCUAGAUGAUGGAUGUUGUGCAUACCCUGCAUGGUUUUGUACUGUAGAAUUUGUUAAAUAUUAUAUUGGUUUAAUUGCACUAGCCAGCAGCUGUGUUGACAUUUUAUGGACCACUGCAUAUAUCAUUAAAGGAACUGGAGCUAUCUUUCCACAGAUGAUCUGCAAAGGUCAGCAGAGCAGAUCCAUCUUAGAGUGGGCUUGUCCACGUUUGAGCAUUACUUCGCUCUUAAUCUACCCCCCCCCCAUUCAAAUUAGGCUGGAGUAGUCUUUCCCAUUCAUACUAGCAGGCAUUCUCUUUUGCGUUUGUUGUAGCCUUCUAAUUUCUUGAUUCUAUUAUGCCAGUUAAGCACUGACAGGACACGCAUGCAGGUAGCUGUAUGUGCACCUUGGUUUUUUUUGUUGCUUCUUAACAUCUUUGCCCAAGAAGUGUGCAAAAACACACUGUCAGGCAAUCAUAAAUUUGCUUGUGCAAUUUUCUAGUUCUGUGCAAAUCUGAGGGAUCAAAAGAAUAUAUAUAUAUAUAUAUAUAUAUAUAUAUAUAUAUAUAUAUGUAGAGAGAGAGAGAGACUAAGCUCCUGACUCACUAUUACUAGGAUGCUGGAAAAGAAAUGAAAUCAAUUGUAAAAUUUCAGCAUCCACUUUUCAGAUGGCUGCCCGAUGUAAUUGGUGUAGAAAUUUUUCAUGUGUUUUGUGUAAUUUUCUGGUUUAGUGCAAAUCUAUGGGAUCAAAGGCUGGGGGUGGGUGGGGGAAUCCUGCAUUCAGGAGUGCACCAAAAACAGUUACGGGCACAGCUGGAAAAGCAAUGAAAGCACUGAGGAAGUAGCAGGCAUGGAAAGGGCAGUGGCAGAAAGUGACAAUUGAUUUACCCAUCCAAAACACACCAAAACAAAUGAUCUGCAACCCUGGAUGAAGUGGUUUGCAGCCAAAUUUUCCCCAGUUUAUCAAAGUAUCCCCGUAUUGCGUAAACCUAAAUUUACAGGGGGAAAGCCCUGAGAUUGGUGUUGUUUGAAGGUGACAUCAUGUGGACUAAGCAAAUUAAAUGGGGAUGCAAACAGUUGCAAACACACUGAACUGUAGUGUGGACAUGCCUAGUGGUCCCACCCAUACAUUUCUCAUCUGUUGCUUUUCCUAUAGUUUGCACUACAUCUGCAAUCCUCUCUUUAAACAGGGACAAAAGAUGGCAUUUGUCUGGUGUACAUCUCUUUGUUCCUGUCCUCGGCUUCUCCAAAAUUCUGUGUCAGGUCAUUAUGCACCAUCUGUUUGUGUAUGGCUACUAACCCCCUUUCAACCUACUUCCCUGUAAGCAGAAUGGCAGCACAUAAAUGAAGUUUGCUGCCCCUGAUUUAACCCUUUUUAUUGAGGGGAGUGUCUCAGUGCAACAGCAGCAUUUCAGUAGGGGAAGUGGUGAAUGGAGAUCACAGGACAAUGCUGAAUGAUAAGCAAACUAUCAGUGGAAACAAAAUGCAGAGAUAGGAGAAACUCGACAAAAAUUGAAUGGGUGGUGCAAACAUACCCUUAAAUAUUUCAUCGUGCAAUUCCCCAGAGCAUAAGAAUGAAGCUAGAGCAUCCUCUUCCUUCCUGGAAGGUUAGUAAGAAGCUGAGAAGUCUUGCGUUUCCACAUCUUAAAUGUCAUUCAUGUUGCCCAUUCUGUUUCUUUACCAGACGGUCAGCAAACUUAUCAUCCAAGAAGCCAACGUUUCUGUCAUGUACAAGUGUGCAGCCUCUAACAAAGUUGGCCGUGAUGAACGGCUCAUCUAUUUCUAUGUAACUAGUGAGUAUCAUAAAGCAUGUGGGAGGGGUGUCAAUCCUUUGUCUUUCCUUCUGACCUUCGCUCACAGACCAUUUGAAUGGUUCAUGAGUGUUUUUAAAAGCAUUACUGCCAUGAUGUGCUCACAAUCAGACAGCACUGUGUGUGUGUGUGUGUGUGUGUUUAUAUGGCCUCCUCAGGGACCGAAGAUACAGAUCACUGGAAGACAUGGACCUUUUAAUAAGGGCUAGUGGUGAAUUAAUUUUUUUUCUCAGAUUUCAAAAUCUGUACAGUUUCAGAUUAUCAGAUUUUUAAUAAUAUAGGAGUUCCCUCAAACUUUGUCAAAACGUUGAGUUUGAGGGUAAAUCUCUAACUUUGGUUCUUAUAGUUUAGUCAGUAGAGCCACACAUUUGCCACCUCAAUUUGUCUUUCAUCAUCAUGAUCAGAAUUUGAGCUUUGUAGCUGAAAGAUGAGUUUUCAAAUUGGGAUUUCACAGAAUCAUAGAAUUGUAGAGUUGGAAGGAAACCCCGAGGGUCAUCUAGUCCAACCCCCCGCAAUGCAGGUGUCUCAACUAAAGCAUCCUUAACAGAUAGCCAUCCAACCUCUGCUUUAAAACUUCCAAGGAAGAAGAAUCCACUGUCUGUCGAAGGAGACUGUUCCACUGUCAAACAGCUCUUACUGUCAUAAAGUUCUUCCAGACGCUUAGUUGGAAUCUCCUUUCUUAUAACAUGAAGCCAUUUCUUUGGGUCCUAACCUGGAGGAGGAUAAAACAAUCAUGCUCCGUCUUCCAAGUGACAGCCCUUUAGAUGUUUGAAGAUGGCUAUCAUAUCUCCUCUCACUGUCAUCUUUUCAAAGCUAAGCAUACCCAACUCCCUCAACUGUUCAUCGUAAGGCUUGGUUUCCAGGCCCUUUUGAAAAAUUCACUUUGCAGAUGUUUAUAUUUGAGCAUUCAUCGUUUCAUUUGCGAUUUCAUUUUUUCAAACUGGCUUCAUCUGUAACAAAAACAUGGGCCUCCACCUCCUUAGUACAGUCUGCAUCCAGAAUAAAAAAUAUCCACUAUAAGAUGUUAAAAAGCCAGGCUGGUUUCCACUGCAAAUAAGAGUAUGCAAGAGAUGUCCUGGAGCUAGAAAAGAGAAAAUACAAACUCAGUUCCUCUCUCAUGCUUCCUGUGAGCAGAUAUUUGCUAGUGAAGAGAUCAAAGCUCUCUUCCACGAAAAUGCUGGAGCAUGCAUUUCCCAAGUGUUCCUGGUGCAGUAGCACCCCCUAGUGCCCUGUCGCUGAAUAGACUCUCUGUGCUGUCCCAGUUUCAUUACAUAUUUAGGAAGUUGGGUUUUUGUCUCUUUAACAGAUUUCUUCAACCAAGUUUGGGACUACAACUGCCAAGUUUGGGACUACAACUCCCAGCAGCACCCAGUGGACUGUGCUAUGGAGUCAGCCUCCUGACACUGGUGUCACUUCCACUUCCCAGAGUAGAGCAGCACAGUGGCAAGGUUGGGGCUGCAUGAUCGCACCGGUGGGAGCUCCAGAGUGGCUCUGCUGGUGUGCCAACACAGCCCUGACCUUGCCACUCAUAGUAUAAUAGUAAAUCAUAGUAUAAUAGUAAAUCAUAUUAUACUAAGUCAUAGUAUAAUAGUAGUGAUUUCUUCUUAUCAGUGUUUGGAUUGUAGCUUUAUUCACUGGUGGCUUUUUCCAUUCUUCUCUGUGUGUGGACAAAGCCAAACAUUUCAUUCAGCAUAUUUGAAGCGACCAUUGUGCAUGCAUUUAAAUAAACACAUACAAGUAAGUGGUUUCUCCCAUUCCUUAACCAUACAGCAUUGAGCACAUAGAAUAGAAUUCCAUAAGCAUAGCCUGAGACUGGUAUUUCAGCUUUUGCAAUUCCGUCACACAUCUGUUUCCUUGUCUUGUUUUCCUGACAGCCAUCCCAAAUGGGUUUGAAAUUGAAUCGCAGCCUUCAGAAGAGCCCAUUGAGGGGCAAGACCUGAGACUAAGCUGCAAUGCUGACAAUUACACCUAUGAGAACCUGCAGUGGUACCGACUCAACCUUUCGACGCUGCAUGGUGAAGAGGGCAACCCGCUGGUCUUGGACUGCAAGAAUGUCCACCACUAUGCGACAAAGAUGCAAGGAGAGCUGCAUUUCAAACCCAACUCCAAUUACGCUGCUUUGACACUCACCAUUCCAAGUAUCUCACUAGAGGACGAAGGGGACUAUGUGUGCGAAGUGCAAAACAGGGAGAACAGUGAAAAGCACUGCCACAAAAGAUACAUCUCUGUGCAUGGUAAGGACCACUCUGAAAGUACUAGUCAGGUUAGUUGGCAGGACUUCAUGAUGCUGAAAGAUGUACAGUGGUGCCUCGCAAGAUGAAAUUAAUCCGUUCAGCGAGUGUCUUCGUCUAGCGGUUUUUUCGUCUUGCGAAGCAACCCUAUUAGCGGAUUAGCGCUAUUAGCGGUUUAGCGGCUAUUAAAGGCUUAGCGGCUUAGCGGCUUAGCUGCUAAAAGGCUAUUAGCGGCUUAGCGGCUUAGAAAAAGGGGGGGGAAGCGAAAAAAAAUCUCAAGACUCGCAAGACAUUUUCGUCUUGCGAAGCAAGCCCAUAGGGAAAUUCGUCCUGCGAAGCAACUCAAAAACGGAAAACCCUUUCGUCUAGCGGGUUUUCCGUCUUGCGAGGCAUUCGUCUUGCGGGGCACCACUGUAUGGAAAAGAGAAUGUGGUGGCAAUGGCUAUAGGGAAUUGCAGCCACUAGGCUGCAGCCUAGAUUGAGAUAUAAUCUUUGGGCCACAGAUUGAUCCAGAAGGCACUUCUUUUUUGGAUCAUAUAUUCUUAUUAGAAUCCUGAGACAACAUAGUUUGCAACAAAAGAAAUAACAAGGGCAGGUGCUAGCCCGAAUAGCUGGAGAAACAUCAAGAAAAGGAGAAACUUAGACUAGGCGAAAGUAAUAAUUCCAAUGCCAAAUAAAAUUAUGUCCAUUCAUAUGUCUGGUUUAUUAUUUCUGUAUUUUUAUGAGGCUGACUCAUGAUUUAAAAUAUCCAGUUUUACAAUAAUAGGGUUCAUAGUGGUCCUGAACACUCCAGGAGUCUCAUACUGGCAACAGCCGGAAUCUUGUUAAACUUCUUACUAAAAUUUCAAAUACUUUUUCAUGAUUAACAAAAUGUCCCCUGUCACAGCUGUAGUCCAGCUAUAUCAGAAUGACCAAAUGUUUCUCACCCCUGCUAUAGAGUGUUUCUUCUUUACUGUUCUGCCAAACUGUUUUUUUGUGGUUGAUCACCUUCAUUUACCAUAACGUCCCUCUUUUAGCUCUAGAGGUCCCCAGGUUGAAGCAGAACCUGUCAAACAUCUUGGUGAAUGUGAGUGAUUCCAUAGAGAUGCGCUGUAAAGUGGAUGGCACACAUAUUCCAAACAUCAGCUGGUAUAAGGAUGAGAAGCUUGUAGAAGAGGUCUCAGGUAUGGCUGGUUGAAGAUAUCUGUUGGGGAGGGAAUGAGUGGCAUAUGAAUUUUCCUGCUUCCUAGUGGAGCCUUGCAAGGCUCUGGGUUGGGAUAUUCAAAUUAAAAUUCAGGCUGGGUUGUAUGCCCAGGCAACAGUGUGUUGAUGCAUUCAGUUCAAUAACAUUCCAGGUGCCAUACCAACACAAGUACAUUGGUGUAGCCAGUGUGAUGUUGUGAACAGAGUGUUAGAUUUGUACAAGGAAAUCCCACCCAGCCAUCAAGCUCUUUGGAAGAUUUUGGAUCAGUUGCUUUCUCUCAGCUUACCCUUCCUCACAGGGUUGUUUUGAUGAUAAAAUGAGAGUGGAGAACAACUCAUGUGUGCCAGCACAAGCCUACUAGAGCAAGGGUGUAAUUAAUUAAUAAAGACUUUCCAUACUUCCUGCUUUGCUUCCUCUGUGUGCAUGUAUCUGCAAACCUAUACCAAGAGGCAUUAUCAGUUAUAGCUGUGAUUACUGCACAGGAGCAGAGCAAUUAUAAAAGUUUAUGCUACUGUAAGAUGUUUCCAAAGAACAAGUAGGCAACACAGAUGUUAUUCCUGCAGUUUGAUUUAAGCCUCCUCUUCCCCACUAAAAUAAUUACUUGCAUCUUCAUUUUAAACUUAAAUUGAAUUACAUUUAUAUGAAUUACAUUUAUAUCCUACCUUUCUUCUGUUGUGGAACCCCGGGCAGCAUACAUGUGGAAUUAUUGUGGUCACCCAUCCAGGUACUGACCAUACCCAGACCUGCUUAGCUUCAGCGUCAUGUGGCCUCAUAUACCUUCAGCCCAUCCCUUGGGAAAUAUGGGCAGCAAUCCCAAGGAACUACUUGCAUGCAUGUAAAGGAACCACAGACAAUGCUUGAGCAGUCACUUCUGUUUUUGCUACUGAAAUUCUGAUAACUAUGGGGUAGGAUAAGAUUAAACAGCUUACCUCAUCAGUUGUGUGCUUAAAAGCUACAGGAAAAUAUUUGACUACAUGGGCAGUUCCCAUUCACCAAAGUAAAUGGUGCAUUUGGAUCCCAGGUUCAUUCUACUAACCUGCAGUGGCAAACCGAUCAAUUUCAAAAUCUCUCUUAGAAAAGAUUUAUGCCAAAAAGAUCAUGGAGAAAAAAAUUUGUUCUAUGGUUUGUUACUUUACCAUUAAUGUGUGUCAUGUUAUACUCUUUGACCACUGAAAACCUCCACAAGCUUUUUCUACCUGUAUAGCCUUCAGGAGCUAUCUAACUCAUUAUUCAUAAUGAGGUGGGCUAAAAUAAAUUCCAAAAGAAAAUUGGGAAUUGUAAGAGCUGCAAAAAUUAAGAGUUGCAGAACUGUGAAUUGUAAGCCACAACCUGGGAUUUGUUUAUAUCUCCGUACUGGCACACUGCAUUUUGUGAAAACUACGUACUGCAUCUGGGGGCUACUCUUUCACAAAUAUUACUUCAUUGCUGGGGGAUGAGGCAUAUGAAAGUGACCAAGUGCUGAUUACAACAGCAUGUGGCGAGCAGUGGUGAAAAGGACUGGUCCCAGUUUGAUUUCCAUGCUCUAAUUUUAGUCCAGGCUUCUGCUUUGAACUAGGCCAAAGGCCUGAGGAUCCCAGCCCUCCCUAGACGCCACUAGUUCACACCUGAAAGCCCUUCCCCUUCUGCCUGUUUCAGGAAUUGACCUGGCAGAUUCCAAUCAGAGGCUGAGUAUCCAGAGGGUGAGAGAAGAGGAUGCUGGCCUUUACCUGUGCAGUGUCUGCAAUGCCAAGGGUUGUGUGAAUUCCUCCGCCAGUGUCUCUGUAGAAGGUACUAUUACUAACUUCAACCCCCUAAGCCUGUAGAGGGAAAUGUUAUUUGGAAAGAAAGCAAAAGAAAGAAAGAGGGAUCCCACCAGAAUAAAGACCAUGCUGAGACAACAGUACAAGAUUCAUCUUCCUUAACCCAAACUAUUAAAAAGAAAUCAUAUUCUCCUAUAUUUAUCCCAGCUGGAAGGAAAUCUAGAAUAUUCUCAACAAUGUUUCCUCUGCUGUCUCUUGAAAAUGCCCUUGAUUUUGUCAUGUGCCUGCUUUAAACUUUAUUCACUUGCUAAUUCUUAUGUGGUUCUUUCUGACCUGUAGGCUCGGAUGACAGGACCAAUGUGGAGAUUGUGAUCUUAAUUGGGACAGGUGUCAUUGCCAUCUUCUUUUGGAUUCUCUUAAUCCUCAUCUUCUGUAACAUCAAGCGAGUAAGUCUCCUGUGAUCCUUCCAACAGAGCCUGAUUUGGUGAACAGCAAACAGAAUCAUGAACAAGAGAUGAUCCCAUAGAUCCUAUAGAACCUCAGGCCUGGGGCCCAAAUGUGGCCUUCAAUGACUCUCUAUCUUGCCCUCUCUGCAGGCCACACCUCUUCACUGGCCAGUCUUCAUGCUUCAAGUGGUUUUGCUUGGCUGGAAAGUGUCCUUGAACUCUGAUGGUGCCUUUUGCUAGCCUUAAUGGACGAGAGAGCGAGCUGUACAAGUUUAUGUAGAAAUCCACCUCCACCCACUACUAGCAUGUGGCCCUUGAAAUGUUGCCCAGAAGGGAAUGUGGCCCUCGGGAUGAAAAAGGUUCCCUGUCCCUGCCAUAGGAUGGCUUUGUCUCCCUCCUCUACAUUCCCACUGCCUUAUGUUUGCAGAUCGCCCCAUUCACCUUAGGUAGAGAAGUAUCUAGUUUUCAGCAGGAUGAGAAAUCACCUUGGUAACCACCGCUGAAUACAGAUUGCAUUGCCACGGGAGGGUGACCAAGGAUAAGCCGUCUUGGAUGCCUUGGCAGAAAAGCGGUAUAUAAAUGUAAAAAAUAAAUUAGGGCUCUCCUUUUUUAAAUAACUGCAGACCCAUAGAAUCAUAGAAUUGUAGAGUUAGUUUCCUUUGUUUCAACGGUCUGGUUAGUUUAGCUGAAGGAUGAACCCUUGUUGUGUACAAUUUCUUGUGAAGGAAAUGAUUUAGAGGGAAUUGGAUAAAAUUGCAAUAUAUCCUGAGCUAAUAGUAACAGUUUUGUUUCAAACAUGGGCCCCUUUCUAUUGGGAUGGGGGACUGAGACAUGGAUGUUGAAAUGUCAGACCAUCUACUUCCCCCUUUUGCUUUGUCAAGCAAAGCCCAAUGUAUAGGUUCAAGACAUGAGGAAAAUUGCACAGUAAUAGGGGCCCGUUGCAAAACAACAGAUUUACCAGCAUCUCUCCCUCCCCGCAGCCUGCUCAUGCAGAUAUCAAGACGGGCUACCUUUCUAUUAUCAUGGACCCAGGUGAAGUUCCCUUGGAUGAGCAAUGUGAAUACCUGCCCUACGAUUCCAGCAAAUGGGAAUUCCCUCGGGAGCGACUUCGACUCAGUAAGGUUCAGCAUGUUGUUUGCUGCUAAGUAAAGAAUAUGUUUAGUUCUUUUUUUCUCUCCUUUCCAGCUUGCCAUUGCAAAUCCAAUUGCCAUUUAUGAAAGUUGGUUUGCACCACAAAAUAACUACAGAAGCCAUUGUCUAUUCAGUCUCAGAACGCAGCACUUUCUAGAACAGCCCAUGCACCCAGCCUCUGUAGGGCUGCCAGAAAUGCAGGCAUUGAUGGAACGAUUAUGAAGUUCUCAUACCUAUGCAGUAUAGCCUCACCUUUCCCAUGCGCUCUGGUCAACAGCAGCAAAAACGACACCUCAUUUUCAGCUAUCUGUUUCCUUCCUCUGCUUUGUUGACUCUGCGUCUGUCUCACUUCCUCCCCUCUCUCUAAAAAUACAGCCACCUGGAGAUGGUGAAAAUGCCAUUCUUUCCUCUUCCUUUUUUCACACCUUUUCUUCUUUUUUGUCCCAGUUUCCUGUUUUGUUUUGAUCCCAUUCAAUGACUGUUACAGCCAUUACAUGAAAUGAGUUCAUCUAACUGCACCCUGGCCAUAUUUUUUUUUAAACGCUGUCUCUCUUCUCCCCCCCCCCCCAAAAAAAACUUUCUUUUUUCAGGUAAAGUCCUGGGCCAUGGAGCCUUUGGGAAAGUGAUGGAAGCCUCUGCAUUUGGAAUUAAUAAGAGUAACAGCUGUGAGACAGUGGCAGUAAAAAUGCUCAAAGGUAGGUGUAAUAAAUGACAUCUAAGUAUUACUUGUCUGUCUAAAAACAUUCACUUGGUUAGUUUUUUCUUUCUGGAAGUCCAUUUCCCUAUGAUUUAAGCAAAUCCCUCAUCAUCUCCCAACCCUAACCCCCAAUAUGUUCUGCCAGCAGGAUCCACUAAGCUGAUCUUCCUCUGUAGAAGUAAUUAGCUAUAGCCUUUUCUGAAUCUUCAGUUUCUUUGCCUUUGACUGUUUGUCAGUCAGUAACUGCUAAACAGUGUCCCAUUCCUGCCAAUACAGCUGGGCAGGGAGUGAGGGGAAGGUGGCCUUUAAACAGAGCUGACCUACAGAGGCUCUAAACGUCAGAUCAACAUCAGAUCCAAUAAAAUGAGGGCAGAGAGGAUUCUCCAUAACCGGUUAAUAUAGAUGACCCAAGUGAUAACUUGGGACCCAUGGAACCAGUUGGUGAGCCAGCUGUUUAUAUUGGUAAAAACCAUUUUGUUAUUGGAUUAUCAGAUGGGUACUCAAUACCAUGGUAAGUUACCACUAGGCAAAUUGUCAUCUCUGUUCUCCCAGUGAGCCAAUGAGUCUCAGAACAAAAUGUUACAGUGCCCAAAGAUUAAUUACAGGAGAGAAAAAGAUCUGCUGAGAUAAUGUAGAUGAUAACAAGGAGGAAACAGAUGUAAGUGACAUACUCUAAUGGAACAACAGUAGAAUAGUUAUCUCAGUAGACAAGAAUAGCGUUGCUCAGAUUCUCCAGGUAGGAACCUUCAUAUAGCAGCUGUUCAGGGAAACCUCUGGGUAUACCUUGCGCUGUUUGUCAGAAUUAACCACGGUGCUGCAGUCAGGCAUUAAGCUGUGGUUCCAUCUGUUACAAUCAGAACCAAAAAGAAUCCAAGCCCCUUGAAAUUAGAGCUUUCCAUAAAUGUUUGUAGUCAUAAUUUCAAAUGGCCAAGAGCAAUUCAGGUAGGGAUUUCUGCAAAGGCCACCCAAUGUUCCUGUUCCAUCUCCAGGGCUUGUGGACAUCCACACUUGGCUUAGGGGACAUGGGGGUGGGGGUGGGAAGUCUGGCUGCAUGAGUAGAACUUAGCACUGCACUGAAUUCCACCCCAUAUUUAUAAUUAUUUUUCUUAAGCUUUCUUAAGUUUCACUUAUAUAAUAGCAGAGCAUGACACAUUUUAAUGUACUGGCACUGCCGUACAGGCCCAGUGAAUGUAUGAUGGUGGCUGCAUUGUAUGGCAUUCUUAAAGUUCAAGCCUAUGCAUGUUUUCUUAGAAGCAAGUCCCAUUGAGUUUAGUGUGAGUACAUUUACUCCCAAUGUACUGAGAUGAAAGAGGCAGAUGUUUGAAUAACAAAGCCUUUGCUGCACUGGUGUCAACAAACAAAAAAGAAUUUACUGUCAAGAGAAGUUGUCCAUGCUAUGUAGUUGCAAAGACUACGCUUUCCUCUCGUCUCUCUUAGAAGAUGGGAUGCUGAAUGAAGAAAUUAAUAUAUUGCUUUGGAUGAAUCAUAUCAAGCUUUGCAAUGUAAGAUUUGCAAACAAUUUCUUAAAGCAAGCUAUAUCUAUCUAUCUAUCUAUCUAUCUAUCUAUCUCAGGAAUGGUUUUGGGUGACAAACAUAGAUAUGAGCUAUCUGGAUGCUAGAAGUGGCAAUUAAGGGAUAAUUGUAACAUUGUUUUCAGAGGGAGCUACUGCAAGUGAACACAAAGCGCUUAUGUCAGAGCUGAAGAUCCUCAUCCAUAUUGGAAACCAUCUGAAUGUGGUUAACCUGCUGGGUGCCUGCACCAAACCUAACGGUAAAUAUUGGUAAAUAUUGCAGCCAAAGCCGGGGAGGAGGGGAUUUACAGUGUGAAUGUGGUUAGAAAGACAUGACACCAGCUUGGGAUAGAAAUAGCCACAACUCUAUUGGCACAGGCAUUGGGCAUGGAUCCUGAAUCAGCUAACCCAACUGCUGACUGAUAUCGCCAUCAGAGUCAGACAAGGUGAAAGGAUAGCCUCCACUGAUGCAAAUCUAACAAGGAAAUCCCACCAGGAUGCCAUUCAGGUUUUUGGACAGAACCCUACCCCCUUUACCAGAUUACCUUGAGUUUUGCCUGAUAUUUGGGGGCCCAAGCUUUUGUCUAAGGAGCCAACCCAAAAGUGACAAUUGCUAUGAGGAAGGCAAAAAACCCCAAACUAACCCGAUACAUCUUCAGGCAAAUUCCUUCCUGCUCAUGAAUAUGACGACUGAGAAAUUCAACAGCAGGGUCCUGUACAUGCGCUGCCCUUUUCCCAUUGGGCAAAGCCACAAAAUACAGAGAGGGUGGGUGGAAUAUCCGUUCCGGACUGUUCUGCUGGAUAGUAAGGCAGUCGACUUUUAUGCCUCGCUGACAUCAGCUAGAUGUGUGGGGUGAUGACCUCCCACCCUUGGUCUCCCUAGUGCUGCCCCAGGCCACAACUGCUGCCACUGUCUUGAUCACCUUGCAUGUAAAAGAAAAAAUGGUACAAGAGCCAUCCCACAUUGUCCCUGUACAGCAGGAUAGGGAACCUCAGGCACAAGGUCAAAUAUGGCCCUGCAGGCCUCUCUGUCUGUCCCUUGAGACACUCCUGACGCCACAUUGCCCCAGCUCUGCUUCUUCCUUGAAUGCUUUUACCAGGCUAUAAUGUAUAUUUGAAUUCUGAUCAUGCUUCUUGCUCACCCUGAUGGGGCGUGUGUCAAUAAAUUAACAUUUGUUGCUCCACCCACCACUCCCUGUGGCCUUCAGAAGCUUGUCUAGAGCGGAACGCAGCUAGAAGAAUGUCUUGCACAGGGUAUAUACCAUGUGGGUAGUAUGGUGUGAAAGACAAGGCAAUCCAAAUUUCUUACACUUAAGCCUGCCUGAAAGAAACACACUUUCUUAUUGACUUCUCUACUGCAGGUCCCCUCAUGGUUAUUGUUGAAUUCUGUAAAUAUGGAAACCUCUCCAAUUAUCUGCGGACCAAACGGGAAGGAUUCAGUCCUUAUAGGGUAUGUGACUGACAUUAUCUUGGCAAUAAUUCUAACUCUGUUUUCAUAGGAUAGUCUGAACAUCAUCAUCAUCAUCACAGUAUUAUUGAAGAAAAAUCACUUUCUUAAGCAUGUUUCAGUCCCUCUGAACACUAUGGCUUGGUGUGUAAAUAAAAAGUGGCAGAAACAAUCUAAAGUAGAGGAGGAGGAGCUGGAAAACUGCUGCUGCUUCCCCUGCCCUUGCCCACAGGUUUUGCCUCCUUUACUGUGUCCCCCAAUUACUUUUUUCCUCGCUAGGCCCACAUUCAGUCUAGGGGCUUGCACUGGAGAAAGGAGAUGAAGGGGGUUGUGGUGUUAAGAGCAACAGGACAAACCAGGAUCCAGCAUCCUUCUUCACCUGCUCUGCUCUUUCUGCUUCACGCUUUCCCCUGCCAGGAGGCCCAUAGGCAGCAUACCUCCAAAUGUCAGUUCCAGGAGAACAACAGUGGUAGAGGACUGCUGCUCACAUGCCCUGUUUUUGCAGUCUUCCCAGGGGCAUCUGGUAGGCUGCUGGAAUAGAUGGACAUUUGUUCAGGGCUCUCCUGAUGUUCACCAUAAUACUUUACAGCUCAGUAACAAAUGAGCCUUCUGACAGCUGGGUCUGCUUCUCCGCUUCUAGUCAGUCGCUCAAAAGUGGAGGUUAGAGCUUCUGGGCUGCUUAACCUGAGCUGAGAUUGAAUCACUGCAGCAUAAGCAUGAAGGCUUUUCCACACUUCCACUUGUGCCAUGCCUAAAAAGUAUGGAUUCAAGCAGUUUCCCCCGGUCCCGCUCCUUUCCAAGGGAAAACCCAGUGUUUAGCGAUAGAUGGGAACAAAUGGCAAUCUGGGGGAAACCCAAAUCGCUGUUUGCUCAGAUUGAGCACUGAAGAGAGGUUUUCCCUGGGGGAAAGCAGGGGGACAAGGGAAGGUGUAGAUAAGCCCAUAGUCUGCCUCAUGGUAAUCCUUGUGAUGGGGUGUGCUUCCUAGGAAAAAUCUCCCCGACUACGCGUCCAAGUUCGUUCUAUCGUGGAAGCUGUGAGAGCAGACAGAAGGAGUCGGUCUGGUACCACUGACAGUGCAAUUCUUAAUAGACUUCUGAUGAACAAGAGCCAGGCAGCACCGCCACCGCCACUCAUACAAGAAGGUAAAGAACUCAUUGAAUCUUCAUGGGCGGAGGGGAGCAAGGAAUUUAGGGAACUUGAAAGAAAGUGUGCAGGAUUUCUUUAAGCACACACGAAGGUUGGGCCAGUGGCAGAGUGGAUAAUGUUCCCUUUUAGAGACCUGGAAGCAGAUGGAAAGGGAGGGAGCCAGACUUUAUGGGUAUUCAUCACAGUUCACAUGCAAGGUGGGAAGAACUCAAGGAACCAAAAAGAAUGCACUGAAGAGGAAGCUGGGGGCAUUGGUCCUUAGUGACCCUAGUCUGUGUAACAAGUGCAGAGGAGUACAGCCUGCACAAAAGCCUACACUGAGUUUAUUGAAAGGUACAAAGGGUAAGAUUCCACUCUGUUCCUUGACCAUAAAAAUGUAGGUUAGAGAAUAUGGAACAAAGUCAUGGAGGGCCCUGGACCUUCCCUUGGAGGCCUGAUGCUCCCUUCAGCCGGCAGUCAGAUGACCAUAUAUCAUGUGCAACUUAAAUGUGUGCCCUGUAUAGAAAUUUUGAGGGCAUUAAAAAACAUUGAAUACUAACAAUAUUUGUAAAAAUUAAAGAGCUUUAUACAGCUUUACAACUGCACAAACAUAAAUAGUAAUUGUUCUAAGCACUGCAUGAGGACAGUAACAAAUUCAAUCACAGUCAUACAAAAUACAUGUGCUUAAUGUUGAUUAGUAAAUAUAGAUCCAAUUCUCAGACCUUUCCUGUUUCUCUGUUAAUCUCCCAAAGCUUUUGUAGGAGCAAAGGAAUCCCUUCUAAAGAGAAUGAUUCCUAGGCUUUCCUAGUACAGUAAACCACUGUUCUUACCCCAUGAAUAUAUAUAACUUUCCGCAAUAAGCCACAGGACUAUCUAAAGAUGAUUAGCCCCUGGUCAAAUGGCAAGUUUAUAAAUCUACAAAGGCCAGCAAUCUGCAAUGUCUUAAUCAGGCAAUACCUCAGCCAAGUAAAAUGAUUUUCCUGGAGGCAGGCAGUUUUCCUAUCUGUCUGGCACUGAAAUACAGUUUUCUUCAUCGGGAAAAUACUAAGCCCUGUCUUUAUUCUCAGCUAUAGGCCUCACAUCUGCUUGAAGUGUCUCUCAUAAUUAAAUUAAUAUAUCUGUAGGUGUCAGUACCACCUUUCCAUUGCAGAAACAAUGUCCCUAGUGCAGAGUCCUCAUCAAUUGUAUAAAGUCAGGCUGUGCUUUCAGCAACACAAAUGGUUAAUGAUAAUUAUUUUUAAUAUCAGGCAUACAGCUACACAGGCUUAAGUUCUGUUAAGCCUUGUACUUAACCAUGCAUAGCUUUGUCUUUGAUUGCCAUCACUGAUCCCAGUUGUCUGGAUUAGACUAGCAAGCAAGUCUAAGAUUUCUCUAGGACACUCUGAAGAAAAUCACUAUAGUCUAGGCAAAAGCUGGUUGACCUGGAGAUUUUUCACUGCCACAAACCUUCAGAAUGUAACUUCCUUUCUUGCACAUUUGUACAGUGGAUGAUUUGUGGCAGAGCCCUCUGACAAUGGAAGAUCUGAUCUGCUACAGUUUCCAGGUGGCACGUGGUAUGGAGUUUUUAGCUUCCAGAAAGGUAAGCACUCCACAUACUUACUCUGACUCACCCACCCCCCCGUUGGUUGGUUGGUUGGUUGGUUGGUUGGUUUUGUUGUUUUUUGUUUUGUUUUUUUUGUCUACAAUCUUAACAGAGGGGAUAUAAUAAGAGAUUUAUAAAACAAUGUGUGGUGUGAAGAAAAUGGGCAGAGAGAAGCCUUUCUCCUUCUCUUGUACUAGAACUUUGAGUCAUCCAGUGAAGUGGACUGACAGUAGAUUCAGGACAAGUAAAAGACGGUACCACUUCACAAACUGCAUAAUUUGUGCUGCCACAAGGUGUGCUGAUGGCCAUGUACACACUUUAUACACAUUCAAGAAGGAGCAGUCUAACCAUGUUUUUAAAGCCAUGGUGGAUGAUAUUAAGUACAUCCAAUUUGAGAGACAGUACCCUGUAUGCUAAUUGUGAUCUUGUUCUCCGAGUGUGUAGUAAAAAAAUGCACCAUCCACAAACAAGGGGAAGGUAGUGGCAUGCUUGGACAGUCACAAGGCAUGCAGAAGUACAAAAAAAUAAUUUGAAAAAAAUCCAUAAAGGGAGGGGGUGGAUCCCAAAACAGUCCAAUGAAGGCUGAGUAUGGUCAGUGGAGACAACAGGAUGCAGACAGAUUUUUGGGGAAGAGGAACAGAAAAUGAAGGAGGGGGUGGAAUGGAGUAUCCUGGAUAAGGGCAUGGCUGACUGGAAAAUUGAUCCACACUGCCAUUGUGUGAUUGUAUAGAGGGCUGUUGCUUUCAAGCCCGGCCUGAUCACAUUGGGUGACUUGUGAGCACUCCCCAAAGGAGCUAUUACUUGUCCUGAACACAGGGAUUACUAGAAUAUCUUCAUAGGAUCAAUGAUCUGCUUUUGACUUACUUUGAGAGAAAAGCCCUGAGACUUCUGUGCUUGUUCAUAGUUUCUGAUAUCCCAUCAGUCAUUUCCACACUAGAAUCUAUAUUCCUGAUGCCGUCUCCCCUUUUUUUCUUUUCCUUUAGUGCAUCCAUAGAGACUUGGCAGCACGCAACAUCUUGCUAUCAGAAAACAAUGUGGUGAAGAUCUGUGACUUUGGUCUGGCUCGGGACAUCUAUAAGGAUCCUGACUAUGUCAGGAAGGGCAGCGUGAGUUGUGGGUCAUGGAUAUGGGGAACUGGAAUCGGCUUUAAAAGUUUAUAGUCAGUGCCUUCAGUAUAUGUUUGCUUAUGACCAGUUCUUACUGAAAUACAGAGAGGAUGUUUAUUGUCUGUUCUUAUAGUUGAUACGAAGAGGAAUGGAGUAGAGAAAUAAAAUGGUUAAGAGGCUUUGUCUAAUGCACUUCCUUGGCACAAAAUAUGCAUUUUGUUCCGUGUAAGAGAAAGACAGUAUAGAGGGUAGCACUUAGCCUUGCCAUCUGUAGUGUAGGGCUACUUGAUUUCACCUGUCAUCUGCAAUAAACAUCAUGCUUCCCUCACCUGAAAGAUGUUCAUAUGUUUUCUGCUUAGCUGUGCAUCCCCAACUGAAUUAAAGCCUAGGUCCCUAUAACUGCUUUUGCUCACAAUUCUUUAUUGCUACACUUUGUAUACAGUAUUUUGAAACGUGUGUGCAAAACAUCAGCUUUCUAUCUGUUGUGGAAGUAUUCAUAACCUCAUUGAGUUAGUGAAUGAAGCCCAAGCAUCUAAGGAUUGCAGCUCCCAUGAUUCCUGACUAUUGGCCUGGGGUUGAUGGCCAGCAACAUCUGGAUGGCCACAGAUUAAUCACCUCUGAUCUAGGUAGAUAAUAUCAGGCUACAGCUUCCUAAUCUGCACCUAAAUAGAUAUUCACUUGAUUUGGUGCCUGUCUGCAUGAGCCACUAUAGGAUGUUCAGAGAUUUUUCUGUGGGUUUUCUUAUUUAGUUGCUAUUAACCUUUUUCUGAGCUGUAAUAGCCAUUCACAUUUAUUUCUCUUCCAUAGGCUCGUCUCCCACUAAAGUGGAUGGCUCCAGAAAGCAUCUUUGACAAAGUCUACACCACCCAGAGUGAUGUCUGGUCAUUUGGAGUCCUCCUAUGGGAGAUCUUCUCACUAGGUGAGCACUGAUGAAUAGUUGAACUCUCCCCUGAGCCACCCAUACUCUUAGAUGCAUGUGACUUUGAAGGUAGGUUGCUGGAAGGGCCCCCUAAAUCUCCUUAUUUUACCUACCUUCCCACUCCAGUUGCAUCUAUUCUGCUAAUUACUUUGGGUUGUCAUUCUUGUGCAAGGAUUUCCACCUAAGGAAUAGGACUCUUUCUCUCCGCAUGAACCCCAACCUCCCCAGAUCUGUUCUGCGGGGGGUCCUCUAACCAUCCAGAGUAAAUUGGGAGGGAGCUUGGGGGGAGGUAGAGACAGGAAAAAGAGAGGAAGUCCCGUUGAUCAGGUAGAUGCAACACGUUGCUACAUGUGACCUGCAGCACACCUUCUUUGGGCAUUACAAAGCCUACUUUUGGAUCUUAACACCCCUGAAUGCAUAUCCCAGAAACCUCCUGUCUCAAAUUUAUCAACUAGGUUUCAAUUCUGUAGAAUUUCUUUACAGAAAGUUAGCCUUUCCUUUUUCUGCAUAAUUUCCAGUUUUAUAAAGGCCUGAACCAAUAUUGACUAGUUCUUGAGCAACAUUUUGAUUCCAGUACUUGUAGCUUUGGCCCUGUCUAAGUAGGCUACUUCAGAUUCCUAAAGUGAGUGUAAAAUAACAGGUGAGACAGAGGAGCACUCACACAAUAUAAGAAAAACAGGGAUAUCUCUGUGAGUUCUCUCACAGUGUAAAAGAACAGAUGGGGCAUUUUUGCAGAUGCAAUUGUGCCUUCUUCUCUUUCAUCUUUCCUUCAUGCCCCUGCCUGACAAUCUGUGGAUUAUCUUCUUCAGGUGCCUCCCCAUACCCUGGAGUCCAGAUCAAUGAAGAAUUUUGCCAGAGACUGAAAGAUGGCACCAGGAUGAGAGCUCCAGAAUAUGCCACUGCAGAAAUGUGAGUCAGAGCACUUGAAAACAUGGCCAGCAGCAAAAAAAAAUAAAAUACUGUAGUCCACAGAAUAUAGAUCCAUAGAGGUUCCCAAGAUCUGAAGCAUAUUUUCUUCCUCUGCUUUGGCUAGUGUGCUAAAGGCUCAACAUGAUAUAGCCAUUUAAACUCUUCCAUUUGCUUCUGUAGUAACACUGCUGGUGCUCAACUCCAGCAUUUACCUUAAGGAGAGGCUUUCCCUUUGCAGCAGUUUCCAAAUUCUAGCUUUGUAUUUGAUUGACAGUUAUAGGAUGAAGAGAUUGAUCAGCUUCAUGCAAAGGCUUGUUCUGUUUUUCUCUGCAGUUACCGUAUAAUGCUAAGCUGUUGGUAUGGUGAUCCCAAGGAAAGACCAACAUUCUCGGACUUGGUGGAGAUCCUGGGGAACCUUCUUCAGGAGAAUGUCCAGCAUGUAAGUUCUCAUUUGUAAUCAUAGCUCAGAAACCAGCUGCAAAAGCCAGCUAGGUGCAAGGAGUUAUUUCUUUGGUGAGCUGCUGAGUAAACAUUUAGAUACAGUGGAGAUGGGGAGCCUCUUUGUCUGGCAGCCCAACUUUGACAGCUGAAUGUGAUUAAGAUUAGAAGACUAGCGUCAAAUCUCUUUCCUUCUCUUUCUCUCUCUUCAGAGAGGUUUUUCAACACACGUGCUGCCCUCUUUUACCUUAGUGUCUUUCUAAUAGUGCUUGGGGGAAAGCUUAAAACCAGAAAUUGUUUCAGAAAUAUACAUCCUUACUUAUCUUGUAACCCUUGCCUGUCUUGUAUCCCAGGACAUUUGGUACAAUCGGACUGUGGAGUUGAUGCCACCAGCAAAUUGUUAAACGGGUUGGAUGACAGAAGUGGGUGUCCUUACCUUUUAUUUGCAAGUCAGGAGAUGGGGAGAUGAAAGCAUUGUUUCACUUUCCGAUAUAAAACAGUUUGAUCUAUUUGCUUUUCUUAUGAAAUUCAUCUACCCAUUAUUCCUCAGAAGUAUGUGUCUGCACAGGCGUUAACGGCUAUCCUCUUUUUUCCUGGAGGAGAAAAUGGGAGCAGGGGGAGAACUACCGUUUCUUCACUCUCAUUGUUGCUGCUUCUGGCAAAUUCUUCAAUUUUCCUGGCACAUAACUACUUAUUUAAAUUCCCAUUAGGAAGGGAAGGAUUAUAUCCCACUUAAUGACUCUCAGAGUUCUGAAGAUGAUGGCUUCUCCCAGGUAGCUUCCUCCAUCCAGCAGAAUUCUGAUGAAGAGGAAUUUGACUUGAGGAUGCACUGUCACAAUAUAGCAGCAAGGUAAGUCCCUGCUGAAUCCUGGAAGAGUCAAGCUGAGAGCUGGCCAAACUAAGAACAAAGCCUUUUAGAAAGGCAGUAUUAUCUCCCAUCAAACAUUUUUAUAUCAUUAGGCUACGAACAAUAUUUUCAGCCAUAACUACUUCUCAUGGAUGUUACGCAUUUGACCUGGACCCCUGCCCUCCCCAAAAUACAGUUUAUCUGUUGCUUGCUAAUAAAACAGCUAGAUUUGCUCUAUACAUGUCCAGAUAAUAUACAUGUGGGACAAUAAAUACUUUUUGCUAGACUGGAAAAGGUGGGUACCCCAAGCACUAAAAAAUGGAAGGCCAUUGAUGCACAAUAUUUGUCUUCAUCUUGGAGAUGCAAAGUGACAGUAGCUAUGGGGGUGGCAUAGGAAGAGAGACAUGUCAUUUCCACCCAAAGCAUCAACAUCCCCAGUGACAGCUGGUGAAUCCUGCUUCAUGUUGCUACAUUUAAAUCACUGCUGUACUUACCAAGGUUAUUCUAAGGGCUAAACCAGGCACUCUAUGCAAUAUAUGUGUAGCAGUGGAAGAAUGGCAGGGGGAGGGGGAUUCUUAAAAUUUCCCUGCCAUCCAUAUUCCUGUUCAAAACCAGUCCUCAACCUGCUUUUCAUCCUUGAGGACUGGGAAAAGUGGCUUCUCCCAGGCUACUUUUCCUUUCCUGAAGCUACAGAAAUAUGUGUGCAAUGUCUACUUAGGCCUUAAACAUACUUUCUGAGGAGCAAGGGGAAAGGGUAAUAACACAUUCAGACUGUGCUACUUUUUUUCUGCAGAAUUUUAUGUCUUAACUGACCCAGUAUUGCUGACCAGAAGAGCACAAAGUGAAGAUUUCCUUAUUUAAUGUGCAUGUUCCACCAGUAUCUUUUCUGAUUCACCCUUUACUUUAUGUCCUUUCCCAGAUAUUAUAACUGUGUGUCUUUCCCUGGCUGUUUAACUGGUGGGAAUCAGAUAAGGUGUCCAUCCAGAAUAAAGACUUUUGAAGAAUUUCCUAUGACACAAACCAUGUAUAAAGCACAUCCGGUGAGUGGAGCAAAGUGGUAGAGACAGAAGGAAAAAUUGAAAAAUAAACAGUUCAAUGUAUAUUUGUCCAUUACUGCGGUCUAAAGACCAGUUAAACAGUGUUUUCUGCCACACUUCAAUAUUCACACAAAUUGCUAACACCAUGAUUUACAGUUGGCAUGAAAGCUAGAUGUGUAUUGAGGAAACUCUUCUAAAAAUAGAAUAUAGGGACUACCCAUCCUCAUUAUAUUUAGGCAACUACAUCCCAGAUAAAGGUAUUUACUGUAUUAAUGGUGGUGGGGUGUGUUAAUUCAAAUCUGCUAUUAUUUUUGUGAUUGGACAACAUUUGGGUUGGUAAGUCUACUUCUGAUGAAGAAGCACAUACACUGCUUUCAGAUAACCAAAGAAUUUAAAUUUUACCUUCUGAAAAUCUCAGGUAAUGCAACAUAACAAGAACAAAACAACAACAACUAAUACAGUGGUACCUCGGGUUAAGUACUUAAUUCGUUCUGGAGGUCCGUACUUAACCUGAAACUGUUCUUAACCUGAAGCACCACUUUAGUUAAUGGGGCCUCCUGCUGCCACCGCGCCACCAGAGCACGAUUUCUGUUCUCAUCCUGAAGCAAAGUUCUUAACCUGAAGCACUAUUUCUGGGUUAGUGGAGUCUGUAACCUGAAGCAUAUGUAACCCAAGGUACCACUGUAAUAACUAAUAAUAAUAAAUACUAAUAUAUAAUAUAACUACAAGUACUUGGCAAUCAUUUUUAAUGAUUUCUAUGCAAUUUUACUUAUGAAGCAAAACUUAAUUAUAUUAAUUUAACCAAAAGAUCUUUUGAAUUCCGAAGUUGUGUUACAAUUUUUUAGCACCCUUCAUUUUUGAAAGUUGAAAAAUUCAACAUGCUCUAUAACAUGCUUAUAAAAAUUGGUACAGGCUUCUAAGUUUUACAGGCAUAUUUACAAGGCUGAGUUAAGCUCCACUCUUCUUGCUCAUCAUCUGCAGCUGUUCCCUGCCCUACAUUUGCUUUUCAGUCUCCAUCCAGCAGAGGAAAGGUUCCUGGUGAAAAAAAUUCAGAAUGCUUGCUCAACAAGGCUGGCACUUCUAACACUUUUUAUUUUUUUCUGCUCCGUUGCAGGACAAUCAGACAGACAGUGGGAUGGUUUUGGCAUCUGAGGAGUUUGAGAGGAUAGAAAAUAGACACAGAAAAGAAAGUGCAUUCAGGUACUUGGUUAUUUAGUUCUCCUCGCUAUAUCUCACAGCCCUCACUAACAUACAAUACCCAGCGGUGUCCUCUGCAGCAAACCUCACUGCAGCCUCCUGUAAAUGUGCUGGGAGCACAGAAAUGCAAGCGCAUCCAUUCUCCUGUAACCUGCUGCUGGCGGCAGCAUUCCUGAUGGCAUUUGUAACAAAAAGGGUUGAUUGAGCUUAAUGGCUUUUGAGUGGAGUCAGUUGACUCUGUGCAAGGAAAUAAAGAGAGGAAGCAUAUUACACGGGCAUGAAAUACAGCAAGAAAUCAAGGAGCUUUCCAGACAAUCAAGCAGCAAAGGUACAGUUCUUUCAAGGAAACACUUUUCUUGUGGAAAUGUCACAUAUUCCCAAUGCUCAAACUGCAAUAUAAUGCCAUUGGGAAAAUGUGAUUCUUUCCCCAGCUAGUGUGAAAUGUUUCUGUAGUUGUUAUGCAUUUGACAGUGGAUAUGACAUCAAAUGGCAACUCAAACCAUCAAGGAACUAUUUUAAGGCUACUUUUAGAACAUAUAGAACAAAACUAGGCUAGGUUCCAUUGAUUUCAGGGAGAGAAUUAAUCUGUUUCUCCCAUUGAAAUAAUUGAGACUUAGGCUGCUGCCAGAUGGGGAGCUCCUAAGCUACAAGGGGAAGUCCAAUUGACUUGCCAUACUAUCAGGAGUAUUGCACUUGUUCUGUGUAUACAUCCUGUUAUGUUUCAUUAACCAUAAAAUUGACUGAAAUAAACAAAAAAUAGGGACAAACAUGAUAUUCACUGUAAUAAUUAUAAUGAAUAUGUGCUGAGUUGCAAUAGGUUCACUUUUCUGAUAUGUCACUGCCCAUGUCAAUACUCUACCCUUUUUAAAAAGAUGUAAGAGCAGCACUAAAGGCAUCUGUACCUGUGGAAAUAGAACCACUACUGAGAAAAGUCAGACUUUCUGAAGUCUGACAAAGGAGGGAAGAAUCACAGGGAAAAUACAAGAUUUAUUAAAGCUCAAAGCGUAACUCAGCUGAUAUUCAAAACCAUUGGUGAUACUUAACUGGCCUAUAUGGUUCCUGGCUUUGUUCAAAUCCUCCCAUAGAAAUGGUGGAUAAGAACAAUGAAAUCCUUGGUGGUGAGCAUGAGGUACAUCGCUGGUAGGUCUAAAAGCAAUAAGAAAAUCAGUAUACAUAGAUACAUAUUUUUUGGGGAUUUUUAAAGGAAACUCCCUGCUUUGAAGAAGUGAUAUUACAGUGCAAUCCUAUAAACUCUAUGGGGCUUACUCUCUAGUAAAUCUGUUUAGGGAUAAUCUGCCAGUAGCUGAAUCCAGUUUUCCUAUAUGAAAUCAAGUUCCUGACAGCAAUAAGGUUUACAAAAAAACUACAUUCUUGCAUCUCAUUUCUGGUGCACCACCUUCACUUUCUCAUUAGAAAGAUGCUCUCUGCAUUUAUUUAUUUAUUUAUUUAUUUAUUUAUUUAUUUAUUUAUUUAUUCAGUCAGUCAUACAUACAUACUGCCCUAUACCCGGAGGUCUGAGGGCAGUUCACAGAAGUCCUCUGUCAUGUAACUUCAUACAUCUUGUAGAAUUACCAACCUGCUAAAUGGCUAGCUGUGCUUGCCCUGAGCUUUCUGAUGCUAAGAAGCUUUUUUUCCCCCUGGACAGUCAAUUAGAAUACUAUCUCUUACUCAGAAGAACUGACUUCCUGUCUCUUGCUCUUUCUUUCUUCCCCCACCCCCAACAGCAGUAAAGGAUCCAGUCGAAAUGCAGAAUCAAUAGUGGAUCAAUCAGACCUGAGGGGUAGGUGUCGGCCAUCGUACCAGUCCCAGCUCAGAGGCCAGACUUUUUACAACAGUGAAUAUGGGGAACUGUCAGAACAGUCGGAGGAAGGCAGCUGCACUCCACCCACUGAGGGAGCCAGUCCCUCCCUCCUCCAUGCUUCAUUCUUUUCAGACCAAUACUGAAGGGAAGAACAGAUUGUGGAGACACUCUGCUGAGAGACUACACUUCGCCCCUUAUGCAGCACUACAUUUGUUCAGUGGAGCCCACUUUCCCUUCAUCCUUGAGGAAUCCACAGUAGGGAACCCCUGUGGAACAGAUGGCGAACUCCUUGGAUGUGAAGAUAGAUGCCAAGCAUUUUGAUGCGGGAUAUAGUCCUUGCAUUUGGCACUAGCACACUUCCUUGAUCUGAUUCUGUAUUUGCCCCCCACCGCCCUGCCACCCUCAAUUAGAUAUUGGAUGCAGUUCCCUGGGUGAAACAGGACUGUUCUGCCACCAGAUGGAUGUGUGUAGAGAGCUGCAGCCUCUGCUCAGUAUUCAGCCUCCAUUCAAAUACUUUGCCGUAAUAAGCUUCAUUUCAGGUCAGAUAAAAAUAGAUGUGUCUUAGCUGAGUUUCUUCCUGAUAUGCAGCCUUGUUUGUUUCUGCUCUUGUUUCAACUCAGCUAUCAUGGGAGGGGGAAGAAGCAAAUGAAUGAAUUUGGGCAUUGGAGGAGUAGCAGUAUUUCCAGACUUGGAGAGUCCUGCUUCGCUAGAUAUAGACAUUCCCUAUAGACACAUCAGUACAGAACUAUAUAUUACAUACUUAAUUCUUGUAUGGUGUUACAUAUUUCAUUUAUGUUAGACACUAAACCUAUUAUAGAUUCUAUUCCAUCACCAUUCCCAUGUCUGUGGUGGCAUUAUUGGCUGCUCCAGUACAAGCGGACCACUAUAUCUCUGCACAGUGGGGGAUUUGGUGUUAACUAGUUCAAGGUGGAAAUUAAUUUCCUUCACUCUCUACUGACAUAUACAGACUUGGAACCCAUUUAUGUGUCCAGUCAUCUCCUACCCCACCCCUGAAUCCACGGCCAACUAUAAAAUGUUCUUUAUUGGCAGCCAUCAUUUUCAAAAAUUUAGUGUCCCUUAUGAUCCCACGGCAAAGUAUAGAACUUUGUCUUUGUGGAACUGAAUGCAACCUUAUAAUAAUAGAGAAUCUAAUGAAAUCCUUAACUGGUAUUUUUAGCUCUGUCCCUCUACUUAUUCUCCUCUAGCUCCCAAUUCCUACAUCCUUACUUCCCAAGAUAUCAUAUGUUAGAAUAAAUAGUACAAAGUAAAUUUCUGCAAAUGUAUCUAAUUUGCAUUAUUUAUAAUGGGAGGAAUACAAUGCAGGUCAUUUUGUUAGUGCAAGCUGUUCUGCUUGCCUAAUUAAACAAUCUACCCUAUCCUCUUGCUGUCCACGGUUCCAGGGGUUCUCCUGACACCUCAUCCCUGAGCCAGUGGGGGAGGAUAUGGGGCACUGAAGGGAAGAAAGCCCCAUUGCGCUAGCAGAAGUCCUUGUGUGGGCUUCCACUGGUGGAACUGGUUAGCUGAGCCCAGCCCUGAGUCUGGAAUUUGAGGAUAAUUAUUAAAACAUAUACACACAUUUGCAUUCUUCCCUGACACAGUCCUUAGCAUAGUUUUCCAUCUUCUAAUUGUAAACCAUUGCAUCAAUGAGGUUUUGUUUUUUACAUAAAUGAGGAAUAAGUAUAGAGUCAAUCUGAACUUGUUUGUGUAGUUGUUCCCUUGCAUAGCCUACGAGCCUUUCCCUCCCAGCUCUAAUUCUGAAGGACGCUGCCAUAGGAAAAUGUCUGUGAAAGCCUUAUGAAAUGGCUUUUGACCAGCUUGUGAAUUUCACUUUGUAAUUCUGUACAGUGUCAGAGGCUCUCACUCUCAAUUGUGUCUCCAUGUGAAAGAAUUUCUGCUUGCAGGCCAGGCUUCUGUUUAUAGAACUGAUAGUUUUGGUUUAGCUUAUUUUAUUUUUUUCAUAUUGGGCAUAUGUUUCCCCCCCCCUCCAGAUUAUAUAUAUUCCUCCAUAAGAGGGCUUUAUGCAUUUACACAUUUGUAAUUAUCAUUGUUCAUGCCUUUUCUACAUUCAUUUGUAUCUUUAUGAAUGCACUCAAAGUCUUGUCCCUUUUUUAUUACAUUUCCUAUCUACAUAAGUAUACAGUUGUGGUUUAGUUAUUAUCAGGUGUGGAAGGGAUGAAAGUUCUCUUGCCUCUGUGUGUGUAUUACAUAUUCUGUAGAAAGGGGGAGGGGGACUCAAAGAGGUAUAUAAAUGGUGUACAAAUAGAAAACACAAUUCUACACGGAAGAUUUCCUUCCUUCUUUCUGUUAGCAGAAUCCCAUUGACCUGAACAGCUGAGAACUUCACAAACUGGACCCAUUUCAGAUGUACUUUUCGUGCACUGAAUCACUACCCAGAUGCAGAUGAAGUCCCCCUGCCCUGAGCAACGUAGAUACACACACAAAGCUGUAAAUCUAAUCUAAUCAAGUGUUCCAGAUUACAGGAAAGUUGAAAGAUCAUGUUGCAGCUGGCUUAGGACCAAAGAACCUGUUCAUUGAGCAUUCAUUCUCAUUUCUUUGCAGGAAGGUUAGAUGACCUUGCAUCAAAGCAAGUGUUAUCCCACACUUCCUGGCACUUCCCUUACUGCAAAAAAGAUGUGGGGGUGGGGUGGGAGAGCAGGUUGUUGCACAAUACUUCAAAAUCAGCUGUAAUUCUGCAACCUGAAUUUUCCAGUAUGUGAUUUAAUUCUACUCAAAAACAGUGAGAGUCUGGAAGUGCCCUUAGUCUUAAUACCUAGUUAAAAAAAGAUAAGGGACAGUGUGGAACCAUAACAAGUUUAGUGUUCUAUGAGCAUCAAUAUGUGACUUGCUCAUCCUGUAGUAUUGUUAUAGGCAUUGGUUGAUCUUUAAUGAGGGAUAAACUCUCGAUUAAGUCAUUUUGGGGUGCAGCUACACAGCAUCCAGGAAUUGGAGCGUUUUGAAAUGUGACAUUGUUCCUGCAGUGUUUACAUAAGAAAAACGCUGCUGGGUGAUGCCAAAGGCCCAUCUAGUCCAGCAUCCUCCUCUCACAGUGGCCAAUCAUAGAGUGUAUCUGGAGGGGUGUGUGCAUCCACCUCUCACAGGAUUAAAAUGUCACAAGGAAAGCAGCCCUCGGUGUAAAUGUGUGAAGAAGCCACAUUCUAGAUUCCACUUCCAGUUUUAUUCUCUUGCAAUACUAAACUAGCAGUAGUACUUCCGUUUCAUUAAAAUAACUUAUUUUAAAAACUAUCAUCUUUUUUCUCUUUUCUAUUUGGUCAUAUUCCUGUUUGCCCAGAGGUGUAAUUAGGGGUUUGCGAAAUCAGGGGCCCAGGUCAGGGGCAGGGGCCAAAAACCAGCUACCAAGCUAUGGAGUGUAUGACGUAUAUAUAUAUAUGGCAACACGAAACUGCUAUUGCGGCAAGCUCAAAUGCAGGAGAAGCUUCCUGUUUUUCUCACACCGCAACAGAAAGGCAUGCAUUUUUUUCACCCUUCUGCUUCACCUCACUCUCACUCCAGAUGCUUUGGGUACUUGGUUGUGUAAAAUGUAGGAAUUUCUAAUAUGGUAUUGUGGUAAAGUGAUGGGGGGGGGUACCAAUACAGCUUCCUUGCCAAGGGUUCAAGGGACCCUUGAUACGCCUCUGUGUUUAUCUGCUGAAUUUUACAUGGCUUCAAUUGCUUAAAUAAAGCAUUUAAAGAAAUGUUUACCAAUAUAGUAGCAAACUCUGUAAAGCGUUAAGCAAACUGCAAUGGUAGAAGGCCAUAUCAAUUCUACAGAUGAAGGUAUUAUCCCAUUAAUGCACCAAUAAUUGUAAACUGGGGGGUUUUUUAAUAGAAAAAAAUGAAAACCAAUUAUAGAUAUCUCAGUGAGUAUGGAGGGGCAAUUUGCUCAUGCUAGGUCAAAUAAUUAAGCGCCUCAGGACAUGGUCAGUUCUUCCCUGUUAUGAGAUAGCAGUUUCUUUACGAUUUCUUCAAGCUCACUGUAAAGAGUAGGCCAUAUAAACAGAUUAUCCCCAGAGAGGAAUUCCCAAAUAAUUACACAAUUUUGGGGAAGCAACUAUUUGGAGCUCCUUGCUAUCCUUGUUAUUUUAUCUUGUUCUGAGUACUUUCGCUACUACUUGCCUAUUACUUUUAAUAUGUUACUUCUCCUGAUGUUAUUUGAUGGGUAAAGUGAUUAAUGCACCCCAAUUCACCAUGGCCUUUUAAUGGUACUGUUGUCUUCCUAAAUUUGUAAUUCAAAACAUCCACACAGUGUGCAGAUUUUAUAUCUCCAAAGAAAAAACUCUUGUUUCUCAGUUUCUCUGUUCAGGGCACCAGCUGCAUAAGCACAAUUACUGCAAAACUGGAAAUAUAAAUGGAUAACAGAAAGAAUGGUGGUGGGGCAGUAUUAUAGGACAUAAAAGCAAAUACAGACUUGCAAAAUAAAGCAUUCAACUUUUCUUUGUCCACU
Messenger RNA from Podarcis lilfordi (Lilford's wall lizard), 88929 nucleotides. The record is from the annotation of a GenBank genome assembly. Lineage: Eukaryota; Metazoa; Chordata; Lepidosauria; Squamata; Lacertidae.